Molecule: messenger RNA, 98880 nt
Organism: Podarcis lilfordi (Lilford's wall lizard)
Lineage: Eukaryota; Metazoa; Chordata; Lepidosauria; Squamata; Lacertidae
Source: the annotation of a GenBank genome assembly
CUCGGCCGGCGCGCGCGCGCCCUGAGCGCACGCACCCCGGAACCGUCCCCUGUGCCUCCGCCUCCUUUCGCUGCUUGCGAGUCAGGGCGCGGGCGCGGGCAAGCCUCCUCCAGCCCGGCGGCGCGCGCACGCACUGGCGUGCACACACACAUACACACACACACUCACGCACACCCAGGCACGGCAGGAAAGGCAGCGAGCGCCCCGGCUGCCCCUGCCUCCUUCCUAGCCACCCGCCCCUCUGCUCUGCUCUCUGGCCGCCGCCGCCGCCUGUCCGUGCGCCUCUUGGCCGCAGAGCAGCUGCACCGGCCUCGGGCCCCGCCUGUCCCUCCCUGGCCACUGGGGAGGCGGCGAGAGCGAAGCAGCCCCGCAGCAGCCGGGUAAGGAGAAAGACUCUCUUCUCCCAGGAGCGCCUCCUCCUCCGCGCCCCAUUUCUCCGGGCGGAAACAUGGGUAAGUCACCUCAAACCUCCCCGGCGGGUCCCCUCCCAGGUCUCGCCAAAAGGAAGCAUCUGUUUGAGGGAGGGAGGUCCAGGCGGAGUCCGAGGUGGUCGGAGAGUUAAAGGGGCUCGUUGGCGAGAGGAGGGUCCCUCAGUCUUUGAGGGGUGGCCGGGGAAAUGGGGCCGGGAGGUUGGAGGAAGUGGGGCGUUCUCCCAACGCCACCCCCUCCCAGGCUCUCCCCAGCGCACGUUGUGUGGCUUCUUAAGGUGCAUCCUUUCCCCGUUGUCCUCCCCCCCCUCCACCACCAUUAUGGGCCACCACCCCAUCUCCCCAGUUGGCUUCCCUCUUUCUCGCACCGUGUCCUACAAGCGGGAGAAGGAAGCGGACUUCAUGCAACUUCCUCAUCCGCACACAACCCGGGGAUGGAGCUUGGGCUGGGUGCAAUGUGCUUCUCUUCUCUUCUCCCCCCCCCCCCCGCCUUUUCUAAUUGAUGCUUUCCACCUUCAGCCUCCCAGGGAUAUCGCUGUCUUAGGGUACAGCAGGGGUAGCGGAUGUAUAGGAAGCCCAUGACGACACAGACUCGGUUCUGAUCGAAGUCGUGACUGCCGGGAUUGUUAGAAUAAAAGUAGAUGCUGGCUUGAUUUAGGGUGGGUUGAAAUGGAUGUUGCCUUCAGUGCAUUUCUUGGUCACACCAAAUCUGUGUGCCUCACAAUAAGGACCCCAUUCUUAACUUAAAAUGCACCAGCGGCCUUUCUUAAAUAUUAAGUUGAUGCAGCUCUUGUGAUGUUACCAGUAAAUCAAGCAGCUUAAUUAAGCUGACUGUCAGUCUAAUAAACUUAACCUCAGAGAAUUUGGCUUGGUGCAUCCGUAGGCUGGCUUAGUUUCCUCAGUAUCAGGUAAAUUAUUUGCGGUGUGUGUUUUGUCACUGUGAUAAAGCCAGACUUUGCAGUAUCCUUUUAAAUAUAUUCAUAAUUAAUAUAUGUUACUUGAUGCUGUCUUCUGUCUCUUGUAAAUCAUGACUUUCUUGUGAUGUAAGGCAAGCUGUGGACUUAAGGCUGCAAUCUUGCAUGAACCUACUUCUGAGGAAGCACACACAGGAUUGCACUGUCAUUUGGGAAAGUAGGAUUAGCAUAGAAAUCUUCAGAAAACUGUGUUGGUCUUGAAAGUAGUGGGUGUUAACUUGCUCACUCAGCUUUUCUAAGGCCUGGCUCUCCAAACUGCUGAUUGCAUUGAAGAUUUCCUUGGAUGGUUUUACCAGCUGAGUCUAAAAACAUGAUAUGAGGUCAUAUGAUGCAGCCACCUUGCUGAAGCUAAGCAGGACUAGGUCUGGCCCAUGCAUGGAUGGGAGUCUACCUGGGAAUUCUGUGUAUAUUCCCUUGAGUUCCAUGAGGAAAGAAAAGCAGGAUAAUAUACCAAAUGAACGUACUGCUACCUAUGGCCCUACCUUGUUUUCAGACUAAAAGAAAACCAUUAUGUAGGGUAUUAUAUAUCCAUUAUUAAUUUAAAUAUAUAGAAGGGGAAAAGGAAUUAACUAGCUAGUUACAAUGGAGAAAUACUAAUGUCAUUGAUCUAUGGCAGAGAUAGUGUUCAAAUUGAAAGAACAGGCCAAGAUUUGUUACUUUAUUUUUUAAUAAAUAAAAAUUAUAUAUUAAAAUUUAAUAAAUAAAACACUGGCAUAUUUGUGUUGGUCAUUGCUGGCACAUAGACUGUUUCAAAAGUGGAAAGCAUGUAGGAAAGGCCUACCUCUUCUAUUUUUAAAACAGAAUAUUUCUUGCCAGGUAAUGUCUAGAGAUGGUUACUACUUACAACAAGCUACCAGGCGACUGGCUGUUUGCAAGCCUGUAUUAACCAUAGUUCAGGGGGAAUUCUUGGGAUAUCUUCCAGCGCUUGAGCCUACGGAGGUGGUCUUGGUGUGAUGAGGUAUGGGAUACUUGAGCAUGCCAGCAAAGAGGAUUGGGGAGGAAUCCAAGCAAGGCAGCAAGCAGCAGAAUUCAAGCAAAGCAAAGAGAGUACAGAGUAUACAGGAACCAGGCAGAUAUAAGAGGGUAGAAUUUGGUAUAAAACACAGUAGGGCAGUACACCAGUACCCUCUCCCCUUUUGGGGGACUGCUUAAGGGAACAGUGAGGUCAUGGAAACUAAACUGGUUUCAAUGGGUGCAACAGCUUGAGUCCAGGGUGCUCUUGAAUUUCACCCAAGACAGAACCCUGGCUCCUCCCCCUUUUUUUUGAGACAGAAGCAUUUUCAGAGUGGGACAACAUAUCGCGGCAGAUUCUAGUGUCUGAAAACCCUGUGAUUACUUAUCCAUAUUAUAAUAUAAGUAAAUAACAAUAUUUAUAGUAUAGUGAUUAUAUAUCUUACCCUUCAGUUUCCAAUAAAACCCAAAGGGAGGUUUACAUCAACAACCUAAGAAAGUUAGCAGCAUGGGUAAGUUAAGAAUAAUUUAAAAUCCUGGGUAAAUAAAAGAUCUUCACUUGGUUCUACAGAAUGAAUGUGUCUGGUGCUGCAAGCAAGUUCUGUUUUUUUUUUACUGCCUGCUGGCCAAAAUGGAAACAGGGCAUUCUUGGGGUACUCUAGAAUUACAUGCAUUGAUUCCACCUGAUGUACCCUAUACGGGUAGUGAAAUGCCAGUCACUUGCCAUGCUGGGGUCUUGAAAACCAGAGGUACGCAUGCUAAUGAUCUGUGUCUGGCAUGGCUAGCAGCAAGUAGUGAAAACUGUUCCAGGGGGUCUUGGAACCUAUGCGGUGACAUAGCCAGAGUGGCUGUACUUAGAGUGCUUUGAACUGGGUAUGAAUUAAGGCGCCAGACUGGCUUCUUGCUGCAAGCUUGUAGUGAACUGCAAAAAAGCUAUUCUGGUAUCUGAGAUCCACUCACGAGAUUUUCGACAGGAGCACAAUGGAUCAAUCUACUGUUCCUUGCCAAAAUUUCACAGAGUGGAACCAUUUUGCUGCUGCUCAUCCUUAACGUAGGAUUUGAGAGUGAGUCUGGAUGCUGCUAUAACAUCAUUGGUAAUAAGUACAGUGUUCCCGAGGCUUUCUUUCCAUGUGGGCACACGACUAAGGUUCUUUUGGCUAGCUGUUGGAUCUUUUACUGCCCAUACUUUCACGAUUACAUCAUUCUUGUUGAGUAAGACCUUCCUGUAAGCUGUAUAUCUACACGAAUGUGUAUAUUUAACAAUGCCUCCUGUUUAAGUGGUUCGGUAACUUGUAUCUGUCAAAAUUGUGGGGUCUCUUGUCUUUCUCUUCUUUCCCCUCCUCGUUACGUUUCCCCACUUUGAAUUGCAGUCUUAGGUAUGCUUACUUGGAAGUUGGGGCCUUUGAUUACAAUGGGACAUGCUUACACCUAGGUGUGUUGAGAAUGGCAGGCUUGGGUUGCAGCAUUGCAUCAGGUUACCUGCCCUUCUUCCCUUCUACCUCCCUUUUUGCAGCACUGGGUUGCAAGUUUUUUGGGGAAACCUGUAAAGUUGCUGCACACAAAAUCAUGGUAACAGUUCUAUUAUUAUGAGAGUUAUUCUAAGGACAUUGCAUGUAGCACAAAAGUAGUGGCAGAAUAAAAAUUACCUUGUCAUAGGAAUACAGGAAGCUGCCUUUUAUUGAAUCAUGUCUGUCUUUCUCUACAUCAGGGUGAUCCAACUUUUCAUACCAAGUUUUUUUUUUUAAAUCAUAUUUAUUAAAGUUUCCAAAAAUAUAAAAAUACAAAGAAAAAAAAGAAAAAGAAAAAGAGAUAUUUAAGAACCUUACUUUCAUUGCCUACUUUCUGGGACUCCCCCCUCCCCCCCCCCGACUGUAUUCCCCUUUCCUUAAUUUAGUUCUACAAGCUCUCACUCCCAAUUUGAAACUUAAUUUGUUUAACCCACUAUCCAAAUUGAAUUGUACAAAUCUUACCACCGUCCCACAUCAUUAACAAGAAAAGAAAAAGAUUUUCCCCAAGAUCCACCCAGUUCCUUCCACGAAUUCCCUUUUUUUAAACACGUCCAAUCAAAAUAAAAUGACAUGCGUAAGUUAUGUAAAAAAUAAAAAUAAAAGAUAUAGAAAAAUUCAAAAGAUGGUUACACAGCCUUUGGAUUUCAAAUCUCCCCCUUCCCGGUUUGAAUUCCCCAUAUCCAUCAGUCUAUGCAUUAUCAGCUUGGAAGUCUCAAUUCAUGACCAAAUUUCUCCCCGAUUCCAUCUUGCCGGUUUUCUUUUAAUUUAUUAAUAAUAUGUAACUUCAAGUGUCCAAUCUAACAAAGGCCUUUAAUUUCCUUGAUCUUUACCACUCCUCCCGUUGUUCUUUCCGUGUCGUAAUCAGUCCUUUGUUCUUCUUUUCCUCACUUUCUCAGGUUUCUUGUCCUGUUCAGCUGCUAAAACUUUCUAAUUCAGAAAUCUGGUAUCUCUGCAGAGGUUUGUUAUUCAGGAACAAAACUUACGUCCAGUCCCUUCCUUUCUUCAAUAGAAAAUUCUAUUGUCUCCUUUAAUGUAAAUACCUCUGUAGACAAAAUACUAUUUCAGUUUUGCAGCUUUCCCAAAAGAUAACAAGUCCUGUGCGGAUCCCAGAGUAUUUUUCCACUUACGACCGUUCUUGUAAUAUCCCGAAACCCCUCUAGGGGGUUUGUAAUAACUUUGUAUCCUCUAAUCCAAAAGUCAAAUUGUUGCUUAUUUUCCAACAGUUUAUAUCCAUAUUGUAGCAAAUUGUAGCAAAAUUAACCGGCAAAGUCCUCAUAACAAAGUCCUCUUUAUAUUCUCCAACUUUGACAGCCACUUUGACAGCUGUCAAAGUCUCCGUCUCUCUUCACCAGGCUCCACGAAUCGCCCCGGUUCCCAGGGGGGUUGCAUUUUCUUCUCACCCUCCACUCUUCUCCUCCAGCACAGUUCUUAUAAUUUCCCAUCGUGAAAUUAAUGGUUUUUAUCAAGAAUAUACUUCCCUUUGGACCUUGGUUACCCAGUCCUUGUUUUGGAAUGCUUACAGUAGGGGGGGGGAUUGACUUCCUUUUAAAUCGCCCCGCUCGUGCCAAAUCCGAAAUUUUGAACCCGGUUUCCCAAUUACUCACGGGUUGUUGUUAAUAGUCCAAAUUUUCAAUGGAAGAAGUCAGCGCUCUCCGUCGAGUGGCAUGCGGCUGCGCUCGGCAGGGAAAGCAAAGGACUCAAGCACCACGCCACUCCCGGCACCCGAUCCGAGCCUUUAAAAGGCUCCUUCACGAGUCGGGAGGGCGCUAAUGGUGCAAGCCGAGUCACCCAUGUCCACGGACUCCGUGCCCGUGGUUUUUAAGGGUCCCCGCGUCGCCGGCGCGGUAGGACCCAGCCCCUGCCAAGCAGACUCCCUCCGGAGCUCGGAGGGAGUCCGCCAUUCGGCGAUGGCGCCAACCCGGAAGUCCCCAACUUUUCAUACCAAGUUGGCCACAAGAGUACUUUGACACAGAACCCGUAGGCCGCACACUGCCAUGCCACGUGGAAGUGGAAGGGGGGACGAGGAGUGAGGCCAAAAUUUAACACACACACACACACCUGGCCCUCCUGCUUCCUCCCCAAAGCUGGCUAAGUGAGGUGCUGGCUUUGGGAAGGAGAUGUGAGGCUCUGACAGGGUCCUAGAGUCCCCCUACCUCCUUUCCAAAGCUGGGAAAGCAUUAUCUAGGCUUUGGGAAGGACACUGGAUGACUCUAGGACCCUGUCAGAAUUCCAUGCCUCCUUCCCAAAUCCCAGAUCCUCACUUACCUGGCUUUGGGAAGGCAAAAUUGCUGCAGGGGGCAGGGGCUGUCAAAUGUUGCCUCUCCUGAAUUUCAGAUGGGCUUCCUAGCCCUACCUAGAGAAACCAGAAUUGAACUCUGGGCCUUCUGCAUUUGAAGCAUCUGGUCUGGCACUGAGAAGAAGUUGGGAGAAGAACUUCAUACAGCUAAGAACAGGAGAGGUUGUGCACUGUUGGAAGACGACUGUAAUCUUGAAGGCUGCAUCAAGGGAGCAGUGGUGCCACAGAAGGGAGAGCCCACAUAAAGGUUAGCUGUAGAAAUGACUGCUUAGAAGCGGUCCGUCUCCCCCCCCCCCCGCCGCCCCGCAUCCUGGUUUUUGAAUAGCAUACACAAAUCGUGAUUUGCGAUAUACGGCCAGGUCAAAAAUCAUGAAACCGAUAUCACAAUAUGGACUUCAAGCUGGUUUUGAACGAUAUAUUGUCCAGCCCUAUUCCCAGCACUCACAAACUCUUGGUUUUAUUAGCAAAGCCAAUGUAACCCGGUCAGUCCCGUUAUAUUUCACUCUGGUUCCACAGCCAUUGCACCACUUCCAGAAGGCUUAUUUUCUGAAGUGUUGCUAUUAUGCAUUUCAUUGGGAGGGGAGGAGAGGAGGGAAGGGUUGAGUGAGAGGAGAGGUAAAGAGGACAGAAAAGGCCACUUCUUAGUUGGCUGUAGGUGGUUCUGCAAGCAUCCCUGCUGUUACUGAGGAAGUCACCAUAAUCAAAGCUUGAGUGCCUGUACAGUUGGCCUCAUUUUCUGUCAGCAGGGCACUCACCAAACUUUGCAGAACCAUCUCUCUUUGAAGACAAGCCUUUCAUAAGAACUAUUUUUUUUAAAAAAAGAACCUAGCAAAUUGUAAUGACUUUUCUGUGCUCAAUAAUUGUAGUAUGAAGCUUUUGAGGUCUAUGUAGCGGCUUUCAUGUUAAUCUUCCUCUCUGCUCUUUACAAGGUUUAUUUUCUGCACUUUAUAACAGUUGGAAAGCCUGAGAAAUAAUAUAUUGAGGGUGUUUUUUCCCUCCAGUACUAGAUGUUCUUUGUGAGCUCCUACCCACUUGGUAAAUCAUGUCAAAGAAUCAAACAUUUGCUUCUCUGAGCACUAAAUUGCUAAGUCAGUUUCAUGAUUAAAUGUUUUGAAUCUUCUACCCCUAAGAGGGUCAUGUAUGCAGUUGGGUUUCAUAUAGACCUUGUAAACAUUAAUGUUAUAAUCAAAAGAUGUAUGCCAUUAAUAUAUGUACAUAGCAGUGUGUGGGAGCUCGACAAUUGUAAUAGGUUGCCUGUCACUUACUUAAAGCAAUUUUUCUGGAAGUGACUUUCCAAGGAACUGAGAUUUUGUUUCUCUUGAAAUUUUUUGGCCUGAAAAAUAUUAUCUAUAGAUAUAUAUAUAUUCAGAACUGUAUUUCAAUAUGCCAAUUUGUAUGAUUCAUUGAAUUCAUUUGCAAUUAUUAUAUAAUGUGACAAAGGUUGAAUAUCUUGCAGUUGGACUUUGGGACAGAUUUUCAAAAACAAAAACCACUCCGUUACCUUUGGUGAACAAGAAUUCAGGUGUCACAACAGAAGUUUCCAUUCAGGCCAUUAGUAGUACUCAAAUACUUAAUGGUUUCAUGUGUAAAUGGGCUAGUAGCUUUUAUGGAUGUGUUUUCAGGCCUUUAUCAUAUAGCAUGGUAUCCAGCAUCAAAUUAGCUAAUGGAACAGGGCUUCUGCUGCACCCAGCUGUGGGGUGGAGAGGAAGCAGGAUGUUGCCCUCAUGGAUUAGACUAUGUUGUAAAGUGUGUGCAUCUGGUCUUUAACAUUUGCUGCUGGUUUGCUGGACAUUUUAUUAAUUUUUUUAUUGAUGUUGGUGGAAAUUCCAUUACAAACUAGACUUCAGUAGACACCCACCCCCCACCCCCCGGAUCAUGUAUUGUCCUGAACCCCUGGUCUACCUGGCAGCAAGUCAGUAUGUCAAGUCCAACAAGACCAGGGUCAAUCCGCACAAGCAAAGUCAAAGGUCAGGAAACACAGUCCAGGGUCAGUCCAAGUAGGCCAAGUCAGGAUCCAGUCAAACCCGAACCACAGUCCCAUAGAGGUCCAGAAGCAUCCAAGCCAAGGUCCACCAACAAGGCCACUUCAGCAGACACAGCACCUCAGCUCUGGUUCCUUUUUCUACUUUGUUUGCUGAUUGCAGCAACUGGGCUUGAUGAGGGGUGUGGCCCUCACCUGUCCUGAGCCUACUCCAGCUGAGGAAUCACACCCCUCCUCCCAGAGCUAGUGAGCCCCACCUGGCCAACUAGGGAGCUGGGCUGUGGGCCCUCGCCUGCCUCAGCCUCCUAGAGCGCCCCUGCCACUGCUCUCUACACCUCAGUGCCCACCAUGGAGACAGGGUCCCUUCUGGUGAUGAGUCCUGCUGCUCUGGUUCCUGUGCAUUGACCUUCAUCCCCUCACCAUCUCCCAUCACUCUGUGAGUACUUUCUUCCUCAUCCCCUGCUUGCCCCGAAGUGUCCCAGUCCCAGCUACUGCCAUCGCUGGGAUCUUCUUCCUUCUCCCCGUUGUACUGCCAGUUCAUGACAUGCAUAAGCAUUGGCCUAUAUGGUGGUAACAAUGAUAAGAUAUAUUGUUUAUGUAACACCUGGUAGGGGGAAGUGUGGAUAGGGGAAAGCAUAUUUCAGGAAUAAGAGCGUGCAAUAUACUGAGAUUUCAGUUCUUGGGUUGCUUUGCUUUAUAUGGAUUUAGGAUCAUUGAGUUUUCAAAUCUGUUAAUAGCUUGGAGUUCAUUUUUUAUGUGUUAAAUACUUCUAGACUAAACAUGUGUUAAUAAAAAAAAUAGGACCUUGUCCACUGAGAAACCAUAUUGGUGUCUCCAUGAAGUGCCAAGGUAGCUGUGAAAUGGUCAGACUUGUGAGGCAUCAAAAAAUCUAUGCAACAAAGGCAUUUGGGGCUACAGAGUAUAUUGUUAUUUUUCUGUUUCGAUAUGAUUGAAGAUGCAAUAGAAGUGCAUCUUUUGUUGUAUUGCUAUGUUCUUGGCUUUGGGGCUGAAAAUAGGAUUAUAAAUAAUUGUAGUUUAGAAAAACAGUGAGUAAGGGGCGUAUAAAUAACAGCUGAUAAGGGUGCAUAAUGAUACACAGUAUAGUAGAUAAUAUGGAAAGGGAUAAAUUUUAGAACCUUGAUCAUAAUAAUAGAACUCGGGGCUAUCUUGAAAGAAUCAGGGUAGACACGGUGUGCAAACGAAGAAGUUUGCUCUGUCAGGACGUAGUGAGGCCCAUCAUCGUUGCUUUAAAAGAGGCCAAUUUAUGGAGGAUAAGGCUAUCAAGAGCUAGUGGACAUGGUGGCUAUGUUCUGCUUCCACUGUUGGAGGCAGGGUGCAUAGGGGAUGGGGGUUGUGCUGUUGUUGUCCAACCCUGCUUGAGGACUUCACACAAACAUCUGGUUGGCCACUGUGAUAACUGGAUCCUGGACUAAAUUGCCAGUUGGCACGAUCCAGCAGGAUUCUUAGUAACAUGGUGUUGCAGACGAUAAUGAUAAAUGUUUAUGUUAUCCCAUGAUUGCUGGGGGGGUGGAGACUGAAGCAAAAAAGGCAACUUGCUUAAGGGCACCUAGUGAGUUCAUGGUUUAAAUGGGCUUCGUAGCUCAUGUUUAGGGGCAAGUCAACAAGGAAUUUCUCCUUUGCAAGCCCCAUUUGAAAUGAUUUAUCAGUGAUUUAUGUACAAGUAGCAGCAGGGGAAUCCUUAAAAAUAUUAUAUCUUCCUUUAUAUGCAAGGUGCUUUUUAUUUGUAUACCAUAUUGAUUUUGGUAGGAUAAGCUUUGUUGCUUAGAUGAUCUUGUAGUUGAAAGUAUAACUCUUCACCUAAAUCUUUCAUUAUUAUUCUUCCAGCAUGUAGCAUCAGACACUCUAGGUUUAGCAGUAAACAGACACCAAGCAGUGAUGUGGGUUUAAUGAAAAAGAUUCCAGAAAUGUUCUGAUGCCCUGGAAAGUGAUCUAAUCUAGUAUAUUUAUUUUACUUUUGCUUAGUAAAGAAAGCUAGACACUUCAAAACUGCCAUACUUGUCUAAUACUGUAUUUGCAAGUAAUAAUUUGUGAUUUCUUUCCGAGGAAAAAUAAAGCACUGGAAUUUUUUCUGCCCACAUUGCUGACAUCAACUUUAUUGCGCAAAUGUUUUAAACAAGUUACUGGCUUGCUCUUUUCACCUACUGCAAUGCAAAAUAAUUAGUCCUGACAGGGAAAUGCUUCCAUAGAUAGAUCACUUCAACCUCUAACUCACUUACUUUACUUAUAUCUCUACAUUUCAUUCUUUAACACUCAUUUAGCACUCUUAAGGCUUAUUUCACUAUAAUUUUGUCAAACUUUCUCUGUAUUCAAACAGACUUAAAACCUUAAUACCUAACAAAACACAGUAACACCAACAGUAUAAUGCAGGUAUAUUAAGAACUUAUUCAUGAAAGUGCAGAUGUAGUAGAAACUUGUUUUACGUGUUUGAAAUGCAUGGGUUUUAAAAGGAAUAGAAUGACUCUGCAUAAACUGCGGCUGAAGUGAACUGUAGCUCUUUGUUAACAUUCUUAUAUAAUUAUUCUAUACUUUUAAUAAUAAAAAAGAUUUAAAAAAUAACUUUCUGGAAUAAAAAAACCCCAAAAGGUUUAACUGCCCACCUAAGUGCAAGCAGAGAAGAAACCUGGCAGAUUUUCCCAGGAGAAAAGCGUUGGGUCAGGAUUUCCGAAACUUGGGUCUCUAGUUGGUUUUGGACUACAACUCCCAUUAUCCCUAGCUAGCAGGACCAGUGGUCAGGAAUGAUGGGAAUUGUAGUCCAAAAACAGCUGGAGACUGAAGUUUGGGAAACCCUGAUCUAGGUGCUACCAUAAGGAAGGCCUUGCCUUCAGUGUCCACUUUUAAUACUUCUGACAAAGGUGGUAUAAAUGUAAACAUGUGCCUUGCACCUCUGCAAGUGUAUUUUUUCCAUGACUUUAGGAGAUUUAACUUAGAUAUGUACUUUAAGCAUUUAUUCGAAUCAAAAUAUGACCCUGCUUGUUUUAAAAAGUUGCUGUCCAGUUGACCUUGUAGCAUGGCCAGCUAGUUCUAUAUGUAGCCGCAUAUUAGCAUCUAUACUGACUUCAUUUUUUCACUGCUUUUUGCAUGCUGUGAUUCCUUAAAUAAUAAUUUAUUCUGCUUUUCUCCUGAACUAUGCUGUUUGCUUCCUUCACACCCUAUUGUAGAUUGUUUGCUCCCAGGUUGUAAGAUAAACGCAAGUGGUUGAACCAGGAAAUUCCUUCAAGAUAGGUAAAGGGACCCCUGACCAUUAGGUACAGUCGUGGCCGACUCUGGGGUUGCGGUGCUCAUCUCGCUUUAUUGGCCAAGGGAGUCGGCGUACAGCUUCCGGGUCAUGUGGCCAGCAUGACUAAGCCGCUUCUGGCAAACCAGAGCAGUGCAUGGAAACGCCGUUUACCUUCCCACCGGAGCGGUACCUAUUUAUCUACUUGCACUUUGACGUGCUAUUGAACUGCUAGGCUGGCAGGAGCAGGGACCGAGCAACGGGAGCUCACCCUGUUGUGGGGAUUCGAACCGCCGACCUCCUGAUCAGCAAGUCCAAGGCUCUGUGGUUUAACCCACUGCGCCACCCUUCCUUCAAGAUAGUCAGAAGUAAUUGGUUGCUACUGCCGAGCUUGUCUUCCAUUCUAAAAUGGAAACGUUACAAGAGAUGCUGAGGGCCAUUUCCAGUAUUAUUCAACACCUCCAUUCUAAAUGUGUUUUGUUGGAAGGAAGUGCAUUACUUUCAGGCAGGUGUAAUUUAGGAUCACAGCCAAAGGUAUUUGAUAAACAGCACAGCAUUAAAAAAAAUCUCAAGGUGGCUUAGAAUUAAAAACAAACCACAGUCCAAGAAACACUGUGAAUUCAUUAACAUCUCAAAAAUAACACCGUGAUAGCACAAUGGGGGAAAAAAGAACCAUAGCAAACAAUGUUGAAAAUGAGGAUACCAAAAUCAAACCAUACCUGUAAAAAGUUCCCAUACUUUUCCCCAGAUAAACAUUUUUAUUAUAUUUUAAUAUUUUAGGUAAGCUGCUUUGAUAUUUUUUUCCCUCAGGGUGGAAUAUAAAUAACAGUAAAUAAGUUAGGUGAAUAUUGUCUAGCUCUCAGCCCAAGAUCCACUGAGAAGAAAGAUCUGUGGAAAAUCCUCUGAACAACAUGAGGAAGAAGCGCUGCACUGUCUGUUGUCUUUCUUUGUCAUAGGGAUAAUUAGAAGGAACUAGAAGAAGGGUCAUGGAAGGGAGGUUUGUCUGAGAAUCUAGUAAGAUGCUUGACAUGAUGAUUGCCACACACCAUUGGCAACAUAGGGUAGUUCUUAUAGGAAAGUAUCCAUUUUAGCUGGAGACGUGAUGGUACCACCUUCCUCCAAACAUCUCCCCUUCCAUUCUCAUUUCAUGGAUCUCAUGACAUUCCAUCAUAAACCCUAGGCUGGCUUCCUGUCCACUUUCAGAUCUUGCACAGAUUCCAUUCAGGGUUUCGUUUUUCUUAAUCAAAAAUAGUGAUUGCACUCUCUAAAAAACAAAAACCCACCACAAAUUUUUGAAUUCGUUUAUUUAUUUAUUUUGUAUACCAACCUAAGAUCAGGGUGGUUCACAACUUAAAAUCACAGUAUUAUUUUAAAGGAAAUACUGUGUAUAAUAAAGACAAAGACAACCCAAUAAAUCGCCCCUUCCGUAGCACAUUUAAAAGGGCAUCAGAUGUCAAUCAACGAAAGGCAUGGUUAAUGAGGAACGUUUUCGCCUGCUGCCUUAAGGUGCAUAAUGUAGGUGCCAGCUUAACCUCUCUGGGGAUUCCACAAAUGGGGAGAUCUGAUCGUUUGAAACCCAGAUUACAUUACUUGUUCUCACUCUACAUUUAUUUUUCCGUCUAUAAGAUGCCCCCAUGUAUAAGACGCCCCCAAUUUUUGGCGACUCUGAUUUAAGAAAAUGGGGGAAGAUGGCCCCCAUGUGUAAGAUUCCCCCAAAUUUUGGACAUUAUUUUUUAGGGGGGAAACCUAGUCUUAUACACACAAAAAUACGGUAUAUAUUUUUUGAAAGUAGAAACACUGAUACUCUCUGAAUCAUCUGAAAAGGCCUUGUGGUAGCUUUUAGUUCUGCAGUGUAUUGGUUUAAAUGGUUUAAAUUGGGUUACCUUCACAUGAGCAAUGGUCUUUAUUUAGAUGUUAUUAAACGAAUGCUUUUCGGUACUGUCUAGUACAUACUCUUGUACUUUUAUGUUUUGUAACACAGAUUUUGGAUUCUGCAAAAUCCCUACAGUUCUAUCCCAGCGUUUUCUGUGGUGAACCCAUAGCAAGAAUAGACAUGGCUUAGUACAGGAGUGCCCAGCAUGGUGCCCUUCAGAUGAAGUUGGGUUCCCAAUUCCCAUCACCCCCAGCCAGCCGGGGCAAUGGAGAGGGAUAGUGGGAGUUGUAGUCCAGCAACAUCUGGAGGGCACCAAUUACUAGAGAAAUUUUUAAUACCACAUGAACUAUAUGACCAUGUGCUAUUCCUGCUUAAAUCCCAAUGCUGGCUUCCUGUCUUCCCAAGUUUUUUUUUUUUUGGUUUUGUUUUUUUGUUAUUUUCCUUCAAAACCCUCUAUGGCCCUGUUUCCCCCAUGACUUUUCUUCCUCCAGCGGCGCUGCAGUCAGCCACCCAAAUGUUUGCUUUAUCCUCUGAUUUACUAAUCUGAAGAUUUAUCCUCCACCUUUCAAUCACAUGAUUCUCAAGGCAAUCUAUGACUAAUUGUUAAUAACACAACCCCUUCCCCAAACUCACACAUCCCCUGCAGUGGCCCUUUGGCUGGUAGAUGGACCCAAUUCACACUUCCUUUCAGUUCUUCAGUCCCAGGUCAGCUAGGAGUGGGGGCCAGGUGUGGGGUUUUUUUUAGCAAGGAGGUGGGAAGCAAACUCCCUGCAGCUUCAUCGUCUCAGUGCAAUAGGUGUGUCCAAUGGAUGACCCUCUCUUAUUGACCCUGAUGCCUGGAGCUGCUUCUCACAAUCCCCCCUCAAUGAUCCUUCUCCUAAUUUCAUCAAAUCCUUCCUCAAAAUCCACCUUUUCUUUGGCGCUUUUGGCAGAAGUGCUUACCCUUCAAACUCUACUGUAACCAAAGCUGUGUAUAACUGAAAUUCUUGCAAUUUUUUGGUGUGUUUUUGCUUUGUGUACUCCCUCCCCUCUCCUGUUGUCUUCUUUUGUGUUGAUUUCUUGUUUUUUUUAAAAGCGCCCUCUCGUAAUUUAUAAAGUGCUGUGUCUGUGGAUGAUGCCAUAUGAAUAAAUAAAAUAAUGGAAUCGGUUUGGUCUCCAUUGGGGAAGAAGCAAGAGAGAGCAAAUGGAAUAAGAGAGCAAAGUUGUGGUGAUAUAGAAAGGAGACCAGAAACAACAGUGUAAGGGAAAGAAAUCUAAUGGGCAAAUGGUUUAGUGGAGCAAUGAAAGAACACAGUGCGCUUAAAUAAAAGCUGAAAGAUAGAUUAAAGUUAUGGAGGAUUCUGGUACACUAGCUAGAACACGUACUCUCUCUGCCUCUUGAGUAAAAUUAGGACACCUUGGUAGAGAGGUAAUUGUGAAACACAUAGACCUAUGGAACAGUAGUUCAGUAGAUUCAUUUUUAUAGCAGUUCCUUCCUCUGUCCCUCAUAAAAAAUACCUUGGUCAUGCCAAAUGAAAUGGUAAGUUGUUUUCAUACAUAAGAGCAUGUGACAACAUUCAAGAAAGGGAAAGCCAUUUUUGUGUACCCGUGUAUAAUACAGUAGCCAAUAGUUCCUGGAAAUUAACUUCUUAAAUAGGUUGAGAAUGGUUGUUUGCAGGGGUUGGGUCCAGUUCUCCUCCCCGUUUCUCCUGUGACCACCAUGUGAAGCCAGGUUGCAGCUGUGCCGCUACAGAAAUCCCCCCAGGUGGCUGUUUGUAUCACUCCCCAAACUAUUAGCACCUCCUAAAUUCAAAAGUAGGGACAGUGAUUGCCCAAUACAAGAAUAUAUGGACUCACCCUAGUAAUUAGUGGUAAUGAUAUUUAACCAAUAAUAAUUAUUAUUUAUUAUUUAUAUUUAAACAAUAAUUUAAAUGUCUACUUAGAAGUAAGUCUUAUUGAGCUCAGUGAGGCUUAUCCACAGGUAAGUGGAUAUGGAAUCAUAGCCCAAUACUGUGCUACUAUAGAAGUUACUUGUAAGUAAUGCCUUAGUAUACAUUAGAGAUUUUUCUGGCAUUGUAUUAAUGCUUGUUUAAAAAUAGAAAAACUCUUGCGUGAAGGAUGGUGGUGGGACCAUAUGUCCUACAGGUGCUGUUAUUUUUGUGUAUUUUUCAGUGUGUAUCUCUUUUUUUAAAAAAACACCUUUGUAACUAUAAAUAAAAACAGUUUUAGCAAUUUUAUACCUGGCGGGGGGGGGGCGUUGUAGGUUCUUCCAGUUGGGAUGCACACUUCAGAAAAGGAAAUAGACAGUAAUAGACUUCUCUCUACAUCAUGCCCACCGUUCUGCCUGUAGGUUGCGAGGCUUUACCUGGGAUCUUCUGCCUGCAAAGCUAGGAGUCUGCCACUGAGCUACUAUGCAGGAUCACUUGCAGAACUCUGAAUUGUGUUGGGUUUUUUAUAUGCAGUAUAAGAGAUAAUUAGUCACUUUUGUUGGGAAUAGGGUAAAAGUGCUGCAGUUGAGGCCAGGGAACUGAAUUUAAAAAACCCAAAACAUAAAUGAUGAAAAUAGAAUUUUUCUCUUCCAAUGUCACAAACUCCUAAUUUUCAGCUUUGCAAUAAAUUAAUAUAACUGCAUCUGUAUUGGAACUAUUUUAAACUGUGUAUACAGUAUAUGGGAUUGUUUUUAAAUAUUUGUAUUGUUUUUAUAGGUUGAAAUGUUUUUAUUGGUUUAUAUACGGAAUUGUUUGUGUACUUUUCUCAUUCUAUUUGUUUUAUAAUUGUAUAUUUUAUCACUGUAACCCAGCCUGGGGCAGGUAGGAAAUCAAAUAAACAAGCAUGCAUAUGUUUGUAGAUGAGAUGGGAUGAAUCUGGAGGUUUUAGAAUGAAAGUGUGUAAACUCCUUGGUAAAUUAUUACUCUAUUUUGAAGAACUCAUAUUAAAACCUAGAGACUUCCAAUACAUCUUACAGUGUAUUUAACAAUGAAGACAUCUCGGGGUUUACUUUAUGGUGUACAGAAGCCUUAUGCAAUUUUAAUUAGUUCUCUCAUGCACAGGUAAGAACCCUUCAAAAUCAGAAUGCAUAGAAGGAGUAUAUUGUCAGAUUAAUAAUACAAGACUCAGCCAUGCUAUCUGAUUUAGUCAGAACUCCUUAUUGAUUUUAACAGAGAACUUGCUUAAAAAUCAAUAGUGUUGUAUGGACCUUUGGUAAUUUUUCUCUGAAAAAAAUGCCACAAAUUUAGCACAAAGAACACCUUAGAAAUAUUUCUAAAGACCGUAAUGGAAAGUAUAAUAGUCGGUUGAUAUCUGCCUGUCUCAGGAGACAAUGAAACAACAACAACAACAACAACAACAACAACAAUAAUAAUUAUACUCUGCCCAUAUGCUUGGCUUGCCCUAGCUUCUCUGGGUGGCUUCCAGAAAAAAUACAGAGGGAAAGAAAAAGAGUGAGGAAGAAGGGGGGGGAAAUCAAACAUUAAAAACUUCCCUAUACAGGGCUGCUUACAGAUGGCUUCUAAAAGUUCUAUAGUUACUUAUUAACUGACAUCUCCUUGACAUCUGCCAGGAGGGUAUUCCACAGGGUGGAUGUGACUUCUGAAAAGGCCUUCUGUCUGGUUCCCUGUAAUUUUUCUUCUCACAGUGAGGCAACUGCUAGAAGGCUCUCAGAGCUAGAUCUCAGUGUCCAGGAUGAACGAUGGAGGUGGAGAUGCUCCUUCAGGUUUACAGAGUGCACAUUUGGGAGUGUAGUGAAACCAUUGGAGGGCUACAGAUGGGGUGUUAGGGGAGGGGCAGUAUCGACUGCUGGGGGACAUGUGAUGCUUCUUCUGGGGUGGUAUGACCACCUUUGGUCCCCACCGCGCACUCUCACCUCUCACCUGUGGCUCCUAGAACUUGGCAGCAGCCACAGCCUGGAAAUGCCUUUAACUGGCUGGCUAAACAGUACAAUAACAUAGGUACAUGCAUUUAUUUCAGUGUGUCAUCUUAAAAGUGCUGAUGAUAUGUUUCUGUUUUGAGAAAACAGAAUAAGAAGCAUGAUAUAUAUAUAUAUAUUUAGAAGCUUUCUACUUGUUCAGUCUUUGCAACCAUGCUUUGUACUUAGAGUAGAUCCACUGAAAUGAGUAGCUCUAAAUUAGUCAUGUCCAUUAAUUUCAGUGAGUAUAGGUACGACUACUCUAUGUCUAACAUUGGGCAUAUGCGGUUGUUUCUAAGCUAUUAUAUUCCCUCCAGAUGAGUCUUAGGCUUUGUUGAAUUUCCAGGAAAGGGUAAGCUUUCCAAAUGUGUAGCAACUGAUACAAAUUGAUUUAUAUGUGUCUUCAUAAUUUCCCUCAUAACAAGAGAGUUUAGUCAAAGAGGCUCUUUAGGCCUAGCUCACAGCUGUGCUACUGGGUUGAUGGGACUUGUAGGCCAAAACAUCUAGACUGAGGGCACCAGGUUGGGGAAGGCUGGCCUAACACCACAUUGUUGGAGGUUAUUUCUUUAGUUCCACUCUGUUCAUGUAGGCAGCCAACUUAAGAACUUGUAAGUUACACAUUAUCUCUGGCAUCAACUGUGUCACCCUCAGCAGCUGCUUGGUCUUGCCUACAAGGCAGAACUGGCCUUGGACCUAAGAUAUUCAGAGAUUUUUAGGCUUAAAUCAGCUGAUUACAUUAGGCCAGAGGAUUUUAGGAAGACAGCCGAGAAUGGUGUGUGUGUGUGUGUGAUGCAAAGAAGGAAAGCCCUCAUAGAGUGGGGAAGUAUAUAGCAGCAUGAAAAUCUGGAGAUAAUGGCUUUUCCAGCCUUCAGAUGAUGAUAAAGUCGUGUAUUCCCAGAGGGCUGAAGGAGCCCACCAGGUUCACUGAACAAAGUCUAUUGAAUGACACAUUUCUGAGGAAUGUAGCUGUUUAGAGUUGGAAAGAACUGAGGUGGAAAAGAGUAAAGAAUUCAACUAGCAAAAUUAGAAUUGGUACUGAAAACGGUAUAGUUAUCCCAUUUGAAUAUUUGUCCUUGCUGAUGAAUAGUCAGAUUCAGAUAUUUACAUCCUUGGUAACUUUGACAAUUUCAGCUGGCUGCAUGGAAAUUUUCAACACAGUACUCUUAACUUCUUUAUAUUUGAGAUUUUCAUAAUUAAAACCAUCCAUAUCCAAUAAAAGGCACUCAGCUGAGAGUAGAUUAAUACUGUACCAUAUAAAAUCCAAGAUGAAAUGUUAAUAAAAAUGAAAUCACCAUACUUUAUCAAAACUGUCAGCAUUAAUUCUAAUCUUGUUUGCAGAGCAAAUAUUGCAGCAAUGCAUUGAGAUUUCUUUGCAGCUAUACUUAAUUGUUCUGACAUAAGGUGUUGGGGGGGGGAUAGAAAGGGUAAGACACUUAAUGAGGAAGCUUCUCCAUUCUCCCAAGAUGUUAAGAGAAGAUUUGUUUACCUGUGGAGAUAGGCACUAAAGUUUCUAGUAUAAAUUAAUGGACUGUUUGAACUGCAGUUAAAAGAAGUAUGAGAUUCAAAUUGUUUAGCUGCAUUUCAGUUUCAAAAUCAAAUUAAUGUAGGGCAAUAUGGGAAAGAGAGAAAAUGUAGUUCCCUGCACUGAGGUGACACAAAUCCUCUAGUGUAGACAUCUUAUGAAACAGGACACAUAAGAUGUUCAUCAGACAUAAGCUUCCUACUUCCCUGAAUAGACAUUAGGGAAGGCUGAAGACUUCUUACUUGAGAUCUGCACAGGGGAAAAAAUUUCACAGUUGACUAGUCUUAAAGAGCACUGAAAAAUCCAGGAAUUUUGCAAUGAAAAAGUGGCCCUCCCCCCAGUAAAUUAUAGAAUUGUGAACCAGCUCAUAUAAGCAAGUCUUGAGUUUUGAAUUAUCUUAAAUGUAGUCUUACCAAGUCUUGGAUUAUAUGAUAGUAUAAUUGUAAAUUUAUGACUUACUGAUUAAUUAAAGGGUUCUGUUGGAUCCUGAUAAUUUACAGAAGGAAUUUAUAAUGCCAAUGGACUAUUAUAUCUGUAAUAGUAUGACUUUAUAUCCACACUUAAGGGCAUGCCACAAGGCUGUACAGUAGAAGUUCCACCAGCCCGUAAGUGUUGUAUCUGACACUGGGUAAUGUAGGGAAAUCUGUCCUUGACGAACAUGGUCAAGGUCAGUGAAAGAGCUUUCUUGUGUGUCCUUACAUUGAAGACACAACUGAGCUCAAGUGUCUGUUUGAAACAUGUGGUUAGAAAGAUGACAUGCUCCUUUUUUUUCUUUCUUUUUUUUGCACAUAGAGAGGUACUGCAUGCAAGUACCGCAUCCACAAAAGGUGUAUACAGUGGUACCUUGGGUUAAGUACUUAAUUCGUUCCGGAGGUCCGUUCUUAAUCUGAAACUGUUCUUAACCUGAAGCACCACUUUAGCUAAUGGGGCCUCCCGCUGCCGCCGGAGCAUGAUUUCUGUUCUCAUCCUGAAGCAAGGUUCUUAACCCGAGGUACUAUUUCUGGGUUAGCGGAGUCUGUAACCUGAAGCGUAUGUAACCCGAGGUACCACUGUAUGUAUUUUCACCCACAUCUGAAAACUAAUUACAGUCAUACCUUGGGUUACAGACGCUUCGGGUUGCGUGAUUUUGGUUUGUGCACCGCACUGAACUCGGAAGUACCGGAACGGGUUACAGAAAAAUUGAUGGACAAUGGAGCACUGGCAAAACUGACAUAAAAGCUACGGGACAAGGAUAACUGUGACUUUAAAGAUGAAUGGGAACCCUUUACAAAGUAUUUGAAGACGCAACAAAGCGAACUGGACUCCUUGGCUGGUUUUGAAUAAACAUUCACAAACUUUUUAUUGAUAAUAAUCAGCUAAAUAGUUUGAGGAUCUAUAUAACUGUGUAACAUGCAGAAAAUACCAUUUUUAGAGAAAUCAAAGACUGGAACUGAGGGAAGUCGGGGGGUGGGUGUGGGUGGGUUCUGUGGGGGGAGGGGGGAGGGAGGAAAAAUGGGGGAGAAAUAAGGAUAUAUUUCUGGGUAAUAUGUUUUGUUUUAAUUUUGAAUAAAAAGUUAUAAAAAAAAAUAAUAAUUACAGAAUCGUAAAGUUGGAAGGGACCAUAAGGGUAAUCUAAUCCAACCCGUUGCGAUGCAGGAAUCUUUUGCCCACCGUGGGGCUCAAACCCAUGACCCUGAGAUCAAAAGUUGUAUAUUGACUGAGCCAUCCAACACAUCUAGUCCAGCCUCCUGUUCUCACAGUAGCCAGCCAGAUGCCUGUGAGAAGCAGGACAUGAGCACAGCAGGGUUUCUUCCACUACUAGCAACUAGUAUUCUGAUACUAGAGGUACUGUAGUAACCUCAUGACUACAGCCUCAUGACUAGUAAAUAUGAGGCUUAAGUUUUUUAGAAGUACAGUGGACACUCCAGUUGCGAACGUAAUCCAUGCAGGAUGCACGUUCACAACCCGCGUCUGCGCACACAUGGGUUGCGAUUCACCGCUUCUGCGCAUGCGCAACCACCAAAACCCAGAAGUAGCCCGUUCCGGGUUUCGGCGGUCCGCAACCCAAAAAAACCCAACCUGAAGCAGCUGUAACCCGAGUUAUGACUGUACUGUAUGUUUCUGUGUAUCUGUUCAACACAUUCAAAAGAUGAACAGCGAAUAUGACAGUUCUGUGUUGAAUACUGUAUUUAGCACCUGUCUGGUGGGUGAUAACAUCAGCGUUCACAGCAGAAAUUGCAGAGGGAAGUUGGGCACAUAUGGAAAGCAGGAAAAUCUAAUAGAUAUGUGAGCAAAUAGAGGAUAUAUAUUUUUCAUUGAUACAGUUGGUAGACGUUAGUAGAUGUGACUCAUCUUGUUUUGUGACAUUGUUUACACUUUCCUUGGUGUAAACCAGGGCAUAUUUUCACAAGUGCAUGUUAAUAGCUAUUUGGAAGCCAUGCAUGCCGGUUUUCAAAUGUGACUGCUUUGAACUGAAAAAGCUACACCAGUCGGCUAUUUUGUGUUGCGAUGCCUCUGCUUUUGGUGAGAUAGAGUAACUCAUUCAGAGUGCUUCGUGUGGUGUUCACUCAGCUGUUUUAGGAAGUCAUUGAGUAGGAAGUCAUUGAGGAUUCACUCAAGAGAGCAACCAUUGCAAACUGUGAAGACUUUGAGAACAGACCCAAAGAUCCAGUGCAGAUGCAACAGCCUAGAACGGUGGCUAAGGGUGGCCCUGGGACUGCAUGCUCAUUGCUCCCUAUCCACCAUCACCUCCAUUGCUGGAAUGAAUUUCUCCCCUACCUCCUUAACCACAGCUAAGCAUUAGACCAGGGGUCAGCAGACUUUUUCAGCAGGGGGCCGGUCCACUGUCCCUCAGACCUUGUGGGGGGCUGGACUAUAUUUGGGGGUGUGUGAACUAAUUCCUAUGCCCCACAAAUAACCCAGAGAUGCAUUUUAAAUAAAAGCACACAUUCUACUCAUGUAAAAACACCAGGCAGGCCCCACAAAUAACCCAGAGAUGCAUUUUAAAUAAAAGCACACAUUCUACUCAUGUAAAAACACCAGGCAGGCCCCACAAAUAACCCAGAGAUGCAUUUUAAAUAAAAGCACACAUUCUACUCAUGUAAAAACACCAAGCAGGCCCCACAAAUAACCCAGAGAUGCAUUUUAAAUAAAAGGACACAUUCUACUCAUGUAAAAACACGCUGAUUCCCAGAUCAUCCACGGGCUGGAUUUAGAAGGCGAUUGGGCCGGAUCCGGCCCCCGGGCCUUAGUUUGCCUACCCAUGCAUUAGACUGACACCAACUUAAAUCGCAAGUUCAGCCAGUGUUCUCAUUAACAGCAUUCCUUAAAAUCCUGGUUGAAUGGGAACCCUGGUUAGCCUUAGCUGUUGUUGAGACUGGUGCCUCGAUCACAAUAAAUGGAAUAAAGCAGAGCUUUCAUGGAAGGGAACAUGUGGUCUUGUCGCCUGCUCCCUGCUCUUAUAAUAGCAGAUGAAUUUCUGCGACCAGAUAAUGCAGAUUAGAAAACUUUGCAGAAUUAUUGUGCACAGACAUCAUUUGUAGGGACCAGAUUAAUGGGGGGGGGGGCAAGCAGGCUGCAGGAGGAGAAAUACAAAAUAAUGCCUCCACCCAUCUUUCACUGAUGGAUUCCUUCCAUUAGCAGAUGAACAUUAUUAGGUACUACGCUAUGUUUGCAUGUUAGAUAUAUAAUGUAAAUGCCAAGCAUUUGAAUUAAUGAUGUUACUAAUGUGAUAGCUUCAUUAUAAUGAGGUUUCAUAUUUCCCUUUAACCGCGCCACCUGUCAUUCAUAAACUCAACUAUUUGUGAUCUACAUUGUGGCAAACAAGAAAUUUUGACGGGACUUAAAGUAUUUGAGAACUCGGAGUUAGACAGAAUUGAAGUCAUUCUUGUUGCGUUUUACUUUAUAUGGUCCAUUGCCAACUGCACCAAUUAGGAUUUCCUUAACAAACUUCAGCAGGGAGACUAUUAUUAAAUGACAUCUCAGAGAGCAAUGCUAUCGCUUGACCAUUCCAUAAUCUCCUAAGAGUGCUUGCAUAUUUAUUCUGGAAUAGAUUGAGUGGCAUGUUGUUGGUAUUGAGGUGACCUUGUCAUGCUCCUUUUGAUGUGGAAGGUCUUUUUUUGCUAACGUCAAAUGAUUUGUGUUUCAAGAGAAGAAAUCAGAAAUGGUCAUUUGGCUCAGGAAUGGCGAACCUGUGUCCCUUCAGAUAUUGUUGGACUUCAGCUACUACCUUUGGCCAUUCUGACUGGGACUGAUUUUAUUUUAGGUAAAGGUAAAGGGACCCCUGACCAUUAGGUACAGUCGUGGCCGACUCUGGGGUUGCGGUGCUCAUCUCGCUUUACUGGCCGAGGAAGUCGGCGUACAGCUUCCGGGUCAUGUGCCCAGCAUGACUAAGCCGCUUCUGGCAAACCAGAGCAGUGCACAGAAAUGCCGUUUACCUUCCGGCCGGAGCGGUACCUAUUUAUCUACUUGCGCUUUGACGUGCUUUCGAACUGCUAGGUUGGCAGGAGCAGGGACCGAGCAACGGGAGCUCACCCCAUCACGGGGAUUUGAACCGCCAACCUUCUGAUCGGCAAGCCCUAGGCUCAGUGAUUUAGCCCACAGCGCCACCCGCGUCCCAUGAUUUUAUUUUACGAUUAUUUAAUUUAAAAGGGUUAGUGCUUCUUGCUGUUUGUUAACCAGAAAGUUGAUGAUUUGAGCCCACCCAGAGAUGGCUGUGGGCAGGAUUUCUGCAUUGCAGGGGGUUGGACUGGAUGAUCCCUGGAGUCCCUUCCAACUCUACAGUUCUAUGCUUCUGUAUCCCAUCACAGCACACAAGCAGCCAUCCAUCCAGACACUGACUAAACCGAGACCUACCUGGUUUCAACCAGGCAGUAGCCUCCAGACCAGGCAUCCUCAAACUUUGCCCUCCAAAUGUUUUGGGACUACAACUCCCAUCACCCCUAGCUAACAGGACCAGUGGUCAGGGAUGAUGGGAAUUGUAGUCCCAAAACAUCUGGAAGACCCAGUUUGGGGAUGCCUGCUCCAGACCAUACCCAGAUUGGAGUUGGAGUCAAACAACAUCUGGAGGCGCAUCCUUCAUUUAACCCAUAUAAAUUUGUCCUAGGUGGGGCAGUUGUUCCAGUUUUAAAGGCUAUAGUUUAAUUAAUGGCCUUGCUCUUAAUCAAUCCACUUUUUAAAUUGGUUAAUUAAUUUUAUAGCCUCUUGGCACAGAUGGUAUUUUGAAAACGUGAAGAUAACUGUUUGUCUAGAAUUAACACCACAGAGGGAGAAUUUGUGGAAAUAUCUUAAUUCCAACACUCAAAAUCUACCAAGGGUAUGUGUGUACACACUUUCCAUUGUGUGCGCACACACAAUUUUAAAUUUGCCACCACUGAGUUUCCUUUCACAGGGAAUAGCUCUUGCUUAAAAUCUGCAGCAAAUGCCUUAAGAAUUAAUCAACAGGAUUAAUUCAUCAGUGCUUUUAUCUCCAUAUGUAUGAAGAUUCAUGUGGUAAAAUAAGGUACAUGCAAAGUUGGAAAGUGUCAGAUGUAGUUCUAUUCCUACUGAGAGUUAAAUAAGACUGGAUUUAACCAGCACGUGCCUGGACACUUUGUUCUGAGCACCAUAGAUGACAUAUAUAGGAAAUAUAAUAAUAAAAAAUAUAUUAUAAUAAUUUAUUAUUUAUAGCCCGCCCAUCUGGCUGGGUUUCCAGAUGCUUCAGCAUUCCUGAUGAACAACUUUUAAAGUCAUUUUGACUCCUGUUCUCUGUACUCCACACAUAAAGAAUGAAAUACUUUUCAAUAGGGGUGAAAUUUCGGAAAGAAUGAGAGGAAGCAUUUCUGUCUACCCUUGCAGCAUUAUAUAUAAAUAGUAAAACCCUUUGGUCAUACGCUUUCCUUUGGCCAGUUAGUUUUUUGGGGGUGGUAAAAUCUGACUUCUAAGCUCAGGUCCAUCAUUGCAUGGUGAGAUAGUAGGAAUAAGGGAGGGCUUUUGUCUUUGUGGUGGGGGUGUGUGGAGGAGAUUUCCAAGGGCCCCAUUUCCCACUACACAUUGUAAAGCUUUUGCACUUUCCUCAGCUACUGAAAUUUUCAACAGGAGUGGAUGAAAAGCUUCUCUGCCAGACUGGGCCUCAGGGGCUAUAGAAAUUUACUGGCAGAAGGAUCAGUAUGGCUUAUGGAGAAGGAUCUAUUCUUAUUGUCUUCCCUGAGGCCUCAUGUGAUUGUCAGGGAGUAUUUACUAAAGCACAUUUUUGACAUUUAUCUCACCAUGGGGUGGUUAAAAAAAACACUGCCUGGCGUUAGCCAAACAGUUUUGUGAAUCCACCGUGAUAAUACCCUUGCAGCUGCCCAUAUUUGUUGGUUUACUACACUUAGGUUUACUACACUCUUAAUAUGAUUUCCUAUGCUAUCUGAAUACAGAGUGAGACCUGGUUAGCUUCAGUAGUACCACCACUGAAGUACCAUCAUUUCCCUCCAAACCAUUUUCUGGGUGUGAUGAGCCAUUUACUUUGCCACACACCUGUUGGGUAUGUUUAGCCUGGUAGAAGAGAAGACUGAGAGAAGAUAUGAUAGCCAUAUUCAAAUGAGAUAAAGCUUAUUUUCUACUGCUCCCGAGGGUAAGAACCGAACCAAUGGAUUCAAAUGACAAGAAAGGAGAUUCCAACUAAACAUUAGGAAGAACUUUCUGACAACAAGAGCUGUUUACCAGUGGGAUGAAUAAUCUCAGAAGGUGGUGGAUUAUCCUUUACUGGAGGCUUUUGAACAAUGGUUGGAUGAUCACGUCAUGAUUAAAUCUAUACUUUAGUAAUCAGAUACCAUUCAAUCUAAGAGGGGUCUUAGACGUAUUUCCAGUUUAGGAACUGGUCAGUCCAGUUUGCCUUUCAGCCUGUUUUGCUCAUGCAGAUUGGGUUGACGGGGUUUCAAAACAUCUGGCAGGCCACAGGUUCCUCAUCCCGGUUCUAAAUGGGAAAAUGCACAUUUUAUAGUUCUGCAGCCCACAUAGGUACAGAUUCACUUCUGUAGCCGAACUUCAUUGCCUGCUUGCUUGCUUGCUUUGUUUUCUGCUAAGUAGGUUUUGAAAUUGUAACAAUAGCUCGUCAUCUCAAACAUUUAUCAGCCAGCUUUAAAAAAAUAAAAUCUCGAAUAUUGAAGUGUGGUGAUUCACCCAGCUGCGCAUGUGGGCUGGAACGUGUUUUCUGAAAAUAAUCACUAUCACUUGCUUUUGGCAUCAUACAGCUCUCUUGAAAUGAAACUGCAGAUGUAUCCGGAAGGUUAAUGGCCACUUAGAACUGCAGAGAUUUAAUAGGAUAUCAGUAAAGUUACGGGGAAAGAAUGAAAUAGGGUUAAUACUGGGGAUUUUAAAGGAUCACUUUAAUUUCAUCAUUUGAUUGGAGUGAAGCUUUGAGCCACUUUUGUUUGAAAGUUUAAUAGAAGCUUUAUUCCCAGGAAAGCCUUGGGUUGAUCCUAUCAGUUGGGCAUUUUCAUAUAGAUGCAGUAUGCUCCUGCAAUGGAAAACAGACUGUGGUGUUGUAUAGUGAUGAAGGCGUUGUGUGAUGGGCCAUAAUGUUUCCAUGCACCAGGGUGAACAAACACCCUGUUGGGGCCAAGAGAGACCACUGCCUGAAACUGCAGGCAGUGUAGACAGUAUAGAACUACUGUAAAUUGGCCAGUGGUCUAACUUAACAACAUCGGAAUCUGCCUUAAACUGAGCUAGACCAAUGCAGGGGUUCAGUCAGGGGUCUCUCACAAACUUUCCUGGAGAAGACUGGUAUUGAACCUGGACCUUAUGUAGGCCAGGUAAGCUAGACAGAUGCUCUGUCACUGAGCGACAACCAUUGCAAAAAAAUUUAAGGUGCAAAGUGAGUGGAGCUUACACAUGAAGGCCAUUUUAAGUUGCUUCAUGUAGUAGACAAGUCCUUAGUAUGACAGAUAGGUGGGCAACCCUGCCUGUCAGUCACUUGCCUGUCAGACGAUUGAGUUGGUUCUACCCACCUAUCAAAUUCCCUUAUGCAGCAGUUCCCAAACACUUAACAGACAGUUGGCGCUUGGCAACCUUUGCGCAUAGACCUGGCAGAGUGAUGAGCAUAAGGCUGGCAUGACUCCUUUCUGCAGGGAACUUGGUCAUGCAGCCAAUCCAUCCACUUCUUAACCAGCUCCACAUCUAAUGUCACAUCGGGUGUGGGGCAGGUGGCCCUGUUUGGAGGGAAAUGGCCUCGUGAACCAAAUUGGAAACCUGUGCAUGGCCAAAUUUGUCCCAUGUUCCACUGCUUUGUGAAAGAAUACAAUCACCUGUCUGCCCAGUUGGUAGCUGCUCCGGAUCUUUGAUAGGUUAAUAAGACGGAACCACAUCUGAAGGGCCACAGGUUCUCCAUCCUUAGUGCAACUGAUGGUGUGCAUAAGUGACAAAAGCUAUAACAUUGAGGAGUAGCCUGUAAGUUCACCUGUGGCAUUAGAGCUUCAGAAUCAAUGAUAGAUUGCAGAAAUAAGUAAGUGUGUGUAUAUGUGUGGUGGCAGACUUGGUGAUGCUAAAUGAGUAUAUGCUAUUUUUUUGUUUUAAUUUUUAGUGGAAGUUGGCAAUUCCACCCAUAUUCAUUUAUAUUCUUUAGUAGUCUCAGCAGGAAGAAGCUAACUACCCAAAAUCCAGCUUGCUUUGGUGCUUGGCUAGCUCAAAUCUGAAAUAAUGUUUUGUUUUGUUUUUUUUGUGAGGUAUGAGACAUUGUUGAAGUUGCCACCCUGGUUUUGCAUUUUCCCAUAAUGGAGGGGAAUGGGUUGCGAUAAGAGCCCUUGUCUGCAGCUAUCAUUUUCUUUGCUAAGACGAUUCCUUAAAAGCUAAGAUGAUUCCUUAGCUGGCAACUUCACAGUUCUUAUGUGGUGAAAUGAAUCACAGCACUGUACCUUAAAACAUGUUUCUUCUGCAGAAGAUGAUAAUUAGCUGGGCUGUCCCCUGAGGAAAGAAUGAAGCCAGAGAGAAUUUACAUGUUGUUGGUUUCACUAAUUCUGGCAUGUUUCCACCAGCAUGUCCACAUUUGUGAAUGCCUGAAAAUGGAUCUCUUUUUGCUGUGCCUGUAUUUGCAUAAUUCAUUCGGUGAAGAGUCUGGCAUAGAGAUACAGAUUCUUUGCUAUAGUUCUAUAGAUUAUUAUUCUAGCAAUGAAAGGUCUAUCCAUUGGGAUACAUCAGAAUAGUUUUGUUUUUUCCCCAAAUGACAACAAGCAGUGCAUUGCUCAUGCCCACACUAUUUAAUGAAACUAAUUCUGUACCUAAAAUCUGUAGACUGCAUCCCUCCUUCUUUGCUUACCAUGGCUGAUUGAUUACUACCUGCUGAAGAGUCUUUUGUUGUGAGCAAUUUAUUCUGAUGUAGAUUUAGCUAUGAUUACAAAGGAUUUUAGAUUGUCUUUACCCAUUGCGGACGCCUUUUGUUCCUAAUGCCAGUUUAAAAAGCAUUCCCCAAACCCCAAUUAGCAAUCUGCCCAUGCCCCCUGUUUCUCCAGAGCUUUGUUGUUGUCGCUCGAUUUAAGAUGUAUAUAUCUUGCAAAGCAAAUAAACAUGGCUGUGCCAAUUUUAUUUACUUAAAUAAAUGAAAAUCCCCAAGACUCUGAAAAAUGAAAGCUUGACUAGAUGGUAAUGUUUGAUUGAAAACAAACAUAAAAUAUCCAGUUAAAAUCCAGUAGAUGAAAUAUAGGAGGAAUAAUAAUAACAAUGGCUAAUCUCGGACUCAGAAAUGGGGAUUAGCCCAAUAAAUAUUGCCUUGGACAUUUUUUGGUAGAGCUAGCAACCACUUUGGUUGUAACUUUUCUAAGCUCAUUUGCAAGGUUGCUGAUGUUUGCUGUUCUCCAAUAAGCAAGCUGUAAGACAUUAGGCAAAGUAAAAUUCUUCAUUCUCUUUUUGUUUACCAGAAAAGCUACACAGACCCUUCAGCUUUUAUUGUCAUGUUUGUUGCAUUACACCUUGUAUGUCUUUUAUAGAGAGAACAACAUAUUCUAAGUGGCAUAAAUUAUCUAUAAUCCUUUUGAUGACUAUUUCUGCUUCUGAUUUCAAGCUUGUUAUAUUAGUGAAGCAAUAGCCCUGUUUGGACAUAAUCCCAAAGUGUGCUUAUUUGAAGGGCUUGUGACCCCUUGUCCUUGGCCACAAGAAGAUCAGAAUGUUUUGCUUCAGUUUUUAACUAACCACAGUUUAGCAUUACAUAUGUCUUAAGCUCAGCAAACUGUGGAUAGUCUUAAAUUAUGGCAUACUGGAACAAGCCAUGUGUGGUUUAUGAAGCUGGCAUGUUUCAGUAAACCAUAGUUAAAGCUAACCACAGUUUAGUGUUUGGAUGUAACACCAAGCUUUGGGUAACUGAAAGCAGAAGCAGAGGUUUCUGAUCUUCUUGUGGCCAUGCCAGAAGCGAAGAUUGGAUGAGGGAGUGCAUGAGCCAGACACUUGUUCAUAAGGCUGUUAAUGUGUCUGAACAAGGCCAUUAAAGUGUGAUCAGUGCUGCAUGUUGAUAGUAUCAGCGAAUUCCUUGGCUGGGAUAUAGAACAUCUUUUGCAUGAGUGGAUGGCACUGCUGCUGGCAUAGGCUUGCUGUCCCACAAUUUCUUCUGAUUCUGUCUUCCAAGUCUAGCCCUCUCCUGCAUUAUACCUCAUGUUAUUCUUGUUUUAUGAUCUUGAAGAGGGUAAGACAUCACAGCAGGACUAGGAAGUAAAACAACUCUGCUGCACAAGCAAAGUUCUGAUUGCACAUCUUUGGAUCCAGUCCUUUAUAUUGUUGUUUUGUGACCUAUAAUUAUUAUUUAUAAAUUGCAACAGAAUGCAUUUCAUUUCCAUGGAUAAGAAUUUGUGUGUUUUUUCCAUUGUUUUCAUUGCACCCGCCUUGUUACCGCCCUACUCUUGACAUGUUCUUGCUACCUAACACUUUCGUCCUCUAACCACUUUUUAUCUCAUGAAGCAGAGGGGAGAUCAUUAUUAAAAUAAAACACGAUCAUUAACUGUAAGUUUUAUUAACCCUGAUAUUCAUCUGUAGAGUUGCAUGUACUAAUGAGGCUAUGCCUUCUCAGCCGCCUCAUUUAAAUUCUGAUUCAGCCAUGAAAUUCACUGGGUGUUCUUUUGCAUGUCACUGUCUGUUAGCCUAACCUACCUCAUGGAUAGUUUUUCAUGAAGAUAAAUUAGCAGGAAAUACUGUAACUAUACAAGACUGUUUUUUGGGGUAGCAUGUAUGAAGUAUAUAUCAAAUAACUCCCCAUUUUACUCUGCUCAGAAAAUUAACGGACAGAGAGCAUCCCUAUCUAGAACGGAUACUCAACUUCUCUCAAUAUUAUUUUCCUGGGGAAAUGGUUUUUGUAGUUGGAAACGCCAGUAUAUUUCUGACAGUGCCACAAAGUUUUCAAGCCCUGCAGCUUUCUUAAGCAAGAAUUCAUUGCAGCCAAAUUGGCAGAUAAGCCAAGUCAGAUACAUUGCCUCUGAAUUCAGAAAGCAGACGGGAACAUUAUCUUGACACCUCUAGGAACAUAAAAAACUUCUCUGUAGUAGAGGCAUGAUAAGAAGGCAUGUCUUCUUGUAGCAGUUCUGGAGUAGUCAAGAUUGGUCACUUACUACUUGGAUUGACAGACUUAUAUUUAUUUACUAUUAUAGGUAAAUAUACUAUUAUAUGUUCUCUGUGUAUUCCAAUUUUCAGCUAAUUGUCUUCCAAAGUUGCUCACAUUAAUUUAAAAGGAGAAAUAUAUCCAGUAAUAUUGGAUGUUUCUGGACUGACCUUCCUAUUCUAACUCUGUAUUGUGUUCACCAGAGUGGAAAAUACCUUUUCUGGCCAGCAUACCUUAUCUCCUAUUGGGCCAAAUGUGACAGUUUUUGAAAGUUUAAAGAGCAGCAAAAGACUGUUUGCAAAAGGGCUUUGAAAUGGAGAAGUAGAGGAGGUCUGAUGUUUGCUUCCACCCAGUAGUCCUAAUCUAAACUGCUCCACAUGCCUGCAAUUUGCAUUGCCAAAAAACCCAAAACAAAUGUUUUUUGAAAAUGCAAAUUGCAGGUGGCCCCGUCUGGAUCAGGACUUCUGAGGAUUUGAUGACAUCAGAGGUCCACCUUUCAACUCAGAUUCUAGGUAGGUUGCAGAGAGGCACUUCAAGGACUAGGAGAUGUAUAGUAGUUCUGGGGUGGGGAACAGAUUGAUUUUCAUAUGUCUUGAUAAGUAAUCGAUUUUCCCUGGCAGAGUGGGCUUUGGGGGUGGGCACCCUAGCCAACACUAAUAAUAAUAAUAAUAAUAAUAAUAAUAAUAAUAAUAAUAAUAAUAAAUUUAUACUCCACCCUCCCAUACCUCUUCCAAAUUGAUGCUUUCAGACUUCCGCUGCAAAGGAACUGGCCAGUGAAUUUUUUGCUUCCUCAGACACCUCUAGUGGUCUGUUAUAUCGCUCCUUUGUGGUGAUUAAAACAGGAGUGAAAAUGCUUUUCAUAACUAACACUUUGGGGAGCUGGAGGAGAUACAUUGCUGCAUUAAGAUGUGCUUGGAAUCUUCUUUCAGUACCUUUAGAGAACUGGAAUAAUAUUUGAAUAAUUACAAGGAUGCUCCUCAUGGCAUAUGCUCUUUCUCAAAAUACAACCCAGAUCCUUUCUGCAUGAGGGAAUACUAUAAAACAAGCCUCUUUCAUUGUUGUGCUUUGUUUUGAUUUUGGAAGUUCUAUCUUUCUGUUAGGUAGAAAUCUACCUGCUUGCCUUCUUGUUGGAGCAAUUCGUUUCUGCAACAUCAAAAUUAAUUUUUAAAGUAUUAUACAGGGGACCCAUAUUGGACAUCAAAGCAAAGAGUUUUUGGGUGUUGUUGUUUGAUUGUAAUGUAUCUGAGACCAAGUUGCGGAAACAAGGCAAAGUUUGAUAUGUUUCCUUGAUGGUUUUAGGUAACGGUAAAGGGACCCCUGACCAUUAGGUCCAGUCGCAGAUGACUCUGGGGUUGCGGCGCUCAUGUCGCUUUAUUGGCUGAGGGAGCCAGUGUACAGUGUGUAAUUUCCUCUAAAAGAGAAUUUAUGGCUUCUAAAGCUGGUAGCCCAACUUCUAAUCUUGCAUCAGAUUCUGAAAGAACAAUUGUUGCAGCAAAAGCUGCACCCAGUUUUAGCUAACCACAGCUGUAAACAUCUGCUUCCUCUGCCAUUCUCUGCCUCAUCCUAAAUUCAGACUGCUCCAUACUGUUUUUUUCUUGAGACGGACACACACACACACACACACCCCCCCUAUAAAUCACUGGUUCCAGACUCUACCAGCAGGUAAAUUACCAAUUCAGGAAAACAUUUCUAGUCACUUUGAGGAAAUACAUCAGCCAAUCAUCCCUGUCUUUUAGCAAGCACUCAGCAGAACACAGGAUGGUUGCUUAUCAGCCACAAGGAGAAGUGGAAGGAAGCUUUGGGGGAAAAGUUUAAUAUUGAGGGGUGGGAGUUCAAUGCAACCGAAGAAGCCAUGAGCUUCUGACUUGUUUGAUCUAGUUCGUCACUUUGAACUGGACUCCCAUUACGAAUCUCUCAAAAUAUAUGAGACACCGAAGGAAAUGAGACUGUUCAAUUAUCUACAGCAAGGAAGAAGUGAAAUUGAAGCAACUAUAUUUUAGAUUGCCUCAUGUGGAUGCCCCAUUGGUUAGCAAUCCUGUAGCUAUGGAGUUCUUCUUCAUCUUCUUCAGGAACAACUUAAUUGAAUAAAAUAAAAAUAAAAGGUGUACUAUAUCAUUAUUCAAGCUAACAAUUCCAAUUCCAUAUACUUACCUAAUGUGUAUGGGCAUUACUAUUAUCCAAAUACAUAACAUAUUUUAACCCGCUGGCUGUGGAAUGCUGAGGUGAAAAUGUCCCCUUAAUCAAGGUUUAAGAACUGAUUGUUUUUCUUGAUUGCUUUAUUAUGAUGCUGAUUUUGAAAUGGUUUAAAAUAUUUUUUGAGCUGAGUUACAAUGACAGAUGUCCCCUGCUGUCUUGUUUACUAUUUUGCUGGUUGUUUUCUUAUAGAUAAUUUUCUAUGUAUUUUAUGCACUGUAAACUACCUUGGAAUGGUUUUUACCCUGAAUACUGCAUAAAAUACUUUAAAUAUAAACAAAUAAAUGCUUUACACUUUUGUUGUUCACAUGCCUUGGCAUUUGCAAGAGAUAGACAUACCACAAAGUUGUCAUAUGGCAGGAUUUGGAUUAGGAUAAUAAUUGUGUUACUUAGCAGAUAUAGGAAGUAUUUACAGUGGUGCCCCGCAAGACGAAUGCCUCGCAAGACGGAAAACCCGCUAGACGAAAGGGUUUUCCGUUUUUGAGUUGCUUCGCAGGACGAAUUUCCCUAUGGGCUUGCUUCGCAAGACGAAAAUGUCUUGCGAGUCUUGAGAUUUUUUUUCCCGCUUUCCCCCCCCUUUUUCUAAGCCGCUAAGCCUUUAAUAGCCUUUUAGCAGCUAAGCCGCUAAGCCUUUAAUAGCCGCUAAACCGCUAAUAGCGCUAAUCCGCUAAGCCGCUAAUAGGGUUGCUUCGCAAGACGAAAAAACCGCUGGACGAAGACACUCGCGGAACGGAUUAAUUUCGUCUUGCGAGGCACCACUGUAUCAUUGUUUGAGGGGAGACAUAUCUCUGCUUUGCUGACUUAGCACUGUGGUGUGCAUUUCAUUCCCCUUCAGUUUCAAUAGGACUUUCUUCCAAAUAAGGACAGUUAGGAUUACAGUCUUAGUGGGCAUGGAAUCUGAAUUAUUCCUUGUGUCUUUUUAAAAGGCUAAGCCAUUCACAUGUGAGGUUAGUCAUCAUCUGGCAAAGAGAAGGAAAAACAACAACUAAGCUGCGACUGUUAGCACUUACUAUGCCUCUUGAAUAAACAGAAUAUUUAAGGUGCUAGUGCCAGGCAUGCUUUAUGGGAACAUAAAUGUGAAUCCACAGAAAACCUAUUUUAAAACAUGAUCAGGGGGCAGAGUAUUCGUUUCAUCAUUGGAACUUCUUGGCCUCUUUCUUUUUCAUUCCUGAAAGCUUCCUCAUUCUCUCACAAAAUGGAAAAGAGUAAAGUAGCUCACUUGCUUCUGUAUCCAGAACACAGCAACUCUGCAGUUGUGUUUGGCAAUUGAUUCUGUAGUAAUUGGUUAUGUUAUAGGGCUAAGGUUAACCUCAAUAUAGCUACCCUUGUACAGGGUCAAGGUAUGAGAUGACUUCUAUGAUGGUGAAGAUUUAAAAAAACAAAAACAAAACAACUACAAAUAAUAUUUUCUGAUUCCAGCUUUAGUCCUGUAUAAUCAGUUAUUGUGUGUGAGAGCACAUUAUAAGCUAACUUUAAGUCUUUGGAUGAAAGUCAUAUCAAUGUAAUAAAUAAAUCAAAAAAUUCUAGAAUCCAUGUCAUGUCAGCAUAUAAUAACUAUAGUGUGCAAACUUUUGAGUUCUUCACCAGGCUAGAAAUAAAACAAAGGAGAGGAGGAAAGAAAAUAGGCUGAUGGUGAAGCCAUGGAGCCUGCAUCUGGUCAUAGUCCUUAAGAUGCAGCGUGGGAGAAGGUAGCACGUUAAAAUGAGGCGUUGGGUACUAGGCAGGUUUCUGGUUGCACCAAAGGCUGCUGGGAAGAAGGAACAGUGACCGAGACUUCAUGGUUCUACUGUCAGUUAUCUCCAGUGUUAGAAACUCGGAUUUAUAAGAUAGGUGCCAAAUGGCUCUCCAAACCAGGGUUGUAGUCGCUGCUCCUGAUCUAGCCUGAUGAAGAGUUCUGAAGAACUCAAAUUGCCCAGUGUUUUGUUGCAUUUUUGUUGGCCUAAUAAAUGUAUUGCCCUAAUACUGAGUUUAUAAUGCCUUUUGCUUGUUGUAUAACUUGGUGGUAGCGGUGGAAGUGAGUGUGUGGCCUGUAGCCAACUGGCUGCUGUGGGUCUGUUGUUGUUUCCCCCCCACAGCUAAAGAGAGUCCUUGCCCUGUUGGCAUCAGGGAAUGGGAGAGAUAAAAUAGUCAAUGUCUUUUGUCGGCGCACUUGUUGGCAUCACCUUAUCUAUGUUGAUUUGCACUUUAAGCCCAUAAGCUACAAUUGACAGACCAGGACACUGAUUUUGCUUUCUCCUUCAUGUUAUCCAAGCAGAUAAUCUAAGCGAUGCCUUGAAGAAGCUGAAGAUAACAGCUGUUGACAGCACAGCUGAUAGCUUGGAGGGGUGCUUGGACUGUCUGCUUCAAGCUCUGGCUCAAAACAGUAAGUUUUAUUGUUCCCUCCAAUUUCAUACCAUAUGAUUCAAUCAAUAAAUGAUUAUGGAGGUAAUAAGUGUAUCAAAUGGAAUAAAUCUGUAAGUGGAACUGGCGCAAUAGCUGUUUAUGUUGAACAGAAAUAGCAGAGGGUGAGGGAGACUUUAGAAACAAGAAAACUAAAACCCGGAAAUCAACAACAGCCUGACUAUGGGCCUGCAGAUGAACCUGCGCCCCAAGUCUCCGCUGAGAAAAGUCUGUUCACCCCUUCUUUUUAAGAUCUGUGUUUUAUUAUUAAGUUGAAAAGCUAUCAGAAUAAUUUUGUGACACCAAGCCCUAGAAUUCUGUAAGAGAAAAUGCAAUUGUGGAGUCACAGAUAGUCACAAAUAAUGCUGGCUGCAUUAUUAUUAUUAUUAUUAUUAUUAUUAUGAUCAUCAUCAUCAUCUUUGCGGGACAAAAAAGAAUAGAAAUACAUGGAAAAUAAACAGAAGGUACAUGAAAGACAACUCACCAGAGCAGUAUUUGAACACUACUGGCCUAGACUAGUGUGAUGUUCGAGGCUGAACGUCAUCUAUAUGCAACUCAAAAGUAGGGGGAUUUAGGAGACAUAAUAAUGUUUCUGUCUCUAGAGUGUAUUGUGUCCUCCCCAAACAAUUUGGGGGUGACCCCUCCUGUGGGCCAGGCAGGAGAAAAAGGUGGUGAUAAUAAUGAUGCUUCUGAAAUGCCCACCCCAACAAAACCCAACAAUUUGGGAACGGAGAAAAGCUGAUAAUGAUGAUGAUGAUGAGGCCUUUGCACUGCACUGCACUGCCCCUUGGGCAGAAGCAGCAGAAAGGUGAAGAUGAUAGUGAUAAUAAUGAUGCCUUUGCACUGGGUCUCUCUCCCCCAAGAAUUUUGGAACAAUCAGGAAAAGAGUGGUAAUGAUGAUGGUGAUAAUAACGGAGGUACCUCUGCGCUGGGUUUUCACAUUCCAGCCACUUUGGAGUAGUCCCCGCUGUAGGGCAUUCAGCAACAACAGAAGCCAUAUCCUUCUCAACACACCCACAUACUCAGCUGAGGACCAUCUCCAGCAGCUGCCUACUGUAGGCAGCAAAACAAAUACAGCCGCAACAGGGGUAUUCCUGCAUUUCUUCGCCCACCCCCAGAUUUUCAAAACGUUCCUCGAGCAGCUGUGUGCUAGCUCUUCUGUGCAACUGUCCUGGCUCCCAUCCAGCUUGAAGCAGCAGCCCGAGUUCAAGGAGUUCAGGAUCAAAGGAAGGAGGUCGGAACUGCAAGGAAGCAGCAGAGUUGUCCUCACAAGGCGGUAUGUCCAUCUGCUACUCUUCUGAAGAUGUGGCAAGGCGGGCUCACUUGUGAGGCUCUCGUGCCUUGCAAGACUGCCAAGAGUGCAGACACUCACUGAGUCGGCAAAGAUGCAUCUGUUCCCAUGAGUCUGCAGCCAGGUCCUGAGUGACCAGACUGUGGGCUCCUCAUCUGACUCUGGCUCCUCCACCCCUAACGGUUGACUGAUGCCCUCUCUGGGUUCUGUUGCUACGUUCCUUUCUCUGGAAGGGAAGAAGGGAAGCGAGUCUGGCUUCCCCUACUGGGGCAACCAGAUCUGGAGGAAGUAAAAGUAUGAACACCUUUUUUUAGCCCCAGUUCUCCAGUUUCAGCCUCCCCCACCUCACAUUAUUUUCAUCAUCAUCAUCCUUCCACUCCACUCCUGAGCUUUGGGACAUAGGAGGGCAGGCAGCAAAACGAGUAAUAGGAAAUUCCCCCACUCCCCCCCCCCACCUCAGCACAGAAUAUUUUUUGAAGCCUCUCAAAUGCCUGCUCACUGAUGGCUCCACGUGGUUGGCAGGCAGCAAAAUAAAACAAACCAAGCAGCAAAUGGGUAGAUCCUGCUGAUCUUUCCAUAACCGCAUUUCCAUGCUUUGGAGGACCUCAGGAAUUCCCUUCUCCUGGUGUCCAAACAAAUCAUUUUUUGACUUCACUCAUUUACUGAAAACACUGGCAGGGUAAGAGCAAUACCUUGUCAAUACUGGCUAUUACUAAAUUUAAUCAACGGAUGGUUUAAAAAAUGUCCGCAAUUUAACUUUGAAGAAAAAGAGAAAUUAUUUUGUUUACGUCAGGCAUAGACAAACUCGGCCCUCCAGAUGUUUUGGGACUACAGCUCCCACCAUCCCUGACCACUGGUCCUGUUAACUAGAGAUGGUGGGAGUUGUAGUUCCAAAACAUCUGGAGGGCUGAGUUUGCCUGUGCCUGGCUUACAUAGUUCAAAAUGGAGAUAUUUCUCCUAGUGAUGUCUUACAGGAAACUACGUUAUACCAGGGUUCCAAUACCGACUUGGUCAUGAAGCUCACUGGGUGAACCUUGGGUUAGUAACUAUCUCUCAGAAUAGCCUACCUUGCAAAGUUGUUUUAAGGAUAAAAAUAGGGGGCGGGAACCAUGUAUGCCACCUUGAGCUCCUUGGAGGAAGGGUGGGGUAUAAAUGUAACAAUAACAAAAUAAAUAAAUUCAGCUUGGUGACUGGAAACAGCUCUCUAGCAUUUCAGGCAGUUGACAGUGGUUGAAUUGGAGGCCUUUUUACAUGCAGAGCAUUUGCUGUGCCGCUGAACCAGGUUCCCUUCCCAGAUACCUUUCUUGAACUCUACAUGUAAUGCUCCAGCUGUGUCCAAUAUAUUGGUUGCCAUAAUGAAUCCUUUCUUGUUAGAAGGCGCUGAAAAUUGUCAUUUAUUAUACAGUUUGAUCGCGCCAUGCAAUUCCACCCCAUCUUAUCUGGACAACAGUUGCUCCUGAAAAUUCAGACCUUGGCCUUAUCACCUUACCAGUCUUGGAAGAUACUGAAUUAUUUGUUGGAUCAUUUUUGUCCUCAGUUUUUCAGCUUGGUCUCCUAAUGAGGCUGCUAGCAUAUUAAUUUCAGUUAUGGAAACAUCUCCUACUGGGACUAAACUCUCAAACAGCCAUCAGCUCAUGGUCCCAAGGUGGUCAGCCAUCAACUGAACCAUCGACCUGAAAACUUAUAAUUGGCCAAUGCAACCAAGUUUGUCCUGUUUCCCAUAGAUUGUCUAGUGAGGUUUAAUAUUGUGUCAAUGAAGGUGUUUUUGUUUUGUUUUGUUUUUUUAAGACACCAGAUGAGUCUUGAAUGGAGAGUUAAAUCUUAAAUUCUGGCUCAUUUACGAAGAAACAAAAAUAAAGUCUCCUGUUAACAAAAACUUAUUUUGAAGGAUAUACUGGUAAUUUCCUUUUAUUUAAACCAUUUUUAUCCUGCCCUUCACGCUAUGGUAGCUUCUACUUUAUUUUGUGUUAUUGUUGUUGCUUCUGCCUCCAUUUUAUUUUAUUUUUAUUGCAGUGGUACCUUGGGUUAAGAACUUAAUUCAUUCUGGAGGUCCAUUCUUAACCUGAAACUGUUCUUAACCUGAGGUACCACUUUAGCUAAUGGGGCCCCCCGCUGCUGCCACGCCGCCAGAGCACGAUUUCUGUUGUCAUCCUGAAGCAAAGUUCUUACCCCGAGGUACUAUUUCUGGGUUAGCAGAGUCUGUAACCUGAAGCGUCUGUAACCCAAGGCACCACUGUAAUUGCUUUCUGCUUUAUAAGAUUUUAAAGCAGUGGUUGUCAAACUUUUUUUCCUCUGGGCUGCACUUUCAGAAUAAAAUUUGCUCGCACCACACUGAAUUUUUUAUUGGUAAGAAACACGUUGGAAAAGAAAAAGAAACAACUCCUAGCAGUGCUUGAAUUGUAACAUAGAGCACAACUACUUUAUAAUAUGAGCAUGGGGCACCCAGAAAGUAUAACGCAAUCCAGCUACAUAAGAAAAUGUAUCAUUCCCAAAAUAUAAUCAUAAACAAGUCUUCUCCAGCACUCAGUUUGAAUGGCGAUUCUAGAUUACAUCUAGGAUUAUCCUCAGUAUCAUUUUAUGUGCUUGCUCUCAUUUUGAGAAGAUAUCUAUCCAUAUUCUGCAAAUUAAAGAAAUUAUUUUGAUAAGAUAUGAUACUGUACUACACUGAAAUAUUUAAAGGGAACUGAACCAGACCUUGUAAAAACUCUGUUCCUUAUUCUUGUCAAUGUUACGUCAUAGAGUUGGCACCUGGAAUUGGAUACUAACUGCUGGAGUAUCUUCACUUAAUUCACUGGUUUUCAGACCUGAGGUAAUAGGUUUCUCACCCUAAUAACUAUAGAGAUUCCGGAUUAGAAGAUUAUUCCAACCUUUGGCCUUUGUGUGACUUUCAUAAGUCACCAAUGCUCCAACAGAGACAAAAAAAUUCUUUUAAUGAAAUCCUCUGACUAGCCUAAAAAGAAAAUGUCUGGCAUUUCCAGUAGUUUAACAAUCUUGCUGGGUCCCAAAUGUUCCCUUACAUGUUGUUAAUCCCCCUUCCUGAGCAAGGAAAGCAAAAGAAGGUCUGGUUUGAUGGAUUCUCAUCUGCCCUUUUCCUAGUUGGUCUCCCCUGUGGCUCAUUACCUUCCAUAUUCUGGAGUGCUAUCUGUACCAAACAAAAGGCUUAUAACGAGGGCGUUUCACACACAUCUAGCCUCCAGGAAUUUUCCAGGGAACAACAGAUGGGUGUUCUCUUUCCAAUGGUGGAAUUGCUGCAUUACUUUGUGCUUCCUGCGGUAGGGCUGACUGUGACAGCUGUGGGCAGGCGUCUGUCUCUCACUCUCAAACGCACAUGCUCAACUUCAAAUGAACUAGGAUGUGUGUGUGUGUGUGUGUGUGUGUGUGUGUGUGUCUUAACAGGGUGAGAAAGAGAGCUUGCAUUGGCAGAGCCUACAAAAUAUGACAUGCCGGGUGCGGGGAAUUAACAGAUUUAGUUGGAAUGGGUGCUAGAUCUUUCUAACUAUUCAAAAAGGCUCUGCUCGGUUUUAUUAUUGUAUUUACUGCAUUUAAUACCCCAUGUUUUUGAUCCUGAAGGUUUAAAGUAGCAAAACAGUAAAGAAGAAUACACUGUAAAGUAAAAUGCAGAAAUAAAAAUGAUAUAAACUGUGGUUUUAAAAGACAUCAGCAGCACGGGGGGAAAGACCAGAAACUUAUCCUUAAACAUCUGUACCAGAAUCCAUUUUUAAACAAUCAAGACUUUACCACUCACCAGAAAACAAGUGAUGAUUGAGCCACAUUAAGGUUGUUGUUUUUUGCUUCAGUGUACACCAGGCAGGCACCACAAAUAACCCAGAGAUUCAUUUUAAAUAAAAGGACACAUUCUACUCAUGUAAAAACAUGCUGAUUCCCGGACCGUCUGCGGGCCGGAUUGAGAAGGUGAUUGGGCUGCAUCCGGCCCCCGGGCCUUAGGUUGCCUACCCCUGCCAUAAGCAGUUGAGUGUGUAGUGUUCUCUCCUCUCCCCACCCCCCAUUAGUUUUCUCUCUCCCCACCACUGUUGGCUCUGAAACAGGAGAUGUGUGUGAACUUAAGAUGUAAAAACCCACAGUACAGGGUCAGGUGUACUUAUAUCGAUCAGUUAGGAAUCCAAGCAGCCUCUGAGAGAAAGCAAACGAAGCAUUGGCAUAGAACUCUCUGGAAGAAGAGAAAUACAGAGAUUUUACGCGCUUGUGAAAACCUUCCCAAGUGCCAUCUUGUGAUCUUGCAUUUGUAAUGCAGAUUACAGUUUCGUUUUGAAGAAUGAGUACCCUUUGUGUUUAAACUUGUAAGGUUAUGUGUGUCCUUUUUAACAAAGAAAGAAGAUUGAGUACGAAUGUGUGACAUUGACAGUAGAUGUGUGUUUCAUCUUUUUGUCCAUUCUCCCUGCAUCCCCAGUUUAGCUAUGCAAUAUCUUCUGUUCAACGUUUCUGGGUGUAUCUUGCAAUCAUGUUUUUCACCAAGCAUUGUUGUGUUGUGUUAUCUGAAAUUAGUUUGUAACUAUCAUCAUCAUCAUCAUCAUCUGUUGGUUGCUAUUGUGUUUUAAUGUUAUAUUUAUGUAUAUAUUGUAUAUGAUGUAUAUUCUUUUUGGAUGGUUGAUAUUACCAUGUUGGUUGAAACAACAGCAAAAAUAAACAAAACAAAAUGAAGCAAUAUUACACAGCAUCCCAAUCUCUUAGCUUUGAGAGACACCAAGUUCUUCUCCAGGGUUCAGCUCCUUAGAAUGAAGGAAGACUGUGGUGUCUUUAGGAUAUAUGGUUUUAUUUACAUAUAUACACAAUCUGGGACGCGGGUGGCGCUGUGGGUUAAACCACAGAGCCUAGGGCUUGCCGAUCAGAAGGUCGGUGGCUUGAAUCCCCGCGACGGGGUGAGCUCCCGUUGUUCGGUCCCUGCUCCUGCCAACCUAGUAGUUCGAAAGCACGUCAAAAUGCAAGUAGAUAAAUAGGUAAGUAGAUAAAUAGGCAAGUAGAUAAAUAGGAUGUCACAUAGAGGAGGGAGAAAGGUUGUUUUCUGCUGCUCCAGAGAAGCGGACAUGGAGCAAUGGAUCCAAACUACAAGAAAGAAGAUUCCACCUAAACAUUAGGAAGAACUUCCUGACAGUAAGAGCUGUUCGACUGUGGAAUUUGCUGUCAAGGAGUGUGGUGGAGUCUCCUUCUUUGGAGGUCUUUAAGCAGAGGCUUGACAGCCAUAUGUCAGGAGUGCUCUGAUGGUGUUUCCUGCUUGGCAGUGGGUUGGACUCGAUGGCCUUUGUGGUCUCUUCCAACUCUAUGAUUCUAGGUACCGCUCCGGCGGGAAGGUAAACGGCAUUUCCGUGUGCUACUCUGGUUCGCCAGAAGCAGCUUUGUCAUGCUGGCCACAUGACCCGGAAGCUGUACGCCAGCUCCCUUGGCCAAUAAAGCGAGAUGAGCGCCGCAACCCCAGAGUCGGCCACGACUGGACCUAAUGGUCAAGGGUCCCUUUACACUUUACCUCUAUACACAACCUGAGCAUAGGAUGGAAGGGCUCACAGCAUUAACACCCCAAAAGCUCUUGUUCCUCCAUUCAUCACAGCUUUAGAAUCCAGCACAGAGCAGUUUCUGACUCCAGUUUCCUGCUCUCACACACUACUCUGGCUAUUGUUCUCCUAAGUAGCAGGUACAUGAGGCCGUGGGUCAGGGAAAGGCAGAUAGCAGGACCAGCACCCAUUGCCAAGGGAAGAGGCUUCCAGCAUGAUCCAUUGUUGCUUUCCCCUGGGUCAUUGCUUUCAGGCACCUUACUUACCAUCUGUCAUGGUCACUUUACUACAUUUGUCCUUUACUACAGCGGAGGGAAGAAGAUCCCUUCCAUGAAAUUCAUUCUGUGUACAAAUGCUCCUUCACUUCGUAUUAAGUUACCUAGGGAGUGAAGUUGGGUCUAUUUACAUAGUGGGCAUCCAAUAAAAAGCCACGCAAGAGCAAUUUAAACCUUUGUUCUCGGUGCUUGUUCUUAUUUCACUUUUGGUCAUGUUAUGGUAAAGGCUCCACCCUUGAGUUUCAGACCCUGAAACCUUCCUAUAAUGUCAGAAUGGGUUGUGGCAGGGUAAGUGUUCAGAUAAUUAUUAUUUUUUAUUUUUAGAUUGAGUUUUGACUUAGAAAGAAAAGCAGGCAAAGCACAUACAGUGGUACCUCGGUUUACAGACACUUCAGGUUACAGACGCUUCACGUUACAGACUCUGGUACAGACACAUUACAGAAAUAGUACCUCAGGUUAAGAACUUUGCUUCAGCAUGAGAACAGAAAUCGUGCGGCAGCAGCGCUGCAGCAGCGGGAGGCCCCAUUAGCUAAAGUGGUACCUCAGGUUAAGAACAGUUUCAGGUUAAGAACGGACCUCCAGAACGAAUUAAGUUCUUAACCCAAGGUACCACUGUAUAGUCCUUUGAUGGGGAAGUGCCUUUGUGAAUUCUUCAACUUGAAGUUCCAGGUUCAAAUGUGCCCAUAUCCUCAACAUUCAAUAUGCGGUGUUCUUCUUCCUUCCUUCCACCCCCUGCCCACACAGACUCUUCUGAAUUCUGCCAUUUUACAUAGUAAGAAGUUUAUGUUGCAGUAACGAAAUGAAAUGAAAUGCAGUAUUAAUUUCUCCAUAAAAUGAGUCUUGCAUCCAGCUCUUGAGGAAUAUUUAUUGCACCCCAAGACUUGGUGUUUCGUAUAAAACUUCAACAGUACCUAUUGGGAAGGGGUAGUACAUUGGAGUAAGAACUAAUGCUACUUUUCCUAAUUGACAACCACUAAAUAGGUAUGGCUGCCUAUCUGAAAUGCCACGACACUGAAUGGCAUUAUUACUAUUUUUUCCUCAAUUAUAUUUAAUACGAUUUUAGUGAUAAUUAUGCGUGUGGUUAAAUAUUGCUGCUAGAAUACAGUGUGUUAAAGAAAACGAGCAUGGUCUGAAGAAAGGUCUGUAUGUUUUGUGAGUUGUCCUCUUCUAAGUUGGGGAAUACUCCCUACUUUUAGUGAGCAAUGCUAUGCACCCACAUUUGAGGCCCCCCAUGCCCCUAUGGGACGUGGGUGGCGCUAUGAGUUAAACCACAGAGCCUAGGACGUGCUGAUCAGAAGGUCGGCGGUUAGAAUCCCCACGAUGGGGUGAGCUCCCAUUGCUCGGUCCUUGCUCCUGCCAACCUAGCAGUUUGAAAGCACGUCAAAGUGCAAGUAGAUAAAUAGUUACCACUCUGGCGGGAAGGUAAACGGCGUUUCCGUGUGCUGCUCUGGUUCGCCAGAAGUGGCUUAGCCAUGCUGGCCGCGUGACCUGAAAGCUGUACGCCAGCUCCCUUGGCCAAUAAAGCGAGAUGAGCGCCGCAACCCCAGAGUCGGCCACGACUGGACCUAAUGGUCAGGGGUCCCUUUACCUUUACCAUAUAUAUAUAUAUAUAUAUAUAUAUAUAUAUAUAUAAAAAUAUAAAAAAGUUUUCACAAUAUUACAAAAUGAAAAAGAAAAAAUACAAAAUACAAAAUAAAAAUAGUUAAAAACAAUUCAAUCUUUCCAUUACUUAUCUUUCAUUUGCUUGUUUCCCGGACCUCCUCAUACCUCCCUUUUUUGUAUUCCAGUUCAAUUUAUUAGUUCAGCAAUUCCUUUCCCUCCUUAUUUUAUCCUGAUCUUUAAUCUUAAUAUAUUAUAGCAUUAAAUUUUUACCUGUUAAAAAUCCAUUUUUUCAUAUUCUUUUAUACCAUUACAGCUAGAAACCACUUAACUUCAAUCCAACAUCAUUCUAACAUUCAUUAAUUUUGCAGUAUUUCUGUAAAUAGUCUUUAAAUUUCUUCCAAUCUUCUUCCACCGACUCUUCUCCCUGGUCCCGGAUUCUGCCAGUCAUUUCCGCCAAUUCCAUGUAGUCCAUCACCUUCAUCUGCCAUUCUUCCAGAGUGGGUAGGUCUUGUGUCUUCCAAUACUUUGCAAUAAGUAUUCUUGCUGCUGUUGUGGCAUACAUAAAGAAAGUUCUAUCCUUCUUUAACACCGAUUGGCCGACUAUGCCCAGGAGAAAGGCCUCUGGUUUCUUCAAGAAGGUAUAUUUAAAUACCUUUUUUAAUUCAUUAUAAAUCAUCUCCCAGAAAGCCUUAAUCCUUGGGCACGUCCACCAUAGGUGAAAAAAUGUACCUUCAGUUUCUUUACAUUUCCAACAUUUAUUAUCGGGCAAGUGAUAGAUUUUUGCAAGCUUGACUGGGGUCAUGUACCACCUGUAUAUCAUUUUCAUAAUAUUCUCUCUUAAGGCAUUGCAUGCCGUAAACUUCAUACCUGUGGUCCAUAACUGUUCCCAGUCAGCCAUCAAUAUGUUAUGUCCAACAUCUUGUGCCCAUUUAAUCAUAGCAGAUUUCACCGUUUCAUCCUGAGUAUUCCAUUUCAACAGCAAGUUAUACAUCUUUGACAAAAUCUUAGUUUUGGGUUCUAACAGUUCUGUUUCUAAUUUUGAUUUUUCCACCUGGAAGCCGAUUUUCUUGUCCAAAUUAUAUGCCUCCAUUAUCUGAUAAUAAUGAAGCCAGUCUCGCACUUUGUUUUUUAGUUUUUCAAAACUCUGCAAUUUCAGUCUAUCUCCAUCUUGUUCCAAAAUUUCCCAAUAUUUCGGCCAUUUGACCUCCAUAUUGAGCUUUUUCUGAGCUUUCGCUUCCAUCGGUGACAGCCACCUUGGGGUUUUAUUUUCCAAUAAGUCCUUAUAUCUUAUCCAGACAUUAAACAAUGCUUUCCUGACAAUAUGGUUUUUAAAUGCUUUGUGUGCUUUGACCUUAUCAUACCACAGAUAUGCAUGCCAUCCAAAUACGUUGUUAAAACCUUCUAAAUCCAAAAUGUCUGUGUUUUCGAGAAGCAGCCAUUCUUUCAACCAGCAAAAAGCUGCUGAUUCAUAGUAAAGUUUAAAGUCUGGCAGGGCAAAUCCACCUCUUUCCUUUACAUCUGUUAGUAUUUUAAAUUUUAUUCUAGGCUUCUUGCCCUGCCAGACAAAUCUAGAAAUAUCUCUCUGCCACUUCUUGAAACAGUCCAUCUUGUCCACAAUUUGCAAUGUUUGAAACAAAAACAGCAUUCUAGGCAAUACAUUCAUUUUUAUCGCAGCAAUACGGCCCAGCAGUGAAAGCUUCAAAUUUGACCAAAUUUCUAAAUCUUUUUCACUUCAGCCCAGCAUUUUUCAUAGUUGUCUUUAAAUAAAUUCCCAUUUUUUGCUGUCAUGUUAAUCCCCAAGUAUUUGACUUUCUUGACCACUGUUAAACCUGUCUCAUUCUGAAACCUCUCUCUCUCAAUUGGUGUUAAGUUUUUCUCUAAAACCUUGGUUUUUGACUUAUUCAGUUUAAACCCUGCAACCUGACCAAAUUCUUGAAUCAGUUCUAAAACCCUUUUGGUACUAGAUUCUGGCUCCUGUAACGUCAAUACUAAGUCAUCUGCAAAUGCUCUCAAUUUGUACUGUUUGGCUCCGACCUGUAUACCUUUAACCAACUGGUCCCUUCUAAUCAUAUUCAGCAAAACCUCCAGGACCGAUAUAAAAAGCAGUGGGGAGAUUGGGCAACCUUGUCGUGUCCCUUUUUCUAUCUUAAAUUCUUCCGUCACCACAUUAUUUACAAUUAAUUUAGCCUUUUGUUCAGAAUAUAUUGCACUUAUACCAUUUUCAAAGCCUUGGCCUACCCCCAUACCCUGUAAGUUCUUUUUCAUAAAAGUCCAAGAAAUGUUGUCAAAAGCUUUCUCCGCGUCCACAAAUAUUAAAACUGCCUUAGUAUUUAUAUUCACUUGUAAUUUUUCUAAAAUAUUAAUUAUGUUUCUCACAUUGUCAGAUAGAUGUCUUCCUGGGAGAAAGCCUGCUUGGUCUUUAUGUAUCUCUUCCACUAACACUCUUUUUAGUCUUUUAGCCAAGAUAUCUGCAAAAAUUUGUAAUCCACAUUGAGCAGUGAUAUGGGACGAUAGUUCUUAAGCUGCGUCUUUUCAGUCUCUGUUUUCGGUACAAGUGUGAUGUACGCUUCUUUCCACGACUCUGGUGCCCUUUUCCCCUCCGUUAUUUCAUUGCAGACCUCUUUCAAAGGUUGUACUAGCCAUUCUUUUAAAGAUCUGUAGUAUCUAGAAGUCAGUCCAUCCGGUCCUGGAGAUUUACCCAAUUGCAUAUUCUGAAUGGCACCUUCUAUCUCCUGUUCAGUUAUUUUAUAGUUCAACAUUAAUUUAUUUUCUUGAGAGAUUUUUUGUAAUCCAUUUGUUUUCAAAAAUCGGUCUACGUCAGUUUCUUACUGUGGCCCUUGUGUAUAUAGUUGUUUAAAGUACCUCUGGAAACAAUCCUUUACCUUUACGCCCCUAUGACUCAUUGGAUUAUAGCUGAGGUUUAACAGAACCUUCUUAUAGCCAGUAGUGUACAAAUGGAAACAGUAAAUAGGAAAUAGAAUACCUGGCUCUUUCAGGCAACUUACAUUUUCAGAUGCAAUCUUACACAGAUGUGUUUCCUUCAUGUUUUUUAUAGGCUGGGGGGGGGGAUUCCAAAGGGCAAAAGGUGGAUGGGUCAGUUACCUUAUCACGUUGUCGUCAUCAUUGCAUACUUCUCUCAUUUUUAUGCUAGGUCACAGGUCUCCUUUUUCUGCACAGCCCCCCCCCCCAGUUGCUAAAAGAGCAAGAUGAAUGUGUUACAUCGUGUUGCAUGUGGCUGAUCAUAACUUUUUUAUACAUUCGUCCUCUUCUCCUUUGAUAAGUGCGUGUGGGAGGGAUAUGAUGAAGCCAAGAUAAUUUUCUGCAGCGUUUGCUAUAGAUUUGGAACACCUUUGCAAUUAUGGUGCAUACUUUCUUUCCCCUCUAAAGGGAUAAAUCACACAUAUUGCUGGGUUAAUAAUAUUGGGCUGGGCGGGGGAGGGAACUUGGGUAUGAAUGACUCAAUUUUAAGGUGGAUGCUGUAUCCUCUGGCUACAUCAGUGCUAGCAUUUUUACAAUAAGCAUAGCACAGCCAGAGCAGUGGUAGCAACUACACUUAACACUGGCAUGUCACAAUGCUGCUGCUGUUUACAAAGCAUUUGUUGAGGAUGGAGCUGGAAUAAAAUCACACGGUGUACAGGGGUGACUAAUCUGUGACUGUCGCCUCCGACUAAUCUAUGACCAUCAUCAUCCCUGACCAUUGACCAGUCUGGCUGCAGUUGAUGAGAGUUGGAGUCCAGGAAGAUCUGGAGGACACCAGGUUAGGCACCCCCGGUAUACAGCCUUGUAUCUAACUACUCACUAGAAUUCCAUGCAACUGAGUGAGCAGGCAGGUGGAGAAAGGCCAAAUUUCCCUGCCCCGCCCCCCCCCCCCCCGGUAUCUCAGUCUACUGUGUUCCAUGCUGACUGCAAGUGAAAGGAAGCAUCUUUUCUGUGGCCACCAAGGAAACGUGUUGGCUGAUGAGGAAUGGUAGGCUAGUUAAUUUAAAAAGCGAAACAAAACAGGUAGUAACUUUUUUGGCUUUGUGUAUAAGGUUGAUUAUAAUCGCAUUGUCUUUACCAGUUUCCUGUCUAGGUACUAGCAAUGCCCAGAUGUGCUUAGCUUCAGAGAUGGCACUACAUAUUUAACCUUCAGAGCAGGAGUGGGAAAGAUGUUGCCCUAGCAAAGAUCCACCAGAUGUUGCCCUAGCAAGCAUGGCCAGUAGCCAGGGAUGGUAAAACAUGUGCAAUAUCUAGAGUGCCAAAAGUUCCCCCAUACCUGCAUUAGAGCAUUCUUCGGGAAUUAGAUUUUCAAGAAAGUAAUCAUAACCUAUAAGUAGUAGGGAUAAGGAGACUCCUAAGAGAGAAUCAAAUGACAGUAGACAACUAGAUUUAGUAUUUUGCCAUCUUGGCUUAGAUGUAAAAAUGUAUUUAGUGGUUAUUCUAAAUAAUGCAUGUUUGAAAGUUUGGAGUAAGUGUCAUUUCCUACAUUGCCAGUGUACCUAGAUUCUUUGCAGCCAAACCAAAUAUUCUAGAAAUGAAGACUCAAGAGUUUUUGAGGCCAAAUAUCAUGCUCCACAUCGUCAAAGAAGUAGUUCUGGAAUUCUCUUUGGUAGUGUGUGUGUACAAGCACAUGUGUGUGUUUAUUUUAAGCAACUCCUUCACCUGAAUAGGAUUCUGUGGUCCUUUCCAUAUGUUUGCCAAGUUUCAAAUCAGCCUUUGCAUGGGUGAAAGCCAAAGGACACUUAUUAAUAAGAAAGCAUCCAAUCACUCAAGGCUUCACAAAGCAGAAAAACACAGAGAGACUUUGAGCAACAGUUCUCCAUUGUUGGCAUUUUGGGUUCACAAGUUUGGUUACAUAAAAGCAAGCACAUGGGUGAAAAUCAGCAGGUCAGAUUGCAUUAUGCUGAUGAACCCCUCUGGACUAGCACUCUUGAGUCAAUGUUUACAGCAGUGGCUAGAAGGCAGAAAUGUCCAUCAUUAUUCCAGAUUUCCCUCGUUGACUUGCCCCAUCAGAUUUUAGAGGAAGAAUAAUGGGUCUUGAAUGCCCUCUUGUCUCUCCUCUGGUUCUAGCUAAACUGGAAAUGUUUCAGCCGGUUGCUGCAGGGAUGAGAUAUGGUAAGGAUUAGGCUACUGCACUCAGUGUGAACUUAAUAAAAAAGCAGCGCUGAUAAUCCUAGCAAGAAGUUGCUUAAAAGUUGUCAGACACUUACAAAUUGGGCGUUGCAUUAGCAGGGGCAGCAACAAUAUUAAUCUAUAACAAAAGGCUGCUGAACUGGUCUUCAUUGCCUGUCAAAGGGGAAACAGAAAAAGGCCACUCUUCACGUUAGUAAAAACAUAUUUAAUAACACACACACACACACCCCCACACACAGAACAUUUGUAAGCUGUUGCAAGACAUUCUGGCUGGAGUCUUAGCCUCCAGCAUUUAUCAGUCAUUUGUCAGCAGAUAGAUGUUUGCAGAGAAUAGCACCGUGAUUAUUUUCAGACUAUUUCUAGCACCCUUCUGGGAGAAGAGCUGUAGCCUGGUGGUAGAGCAUCUGCUUUUCAUGCUACAGAUCCCAAGCUCAGUUCCCAGUAUCUUCAGGUGGGGCUACGAUGGUUGUCUGCCUGAAACUAUGGAGAGCUGUCUAGAUAGGACCAGCUGCUGGGCUAGAUAGACCAGCGUUCUUACUGUGUCCCAACAUAAUCUCCAUAGACAGGUGCCCAUACCAUAUGAUGAUAUUCCCAGUUCAUAAACACAAAGAACUAAUAUUUUGAAGUGUUGCAUAUAUAGCCUUACAGCAAGUUUCUAAGGCAGGGCUAUCUGCUCCCCCAUAUUGCUGGUGGAGCAAGGGGGACUGAGCCUGCGAGAUCAUGGGUUGAAUUUGUGGCAAAUAGAUUAGAACUGGGAGCUUCAGCCAGUUCUUGGACUGGAUUCUGCUAGCACCACUAGUUCAUCUGUCGCACAGGAUGCAUCAAGGUCCAACUAGGCACAACUCUGGAGGCCUUUACAAUGGUGGUAAAGUGGAGAACCCGAAGGUCUGCGCUACAGCACGCACCAGCACCAGUCUGUUGUAAGGUGCUUGUUUUGACCCAUAAAGCCUCAGAACAGCUUAGGACCACAAUACCUCAAGGAGCACCUCUCUCCGUGUGAAUUGAUCUGGACUGUGAGAUCAUCCUCUGAGGCACUUUUUCAUGUGCUGCCUCCAUGAGAGGUACGGAGGGUGGUGUGAUGAGUAUGAGUUACUCGUGCGUAAACUGGUGCCUCUCUAGGCUAAUUUGCCUUGUUAAACCUUUCUGACUGCACAGCCCUUUCUAAUUGUGACUGCCUCAGUCACUGGCAGAAUCUGUCAGUGGGCGUUUCUUGAACCUCUUCCAACAUAAAAGUUGUUUGACACCCAGUCUCCUCCUCCUCUCACUGCGCGGGAGUCUUCUGCGCAGGGAGGGCGUGGGUAGCGGAGGACCUGUCCCCUCCUCACUGAGUUCCAGUGAAGAGUCCUGGAGCCCUCUCUCCGAUUUCCCCAUCUGCCCACCUUUAUCCCUGGUGUUGCGCUUAAAUGCUUCCCCCUCCACUGAGCUGUUUCUCCCCCUGCUGCUGGGUCCUUCUCCAGCAUCAUCUAGGAGCCUCCCCUUCGCCUCUCGCUCCGAUGUCAGUUCCCUGACAGGUGGCAACAUGAGAACAGGGCCUUUUCUGCAGUGGCUCCCUGUUUGUGGAAUGCAUUUAGGUGCCAUGCAGAAGCAUUCCUCUACAACCUUCUAAAUGUGUUGUGGGAGGCGGGAUUAUUGGUUUGUUUUCAGUUUAUUAUUAUUAUGUAUUGCUUGUUUUUAAUAUUGUAAUGUUAUGUUGUGCACUGCCCUGAAAUCUAUGGAUGAAGGGCAGUAUACAAAUUAAACAAACAAGCAAGCAAAUAACAAUUGUAAUCCAGAACAUCUGGAGGGCCCAAGGUUGGGGAAGGCCGCAUUUCUUCCCAGCUCUUGUUUCAUUAUUACUCUUGGUUCCUUGGUCUUCCUGCCCCUAUACUGUGUGACGCAGCCUCUGUAACACAGAGGAGCUCAUUUUGUCAGGCGGUGCUCCUGUUUCACUUCACAUUCCCAACCCACCUCACCUCACCCAGCUCCCUACGAGAUUUGGUUCCAGUCUGCCUUCUGCUCUGCCACACAAAACGUCACCAUGGUUCAUAUAUUUUUAUUUGUUAAAGCCUGUUCCUUAUGGCUUCAGACCUCCAUUGCGGCAUGACCUUGGCCCGUGUGUUUUUCAAAUCUGCAAGUGAAGAAUAAGAAGGAAUGUUUUUAAAUAUUUCAGCGGUUAAAUAAGGACUAUUUAAGCGCCUGAGGGCACUGCCUCUAAAACACAGCUGAUCCUGUCAUGUUUCUCUUUCCCUGUCCUUCUCCUCUCUCCACCCGCCAGCAUUGUUCCAAUUUCCAUUUCCAGUUGCUUCUGCUGUGAGAAUACUCAUUUCUGGAGAAUAUUCAUUCAUUCUCCCUGCUAUGUAUUUUCCUUUCUGUGUGACGGAUAGAGGUGGGGAUGAACCCAUUGAUCCUCCCUCCUCAUGUAGGUCCACAUUGCAGUGGCAUAGUGGUUUGGGGUUGUCUGGGAUCAAAUACCUGUUCCUAUUUCUGCAGAAGGGUCCCUGUCUACAGUGUCCUAGAACCACUCAAUCUGCAUGAAAGGGGAGUUUUAUAGCUACUGUAUGCUCCCAUUGCUCUGUCCCAGCUUCUGCCAACCUAGCAGUUUGAGAGCAUACCAGUGCAAGAAGAAGAAGAAGAAGAAGAAGAAGAAGAAGAAGAAGAAGAAGAAGAGGAGUUUGGAUUUGAUAUCCCGUUUUAUCACUACCCGAAGGAGUCUCAAAGCGGCUAACAUUCUCCUUUCCUUCCUCCCCCACAACAAACACUCUGUGAGGUGAGUGGGGCUGAGAGACUUCAAAGAAGUAUAACUAGCCCAAGGUCACCCAGCAGCUGCAUGUGGAGGAGCGAAGACGCGAACCCGGUUCACCAGAUUACGAGUCUACCGCUCUUAACCACUACACCACACUGGCUAUGUACUGCUGCGAUGGGAAGGUAAACGGCAUUUCCGUGCACUCUGGCAUGAUGUCCCGUUGCGCCAGAAGCAGUUUAGUCAUGCUCGCCACAUGACCCGGAAAGCUGUGGACAAACGCCGGCUCCCUCACCCUGAAGCAAGAUGAGCACCGCACCCCAUAGUUGCCUUUGACUAGACUUAACCAUCCUGGGGUCCUUUACCCAGAGCUAAACAUUUAGGAACACUGAAAACACAAGGUGCUUCAGUUUCAAGAGAAUGGUGUUCAAGUUCCGUUACAUAAAACAGAACUUACAUCACUCUAAAAAGAGAUAUUGAAGCACUCAAAAUCAUUUGCCCAUGUAUGUGCACUAGCUAAAGGGCAACACCUGGAGAUCUGCACUUAUCCUUGCAAUGUAUCUCUAAUCAUUAGUAUAUUAUUGUAUAAACUUAGAGGGGCGUGCCUGUGAUAGUUAUGAUGAGACCCUGCACUUCCUAAUUUGCUACUACACGACUGGCAGAGAACCUGCUGCACUCAAGGAGGUUCCUUAUGCAGGAAGAUCUGGGUUUUAAAUCCCUCAGGAAGCCUACACAGCAGCAACAGCAGCAACAACAGAAACAGGCUUCCAUCUUCAGAAGUUCAAAAAGGUUCUCUACCGCCUUGUGGGUCUGCACAGACCAAAAUAAUGAUAUUGACUUGAGUUUGUCCCAUACUGUUAUGUCUAUGUGUGUUUUUCAUAAAGGUUUGCCAUGCUUCAGAUUUAGUGUGUGAGUGUAAAAAGCUGUGCAGGACCCACAUAGCUGAAGCUUCCCACUUCAGCAGCUGUCAGAUGAUCUUUACUGGAAGAAAUAAAUCUGCCAAAAUGUUAGUUUUCUUUGCAUGCCCUCUUGUUCUAAAGAGGAGGAGAUCUGGCAUUCCAUUUUCUUUUAGAAGUCCUUUUGAGUCUGAGUCAUUCUGUCUUACUGGUGUUUGCUGAUCUCAGUCAAAUAAAUCAGAGCAUCCCUGCUGCACAAAACUAACCUGAGGCAACAGUUUAAUUUUAUUUUCUUCGCUGCUUUUCAGGAUACAUUUUAUACCAUUGAUUUAAUUUGCACAGUUAACAAGUCCGUCAAACCGUGGGUGAUAAAAGCAAGUCAAUACUGUGUUAAGGUUCUCAGUGGUGCAGUGGGUGGGAUCAUAUUAUUGCAUCUUGCAUGCUAAUUGUAAGUAAUAGGGUAGGGACCAGAUUGUACAAACAAUCCCUACAGUAUGGGAAUCACUCAUCUGUUCCUCUUAUUGAAAAGAAUAGGAGUUGCACAAGGCAAGAAAAACUCCCAGUAGAUUGUGUCCAGUCAAUUCCUCUUAAAGAAAUGGGGGGCAAUACAAGACACAAAACCCUGUAACUUUUUGUAGUUCAGACACUGAAAUUUAAAGCAUCCAUUUCUCUCAUUGUGAACUCAUUGUGGCAAAUAUUUGCAUGUGUUUUCUCUCUUAUUUAUUACUGGAAAUUUGUAUAUUUCUAGACUUUUCUUUGAAAAAGCCCAUUAUUUCUGAAGUAUUGAAAUUGGCAUCAGUUCAGUGGAUGUGGGUAUAUAUGUAAGUUAAGUGGUCAGUGUGCAUAAUAACUGGCCAUUGUGCACAUUUACUAGGCUUUGCACAGAAUGUGCACCUAAUCUGUCUGUGAAGAGGGAAUUGUUUGAGAUUUGCAUAAUGACCAGAGAAUAUAUAAAAUUCAUUGUCUUUGCACGUUCCACAAGGUCUGCUGAAGAUUAUGUAUACUGACCGGAAAAUGUACACAAUUGCUCUUAAUUGACAGAUUAUGUGCACACUCUCUAUGAUUCCUGGUGAAUGUGCACAAUAGUUGCUUACUGUGUUUAAGUUACAUUACCCCUAACGCAGCGAACAAGGUGUGUGCUGUGCAGAAGAGGCCAAGGUGUGAGAAGGGAGAUGGAGAGCUGUGGUAGAAUCUGCUGUGACCCUGUUUAUGCAAAUACAAUACCCUGUGUGCCGGGCUUGCUGUGCACCCUUCAUGGGGAACGGGGGUGCCCCAAAAGCAAAACACAACUAAGGCUGCAUGCGCUCCUGUAAGUAAGCCUUGCUGAAUGUAGUUGGACUCCUGAGUAGAGAGAGAAGCUGCUUUUUACCUCUAUUGUGAUUACAAAAUGUCUGUGUCUUAUUUUUUAAAAAUUCAGAAUAUUCAGCAUAUGUCUGAGCCUAAGGCUAUUUAACAUAUUGGGGCAAUGUUAUUCUGAAAGUAGAUGAAAUAAGACACCACAGGUAGCCUUUGAGCUUUGUUCUUUACCUGCAUCCUCAGAAUUCUGAAGAUGGAAAUCUGACCUACCUCAUCUCAGUAGCUGGAAUGGUGGAUUUAAAAGCAGAACAUUUGCAUUACUACUAAGUUCUGAAUCUCACUCAAUAGCCUUGGGGAAAUCCAGCAUUUACCUUACCUCACAGAGGUUUUGUGUAAGUAAAGCACCCCUUUGAGAAUCUAGGAGGAAGUGCAGGAAGUUACUAUACCUGAGUAAAACCAGUCUUAUGCACCUUGAAUCCGCAGUUACUGUUAUCCAUUGAACCACAACUCCCCUAAUGGCUCUUUCAGGGCUUCUAGUUUUGUCCUGACUUUCUCCUUUUAUAUGCACAGUAGGGGUACCCAUCUAUUUUUCUACUACUUAUACCGGGUUAUUUGGUUACCAGUAGGUCACUGAAAUCCACAGGAGUACUGCUUCUUUGAGUUCCAGUGAUACCAGAGUUCUGUUCCAAUGUAACUCAGCACAGGGCCUUCAGUGUGGCUGCCCCUGUUUGAUUGACCAGCAUUUUUGUCCAGAUACGAUGAGUGCCCACUAUCUGCAUUUUCUGGAAACAACUGAAGACGGUUUUGUUCCAUCAGAGCUUCCCAGGUUGAGGACAGUUCUCUUCCAUGGGCAUCCAUUUUGAAUUGUUUUAAAAUUCAUCACCUGCUAUUCUUUGGUGCUGUUUUUUAACUGUUAUUUAGUUAUAUUUUGUGCAUAUAUAUGUGGAAGGUGAUUUAACACCACCACAUUUGUCCUGCAAUAUUAACUAUAAAUGAUUUCAAAGCUUCCUCUGCUCGCUAGGCCCUGCUGGAUGUCAUGGUGCUCCUUAUAGGGUAGGGACCAUAGAUCUAUGGUAAAGCACAUUAUUUGUGUGCCGCAAGUUCCAGGUUCAGUCCUUGGCAUUUCCAGGUAAAAAAAAAUCAGGUCGUAGGUGAUGGGAGAGACCUCCGCCUAAGACCCUGGAGAAGCAGCUGCCCUUGUAGACAAUGCAGGGCUGAAUAGUCCGAUGACUUGGUAUGUAGGACAGCUUCCUAUGUAAACAAAAAGGCAGUUCUCAAAUAGCAAUGCAUCAUUGAAACAUCUGCAUCUUUGGGUAUCACAAGAAGAACCUGCUGGAUCAGGCAGUGGCCCAUCUGUUCCAGGAUCUCGUUCUCAGAAUUGUUGACUUAGAUGCCCAUGGGAUGCCUGCAAGCAGGACCUACAUAAGUGCAGCAGCACUGUCUCUUCUUCUGGUUUCCAGCAGCUGAUACUCAGGCUCAUACUACCUUGGACAGUGGAGGUGGAACAUAGCCAUCAGGGUUAGUAGCCAUUGAUAGCCUCAUCCUCUGUUAAUUUGCCUAAUUUUCAAGCCAUCCAAGUUGGAGGCCAUCCCGGUUUGCAGAAGCAAAUUCCAUAGUUCAGCUACACACUGUGUGAAGAAGUCUGUCCUUUUGUCCUCCCUGAAUUGUCCAGCUUCCUUGGACAUCCUCAAGUUUUCUAGUGUUAUGAGAGUAGGAGAAAAAGCUUUCUCUAUGCCUUGCAGAAUUUUAUACAGCUCUGUCAUGCCACCUAGCCUUCUCUCCAAACUAAUGGCACAAAGGGUCAUUCUUUGGUUUUGGUGUCAAGAUUUGGAAUUUCGUUUUAUGUGUGAAGCUUUCAAUACCUUUUCAUUAACCUGCUACCUACCACUCAAUUCUGUUUUGUGUAUAUUCCUCCUCUCUUUUCAGAUACAGAGACAAGUGAAAAAAUCCAGAAAAGUGGGAUCCUCCAAGUGUUUGCAAGUCUGUUGACUCCGCAGUCCUCCUGCACUGCAAAAAUAGCUAACGUCAUAGCAGAAGUAGCCAAAAAUGGUGAGGUUUUCCACAAGGCCUUUUCUCCUGGAACAUCUUCAGUUUUGCAGCUCACUUGUCAGUAUGUUUUACUUCAUUUAUGUUUUCAUUUUAUAGAAUAGAUGCUUUUCAUUUCUCUCUUCUUUCCCUUCCACUGCACUCUUUAUUUUUGUUCUGUUCUGCCUUGAUAAUAUAUUAGUUCUUAGUCAUCCAUUUGCCAGAUACAUCAAAGCACUUCAGAGUUGCAAUUAUUUUAUAAUGCUAACUGUUGUGAAAAACCCGCGAUGUGUUUUUUUUAUUAGGCAAAGCUAAAUGACAAGUCUUUCACAGUUGCAUUUGCAGGUGUGACUGCAGGCACAUUUGUGCAUGUCUGGUGAACUUUAUUUUAACACCAUAUGUUGCAUUAAUACAUUAAUUUGGCAUUCAUUUUCAACUUAUUCAUAUAUACAUUUAUCCCCACUCCAAGAAGCCACUUGUCAUAAAAGCCUAUUGCUGUUUUGCCAAGCCUUUAAUUUUUCCCAAAAGGUCUGCUAGGGUCAUUCCAAUAUCACAAGUGUAUACUGUAAAAGAAGACAUGAGUGAAGCUGUCGCUGCUGGGAUUUUCAGAAGGGCCUAGCAUGCUGAUCCCAAAUAUCUCAUGAUGCUGUCUCUUAAGCUGCUGCAAGCUCCUGUUAUUCUCCCUGGGCUGCUCUGACUUUUGCGCCGAGCACUAGCACAAAUCUCACAGGAGACGGUUGGAAAUGAAACAAGUCUAACGUUGCUCUGGUAACUUGCAGAGAUUUGAAUGUACAGCUCAUUUCAGGAUGCCUUAUCAUUGCUUGAGGUUCCACAAAGUGAUGCCUCUCUUCCUUUCCCAUGAAUUAGCAGGUUGUAAUGGACUGGGCAGCAGAGGCAGUUCGAAAUAUUGCUCUUGAGGAGAUGUGAUGGAAGGGAAAUAAUUAUUCGUGGUUUGUUGGUUUGUUUGUUUUUUAAGAUUCUUGUUUGGAAAACAAAGCAGUCAGUUUCCGCCCAAUACUCAAGAUUGUGGUUCUGAAAUUCUAGUCCUUUUUAACUGAAUGCAGCAUGUCUAAAUUGCCACAGCUUCCCAGAACAAAUUGCCCUGCAAGGAGACAGCAAUUUAUUAACUAUGUAUUCAAAGCUGCCAAAGGCCACAUUCAGCUCCUGUGACUCAUUUUAGCAGGUGCUGCACAUUGGCACAUGCACAUUUUUUUUUUAGAUGUUCAGUUCUAAAUUAUUCAGACCUUUUUUUUACAGAGACAAAAGUUGUACAAUAGCAAACAUCCAUGUAUUCCAAAGCACAAGCUCAGCCUCAAAAUUAGCUACUUAUUCAGAGUGGAUGGCCAUUGCCUCUAGGUGAGCAUUAAAGUGAAGAAGCAUGUCCUGCCAUUUUGUUUGCAGCACCAAAGUGCCCUCUUCAUGGCACAAGUCUGGACAAUAGAAUUGUAGAGUUGGAAGGCACCCUGGGGGGUCAUCUAAUCCAAUCUCCUGCAAUGCAGGGAUCUCAACUAAAUCAUCCAUUACAGAUGGCCAUCCAACCUCUGCUUAAAAACCUUCCAUGGAAGGACUCCACCACCUCUCAUGGGAGUCCAUUCCAUUGUUGAACAGCUCUUACCGUCAGAGAGUUCUUCCUGAUGUUCAGUCAGAAUCUCUUUUCUUUUAACUUGAAGAUGUUGGUUCAGGUCCUACCCUCUGGAACAAGAGAAACAACCUUGCUCCAUCUUCCAUGUGGCAGCCCUUUUGAUAUCUGAAGAUGGCUAUCAUCUCUCCUCUCAGUCUCCUCUUUUCCAGGCUAAACAUACCCAGACUUUACAAUCUUGGUUGCCCUCCUCUGCACGUUCCAGCUUCUAAAAUUGUGGUGCCCAGAACUGUCACAUCCAUACCAUAUAUUUAAAGCACAUGGUUUCUCCCCCCCCCCAAAAAUAUCCAUAACAAACUACAAUUCCCACAAUUCUUUGGGGUGGAAAGCGAGAACCAUGUGCUUUAAAUGUAGUGUGGAUAUGCAGAACUGCUGAAGCGUGGACCACCUGGGCCACAACAGUGUCGCUGCUGUUGCUGACUGCCUGCCCUUUUCUUGCAGAAGGACUAGCUACUAGAAGUAGGGAUCCCAGUUGCCAGAAACAAUGUGUGGUGAUUUCAUUCCUGUGCAGGUUGCUCUCCAGGCUUUUAUGUGGUCACAUACAUACAGUAUUUGUAAAGCGCAUUGAUUACGUAACCAAAAAAAUAAACAUCAUUACAGGGUUGCUGCAAGGAUUACAAUUAGAUAAUACAUGUGAAGUGCACUGAACACUUGAAGGUACUGUACAAAUGCUAAGUAUUAAUAUUAUUUCUCCCAUUGCUUUUUGUUUUGUAAAAGGAACACCGAAUGACUUUCUAGAAGCCUGCCGUGGUUAGGUGGGGAGACCCCAGGGUCUUUGUCUAAGUCCCUCCAUCUAAUCUCUUGGAAGAAAUUGACUCUUAUUACUAUCUAGACCCUUGAAGAAGUAUAAUGUGCAGCCCACUGCCUGCUUUCAGCUAUAGCUUUGAAAAUUGCUUUAACUUUCCUCUGUGGUUUAAUCAAGAUCCUGUACAGAAGCAAGAGGUUUCCUUUGGACACAGGGAUGCAGCAGUCUUUAUAUCAGGUUUCCUUUAACUGAGUUAUUUAGAUCCUCUUCAAUGAACAGAAGUGGGCAGAAGAAAAGUUGCUGGUGCUUUCUUGCCUGUGUUUAUUGCUCCCAGUAUAUGCUUGGUGUUUUAAUGUUUAGGUGCUUUUUUAAAAUAUAAUGAAGGAUAUUUAAAAUACUUUUUAUUCUCACCAAAGGAAUCUACAGCGGGCUGUCAAUAUGUAGAAUUUGGAACGUGCCCAUAAUUCCUGGGGUGCUUUUGUUGCUGCUGUUGGAACUAGACUGCUUUUUUAUCUGUACAUAAAUUAGUUCUCAUACAGAGAAGCAGCUGCAGUGCUUCUGGUAUGUGUGAAUUUGGAAAGGAAAACAUUUGCUGAAGGAAAAAUGGCUCUCUUUAACAAGAAAUAAUCAAUCCUCAUCAACUAGCCUUUAAUUAAACCUCUCUCUGUGGCUUGUAGAAUUUAUGAGGAACCCGUGUGUGGAUGCUGGCUUGAUCCCACCUCUGGUGCAGCUCUUAAACUGCAAAGACCAGGACGUGCUUCUUCAAACAGGACGUGCCUUGGGCAACAUAUGCUACGACAGCCGUAAGUGUUCAAAUAUCAGUGUUUUGUUUUUAUUUUUUUAUUUUUGGUUAUAAAAAAAAGACUGGUUCUUGUUGUUCAUUUUUUCUUGUUUUGUUGUCAGAAGUGCUGAUUUCUGCAAGACAUCUGUGGGUGCUGUCACAAUUAAGCCUUGCUUGAAUGACAGGCUGUCAAAAGUCCCAUUUUUUAAUAGAAGCAGCUAAAUCAUUGGCAAAUAUGGUGGGGUUUUGUGGACAUAGGUAAAAUUGCUUCUUCUUUUUCUUUUAUUUUUCUUUUCCCCCUGCUGCUUCUUUUUUAAAUAAAUAAAAAACUGCAAAAUCCUAAUUUUGUUUCUGUAGCUAAUGCUAAUGGGGAAGAUGUGCCGUUCUGACCACCCCCCUCCCAACACUGAUAAUAAAGCUCACAUUUAGAUUCACAUUUGGGUUCUCACUGAUUACUACAUUUGGCAUCACAAGUGAAUUGCUGGCACCAUUGUAUAGUGCACCUGCAUACUGGUAGUAUGAAUUAACAGUGUCUGGCAUAUAGACAGUCCUGCUUGGUAGCAGAAGGUUAGAGGAAAUGGAAGGCCUGAAACAGUCAGGUCUAUAAAUCACAACCCUAUAUAGUUGACGCUUGGCUGUCCUCAGUAUCCAUCAUGUUGCAGCCCCCAACACACCAGUUGCAUGUAGGCAACACAUUUCGAUAAUUGCCUCACAAUUUUUGCAGGCAGAAUAGAUUUCUACUGUUCAGAUGACGCUAUUGUUCCGACGUAUGUUGUAAAUUGUAGAUGUGCAACCUGCACAGCUAUCCUGGGUGCUACAUUUUGAAGUAAACCCUUCUGUUCAGAAGCCUGAAAAUUUUAGUUUACUAGACAGACUGUAAAUCAGAGUUGCGGAACCUGAGGCUCUUCAGACAUUGCUGCACUACAAAUCACAUUCAGGUAACUCAUCAGGUGUGGUAGAGCAGCUGAGCUAGCUUCCCAGCAAGUGACUUGCUGUUGCUUGCUGGGAAGAAGAGGGGUAAGGCAGGCAGAGGGGGGUUCCCUGCUGGUGUAUUUGCACUGUCUUGUCUCUUUCCCUGCCAGUAAGCAUAGCAACCCACCUGCUGGGAAGCUAGCAUAGCGGUUCCACCCCAAACAGCAAGUCACUUCUGCUCCCACCAUCCAUGAUCAAUAGCCAUGCUUGCUGGGGCUGAUGGGGCUUGAUAGAACAGCCAUAUCUGGAUACCCAUAGGUUUCCCACUCCUGCCUGCUGUAAAUGCCACUGUUUAGUAGUACCAGCUUUCCCAUAUAAGAGAUUUAGUUUCCCCAUAUUAAAGGUAAGGAUGCGUUUAUUAUUAUUAUUAUUUAGUUGUAUAUAUUGUUGUCUGCAAAAAAAAAGUUGGAAUCAAAACACAAACGGAAAACUCUGUUAUAUGUUACUAUAUGGUAAUUGCCCCCUUUUCUACACAUGCUGCUUUUCACUAGCACACAGUAAGCAAUAUCAAAGUAUCCUGGACAAAAAAGAGAGAGUGACUGAGAGUUUCACUGGACGAGGAUUAUGAGAAGAAUAAAAGUAUACUUGCUAAUGGAAUAUUGCUGAUGGGAUCAUCAUCAUUUUGCUGUCAAAAGUUUUUAUCUUUCCCCCUCUGAAUUGAUCAGUUUUCCCUUAUUGGGCAUGUUAUUUUUGUAAUUUUAUUUUUUACUUUGCUUGAUUUCUGACAUGAAGUGUAGUGAUUCAACUUCUACACCCAUUUCUCAGUACAUGUUAUUAACAGUAAUUUUUAUUUUAGCAUCAACAGCAGCAUUGACGAUGACUGCUGUUACCACUGGCUUACCAUGUCAAGUCUGGAAUUAUUCUUGCAUGGUGACUCAGAUUUUCCAUGUGGGAUCCUAAUUUGCUUAUGUUUCUGUAUGCUUUGACGUGGCAGUCAGUCCCUGCAUUAGGUGUGUUGUAAUGUGGUAGUCUCUUCCCCCAUAUAAAUGUUGAUGACGGUGAAGGACAAAUAACAAGGGGAGAAGUAAGGAGACUUGAAGAGUCCAACAGAAUCUUUGAAGCAAUGGGAUGGUUUAUGAGGGAAUUGAAACAGGCCUUAACAUAGUAUCUGCUUGCUUGCACCCUUCCAACCUAAGGGAGCAGUCUUGGUCAGUCUUGGGAAUUGUGACGCAUCAGAAUGACAAUUCUCAGUUUAGAUGUCCAACUGCUGACUCAGUUUUCAGCUUCAUUGUCAUGGAAAUGACGAUGGACGCCCAGCACAAUAUGUAAAGCUUCAGAAAUAUUAUGCUCUGUUCAGAGAGUGGCAAGUAGGCAGUGUGACUAGUCUCAAUGCAAAGUAUUUGUAAGAGAUGUAGCUACAGCAUCGCAGAGGUCCCCUGUUUGUGGUCACAUAUACAUUUAUAAAACUUCCAUCAACAUUAUCAAAAUGCAAAUUCCAGGUCGAUCACAGAAAUUAACCGUAUUUACAGAAAUCAUUCUCUUGUUUAAAAUCAGAAAAUGAUUCUUAUUUGUUUCUGGACAUUUUCCAUUAGUGAUGGCGGCAGACCCUUCUUGUCAAAUUUUGAUACUGUCAGCCACAAAUCACAUAUGAUUAGAAUGGCAGCCAUGUACCCAAAAAACACAACAGAACAUGUGCUAUUUUCCUGUCAUCUGGAUGCCAUUUCAGCUAGUGGAUGUAUGUAGAUAUGUACAGACAAAAGAAAGCACUACUUCACAAAAUUCAUAAUUAAUGAAAUUCACUGUCACAGGAAGGCUCUAAAGGUCAGAUUCGCAAAGGGAGAGGUCUACCAUGGGCAUGUGGACACUCCAGAUUCAUAAAGCAUCGUGCUACUGAUAAUCAUCUGCCGGGGAACAACAUUAAAUGAUGUCUGUUGUCUUCAUGCCCUGGUGCUGGUUUCCCAGCAGCUGACGGUUAUCCACUGGGGGAAAGAGAAGCUGGACUUGAUGGAACCAGUAGGACUCUUCUUACAUUCCUGGUAAUCACUUAAUUCUUAUGAAAUGCCUUUUUGCUUCAAGGCUCACCACAACUGAAAUAUGAGCAUUUCUUGAAAGCAGAGAUCUUUUAAAUUGCCCUAGCAUUUGGCAUCUUGACAAAAGGAGGAAGAAGCUAUUCUUAGUAUUUAGCUGUUGGUAUUCAACUAUCUUGAUGCUUGGGGUUGUGUGGAAUACACUUUUAGCAUUUUUUUCUUCAAGAAAUCUUCUCUGACUCCGCUCUGAAUAGAAUUAGAAUUCCUAGCCUAGCACAGUUUUAGAAUAUUUAAAUAUACAGGGAUGCCUUCUAAUAUUCUUGAGUAACUGUCUGCUUAGUUGAGGUGGUUGCCAAUUUCAGGCCCAUCCAAGUUUCAUUUGGGGGCUUUUCAAGUCACAUUGCAGGAUAAAGGAUGGGGUUAAUAAUAACAAUAAUAAUAAUAACAAUAAUAAUUUAUUUUUAUACCCCAUCCAUCUGGGCGGCUCCCAUAGUAGUAGUAGUAGUAGUAGUAAUAAUAAUAAUAAUAAUAAUAAUAAUGUGAUCAAACAUUUAAAACUUCCUGAUACAGGGCUGCCUUCAGAUGUGUUCUAAAAGUCAGAUAGUUGUUUAUUUCCUUGACAUCUGAUGCGAGGACGUUCCACAGGGCGGCCACCACUACCGAGAAGGCUCUCUGCCUGGUUCCCUGUAGCUUCACUUCUCACUGUGAGAGAACCCCCAGAAGACCCUCAAAGCUGGAUCUCAGUGUCCGGGCUGAACGAUGGGGGUGGAGAUGCUCCUUCAGGUAUACUGGGUUGAAGCCAUUUAGGGCUUUAAAGGUCAGCACCAACACUUUGAAUUGUGCUCAGAAACAUACUGGGAGCCAAUGUAGGUCUUUCAAUGGGAGCUUGGUGGCCGCUCCCAGUCACCAGUCUAGCUGCCACAUUCUGGAGUAGUUGUAGUUUCCAGGUCACCUUCAAAGGUAGCCCCACGUAGAGUGCGUUGCAGUAGUCCAAGUGGGAGAUAACCAGAGCAUGCACCACUCUGGCGAGACAGUCUGCGGGCAGGUAGGAUCUCAGCCAGCAUACCAGAUGGAGCUGGUGGACAACUGCCCUGGACGCAGAAUUAACCUGCACCUCCAUGGACAGCUGUGAGUCCAAAAUGACUCCCAGGCUGUGCACCUGGUCCUUCAGGGGCACAGUUACCCCAUUCAGGACCAGGGAGUCCCCCACACCUGCUGUUACGUUGACACUGACUACGAUGACCAGGUCCCAGACCCAUAGCAGAUUAGGUGCCACUGAGGGCUCUGCCUGCUGGCUCAUAUGUAUUACCGGUAUAUUUGCACUGUGGGCUCCUAAGAAUAUGGACUAACUCAGAGCCAACAUGUUUUCUCCUUGGAGAAAAGAUGGGAUAUAAAUGAAGCAUCCUUUCUACAGCUUCUAGGACAUCUGUGGGACUUGAGUUUCCCCACCAGCUGCUGGCAAAGCUUCCUGGCCUUACACCUUCUCAUUUCCUGCACAUUGUUUUGAUCGCAACAGUAAACGAGACAGGGAAGUGGAGGAACGAUAUUCAUUUGUUUACAUUUUUUUUCAUUGAAAGCAUCUCUCCUCCUUGCAGAAGGAAUGGCUCUUCAAAUAGGGACUGAAUGAACAGCAAGGGCAGGAGAAAGAGAGAGAGAGAGACUCAAGGUUUCUCUCCCCACCCCACCCCCUCAUUUUCUUUGCACAAAAUAACUCUUCAUCUUUCCUGGUAAGUAUUGUGGAACCCCAGAGACUAAUUGUUCAGUCGAUGACUUCAUCAGGGUCUCUAAGGUACCACAGCACUUUCUAUCCUUUUGUUUGGGUUGUUUUUGUUUUGUUCUCUCCUUUGCAAGCCAGCCUUAAAAGUAGGAGUGCUUUUACCUGCACCUAAGUGUCUGGAAAUAAAGGGACACUUUAUGGCAAAGACUAUGUUUUACCGAAGUUCCCAAGUUGAGGCAGGCUGCGUAGUCAAGCUCAAUGUGAGGCAGUGUAAAAGUGCAUUUUGAGUGCAAAUGCAUAACUUGAAGUCUGUGCCCCCUGCUGACAACCCAGGGUGAACUUGAUUUUACUUGGGAAACCAUGGAUUAACAAAACCUUCAUUAAUUCUGACUUUUACUAAUUCCAGGAUUUAUGGGUAACUUGCACCCAGACUCUGGCCCCUGAAACUUAUGACAAUACGUACCUCCCUUUCACCUUACCUGCCUCUAAAAAGAUCAUGGAAGUUGUGUAUUGAUAAUUAAUUUGAGCCUCUCCUGGUCACUGGGGAAUGUAUACUGAACAGUAUCACAUUACAGUGAUGGCACUCUGUGCUCUUUUUCCCUGGCCUUGUUGAGAAGAGUGUGAUAUUUUUAAUUGAAUGUAGAGACCAUGUACAUGUAGAUGGCAUGUUCUACAAAGACCACCCUUGAAGACUAUUUAAAGAGGACAGCAGAUACAAAAUGUGUCAGUGCAUACAUUAAUGGGCUAUCCGCUCGAUGCAUAUAGAGCUUGUUACCUAGUGCCUGUGGAUGAAGCAGAUUAUUCUCUCUCUUGCAAAUUAAUUUUGAUUUGUACAUUCUCCUUCUUGAAACUUUUAUUUAUAAAGCUGUAGUUAAAAUUACUUAGCCCUAUCACAAUAUAUGGUAGACAAGUAAGAUUAUAAUUAGCAGUUUGAUUAUCUUUGGAUAAAAGCAUGACUGAUUUCCCCCCCACCCCCCGGUGAAUGGAAGCAGGGCAACAGUGGCCUCAGCAAUUCAUUAUUAUGCAUUUGCAUGCAUUACCAUAAUGGAGAGAAAAGUUAUCACACCACAUUGUAAUUAGGCACAGCUUCAAGGCUUCGGUUGCUUUUCAUCUAGCCUGUUUACUGUAAUCCUAUACCCAAUUUGUUUUACAUCAAGCAGUUAAGCAGUUGGUCCCUUACCUUUCCCGCCCUGAUCUGGCCAUAGUGAUCCAUGCGACUGUCACCUCCAGGUUUGACUACUGUAAUUUGCUCUACGUGGGGCUGCCCUUGAAACUGUCCCACAAACUCCAGCGGGUGCAGAAUGCUGCAGCGAGGCUCCUCACGGAGUGCCUGCCAUGGGAGCAUAUUCACCCAGUGCUUUACCAGUUGCACUGGCUCCCAGUGGAGUAUAGGUCGGGUUCAAGGUGCUGGUUUUGACCUUUAAAACCCUUUGUGGCUUAGGGCCCUCGUAUUUACGGGACCGCCUCUCCUGGUAUGCCCCGCAGAUGACCUGAAGUUCCACGAAUAACCAUAGUUUAGAGGUCCCAGGCCCAAAGGAAGUCAAACUAUCCUCCACCAGGGCCUUUUCAGUGAUGGCUCCGACCUGGUGGAAUGCUCUGUCCCAUGAGACUAGGGCCCUUCAGGAUUUAACCUCCUUCUGUCCGGCCUGUAAGACAGAGCUAUUCUGCCUGGCCUUUAAUUUGAAUUCAGCCUGAUCUUUUAUUUUCCUUCUCUUCCCUCCCCCAUCCCUUUUAUGAAGAUUACCCACUCUGAGACCCCACAGCUAAUUCUCCCCUGGUCUCCUUGCUGGCCCAAGUAGGACUAAUUCAGUCAGCUAUUCCUGGUGACUAUCUAAUGCUUAUUGGAUGGAUUUCCCCCAAAUUGAUUUUUGAACUUUGAAUUUUAUUGUUAUUCAUGUUUUUAUACUGUAUUUUAUGCUGCUUCUAUGUUGUAUUACAGUUAAGUGUUUUAAAUUUGUUGUUAGCCGCCCUGAGCCCAGUUUUGUGAACUGGGAAGGGUGGGGUAUAAAUAAAAAAUUAUUUAUUUAUUUACCUGGGAGUAGCCCUAUUAAACACAAGGAGGCUUUGAGAAGACAUGUAUGCAUUGCACUGCAAGUUAACUAUACAGUGAAUUUUUAACGAGUGCAUCGGCUUUAGCCUAACACUUUGCAUUGGGGUUAGGGGCUUAACACCCACCCACUAUUUACACAGAAUAACUUCUGGACCGUGCCUGUCUCAGAUGUAUCUUGGUUGCUAUGAACAAAGCAAACAGGAAGCAGGAUAAAAAACUGUGGACACCAGUUCUUUAGAAUCCUGGGAUAUUUCUGACUUUUGGAAAUGCCCAAAACAUAACACAUUGGCAGAAACAUGGGAACAAGUUAUGCCUCUUUCUCUCUUUUUCCUGAGGAGAGGGAGCAAAACGCUUUCUUCUUCUUCUUCUUCUUCUUCUUCUUCUUCUUCUUCUUCUUCUUCUUCUUCCUCCUUCUUCAGGCCAGUCAUGGCAUGAAGAAAUGUACAUUUCACCUUUGUACAGGAUAGUUUCUACAUUCACCCCUCCAUCCAGAAAAGCAAGAAUCAUUAUCAGAAUUCGAAGACACAUUCCAGGCAGGCAAGAAGGAGGGUGUUCUGCAGUGCCACCGCACUGUGGCCUUUGGAAAGAUGGGGCAGUUGAGGAGAGGGGCUGGCUGUGGGAGAAUCCAAAGCACCAGACAAAGAGGUUGGGGGCUGGUGCAUUUGACCUCAACGCCUGAGGUUCCUUGUCCUUGUGGUACUAUGCUUAUAUUUGCACUGCGGGCUCAUCGUGUUUGAUUUUCAGUUUGUGUUACUGGGCAUUGAUAUCUGAGAACCGCAUCUUAACAAGAUUUUAUGGUUUCAUUGCUUUGAAAAGCCACUCCCACGUCUAGUCUUGCAGCAUGAAAAGGUUUUAUUGACAUGCCCCAAAUCUGAAACUCUGGAGACACCCUCGGUUUGCAAGCAUGUGAAUUUUCCCCCCAUCUUCUGAUUUUAGAUAUAUGCUAGAAACUUGCAAAAACAAGCAUUGACUUAGAAUUAAAGCUGAGGAAACAACCCUGAUAAUUCACCAUUAAUGUGUAGAACUGGAACAGAAUAACUAUAUCAUCAUCAAGUAAAGGUUUUCAGGGCACUCUCCUUUAGGACUGGAAAUAUUUUUCUGGGGAAUUAAAAUUCUUCUAAAGAGCUCUUCUAAAUUCUUCUAAAGAUCAAGUCCUUCUACAAACAGUGGAGCUGAGAGAGUGGAGUUAGAAAUCUUUGACUGUUCCUGAGAGUAUAUGGAAUUGUUAAUAAAUAGCAACCAUUUUGGUGUAUGUCUUAAGUAGUCAGACCUGUGAGAAGAUGAGAUGGGGAGAAGAGUUCAGGAGGCUGGAAAACUAAAUGGCUAUUAGCUGAAACAUUCAGUUAUGAAUAGACUCUGUUCCCAACAAAUGAAUGUAAAACUGAUACUCCAUUACAUACUAUGCAGUGGUGGAAGGGCAAUGAGACCUUUGCAGUGCACCAGCAGAAUUGGCUCUGCUGCUACAUUUGUGUCAUGUUGACCUUGCUGCUGUCUCGCCCCUCAAGCGCCCCCCCCCCAUAUUUCCAAUAUUAAGUGCAUACCUUUCUCAUCACUGUAUGGUAUUACUCAUCACUUGAGCUUAACCACAAACCUUAAGAACAACAUGCACAUUUAAAUAUUCUCAAGACGAAUUUUAUUGGGAACUGUAGUGAUGCAAACUGAAGCUGCGAAAGCAAUUUGUUGUGUUUACAAGCGAGCAGUACAUAUUGUUGUUUGCUUUCUAAAAAAACCUAUUGCACUUUUUUUUUUAACAACCACCACCACCUUGCGAGCUGCUAGAGAAACAUGUUUUGCGUGGGAGUUCACUUGGCUGCUAAAGUUGACAGGGUAACAGUCAAGGAAACAAUAAGCACAUUCUGAACUUAUUUUGACUGGGGAUCACUGUGCAUGUUUUGUGGAAUACUCUGGGACUUGGGGAUCAGAAAGGGAGGGCAGAUAGCCUGUAAUUAGCAUCAUGUGGCAUUCUCAAUUUACAGUUUGCUUUUUUCCCUUCAAAGAGAGAUACACACUACUGGUCUGAACCUGGAGCUUGCAGUCAAACUCUCUCUAACAAUUUCCUCUCCCCAAAUUUAGUUUUAUCAGGUUGGAUCCAGAGAUGAAUGAGUGGAAUUCCAUUCAUGGAACAGAAUACUUUUGUCUCCUGUGGACAGAAGGGAAAGGCUGCUUUUUGUGGAUUUCCAUUACCCACUAAUUGACUAACUUUUUAAAAAGAUGGCCCUGUCUACCUGAUUUAUGGUCCCCAAGCAUAGUUGCCAUACCAACUUUUGCUAUGAAGCAGCAUCUAUCUGUGUUUGGCUCUGAGGAAACACCAAUGCAAUCCUGUGUCUACUCAGAAGCAAGUUUCAUUGAGUUCAGUGGCAUUUACUUCCAAGUGAAAAUGUACUGCAUUGCUGCUCUUUAUCUUCUGCCUUCCCAAUGAAGGAAUGAUUUCCCUGUCCUUCAGCACACUUGCGUGGAGAGAAAACGCAAGAGCUGGUGGCGUGAGGGAAGGGUUGAGUGGACCUGCUGGAGAGGACGGGCCUUGGGAUUCUCCCCAGGUUUAUGUCUUGCAAGAAAUUGCCCUUAAAAUAAGGUGCCUGUAGCAGCCUAUCCCUUAAGCACUUGUGUAAAUACUUUGCCCAGUUCAUGCUGUGAUUACAGAAGCGCUAAUUAUCCGAGACCCAUCUACUUUUUUAUGACUAUUGUUAUGUUUGGAACUCUUAAGUGCCUUUUUAAUUUUAUUUUUAACUUGACUCUUUUUUUUACAGAUGAGGGCAGAAGCGCAGUUGACCAUGCAGGUGGGGCAGAGAUUGUAAUAGACCAUUUAAGGUCACUGUGCAGUAAAACAGAUCCAGCCAGUGAGAAGCUCAUGACUGUCUUUUGUGGCAUGCUGAUGAACUAUAGCAAUGAGAAUGGUAAACAAAAAUCCUAAGAAACCCUUUUCUCUAAAUACAUUAUACACCUAGGAUUUUCUUUUUUAAUAUAUAUCUAUAUAAUGUUAAAACCAGUACGCAAGAAAAGUUGCUGUUUUAAUUACAGGUAAAAACAGUGUUUCCCAUUGUAUUAGCAAAAUGAUUGUAAAUAUCAGAGUUGUAAAUAUAUGUUUGUCCCUGUUCAAAUCCUCAUGUGCAUUACACGUACAAGCACACAGGGCUUCUGGAAGCAAAUGAGAGCUUCUCCCCUCAUUUCAAUGGAGGGAGCAAUUUUGCAUGUGAAAAAUAAUACUCGUGCAGCUUUGUUUCUUGUGUUGAAAUGUAUGGGGCAACAACUCAUACGCAGAGGAGCUCUUUAUUUGCCAGUGGGGUGUUGUGAAGACAUUUUCCUGUUCCCCAUGGGAAGGAACUGUUGCACACCCCUAUAGAGAACUCAGUGCCCCAGCUUGGGCUUCACAUGCCUGCCUUCAUAAACCAUGGUUUAACAGUGCUUCCCAAACUUGGGUCUCCAGCAGUUUUGGACUACAACUCCCAUCAUCCCUAACUAGCAAGACCAGUUGCCAUGGAUGAUGGGAAUUGUAGUCCAAAAACAGCUGGAGACCCAAGUUUGGGAAACAUUGGUUUAUAAUGUCAGGAAUUAACAUCUGGGUUGAGCCAUUGGGAGCCAGUGGCCCAGUUAGGGCAGUCAUUCAAGGCUUCAUAAACAUGGAUUUAUGAAACUGGGAAAGACUGUCUGAACUGGGCCAUUGAGUUUAUGAUGCUAAGAAUUAGCCUUGGGGCCAAACUCCUCCCCUUUCCCCCUCCAUCUUGCUCCCCUCCAAUUGCACACUGGCUUCACUAUCAAGAUCCUGGCUUGUAUUGCAUCAUGCUUUGUUUGUUUGUUUGUUUGUUUGUUUGUUUGUUUGUUUGCUAGCUAACUGACAUUAAGCCAGAAUUUCCAAGUUUUGACAUAAUGGGAGUUUAAGGCUUAAUGCAAGCCAGGAGCUUCAUGCUACAAGUAGGGUGCAUGAAGUUUCAGAAGACAUUCUGAAGUGAGCCAGUAACAAUCAAGCCAGACCCCGUCUGGCAGCAAAAUGUGGGCAACUGGUUUUUGUCUAAAAGGAUUGUGUGAACCUUCAUAAAUAGUCCUUUCAUCACUUUUCUUAAUAACAAAAAUGCUUCUUUUGCUGUUCAGUGCAUUUUAUGUAUGGCACCCAGCUCUGCUGCUGUUGUGUCCCAUUCUAUGAAGUCUUCUCAUUAACUUUUUUUUCUGUCUGCAAAAUGGUUUUAGCUUAAUAGAUUUCUCCCGUCUUUGAAGUGGUUCCGCCGACUCCCUUGAAUUAAUCUGAGGAAGAGGGAGAGCUAUUAUUUCUAACAGACAGGGCGAUUGGGCAGCCCAAGAGGAUUGCCCCCCUGCCCAAUCUCUGAGGUUCAUUAUUAAACUGGCAGUACUUCCUAAUCACCUGUGAACACUUUUCUAAAUAAACUAAUUAUAAUAUAAGCUCCCAGGUAAACAAUUUUUGAGCAGUCCAAACAAUGUAUAAAUAUUAAAUGAGCUACUUAUUCCAUCCAGGAGAAAAAAAAUCUGCAUUACUGAUGCCCUCUUUUUUAAAAAACCUAAAAAAACUCUAUAGGGCCUUGACAUAUUUCAAGGAGUAUGAUUAAGGGGAGUGUGUGUUUGUGUUGGAGGGACUGUUUUGACAAUGUGUCUGUGGCAAGACACAUUCGAAUAUUUGCGUCCCGAAUUAGAAAGCUUCAUGUGGUGCAUUUUCAUUGGUUCAUCUCUCUGGUGGGAAGAAAAGUAAUGUUUCCCCCCCUUUUACGGCUGGAGUGCAAAUCCAGGACACUUCCUCCCACCUCAGGGAUGAAAUUUUGAAAAUAGACCAUAUGAAGCUUUAUCUUUGGGGGCGUUACCUCACAGUCGAUAUCGGUUUUAUGAGAGGAUCCUGAAAUUUUCUAUAUUAACUCUUGUGUACUUCAAAAACAUGUAGCCACCAAGUAGCAAAACAGAAAUGUCAGGGAAUGGAAGAAGUCCGAAAUCACAAGGACCAUAAUCUUUCACAAGCUAACGGUGGAGACCUUCUGUGCUCUUUCCUGUCGGUAUAAUCAAUAAAACCAGAUGGUUGGAGGCAGUGUGCUUCUGAAUGGCAGUUGCUGGAAGGGAGAAGGUUUCCCAUUGACUUGGUCCAGCAUGGUCUUCUUAUGUUUCCAUUUUCUUUUCCAUUGGGCUGCAUUUGAGGUUAAAAAAAUUUUGCCCCUGCAACCCACAAUGAUUCCGUCAAGCAAAUAAUUCCAUCUCAUUUCUCUGUGGCUCCAGGCUGCAGCCACAUAGGCACUCAUCUGUGUGGUUCGCUAUUAGAGGAACUGAUUGCAAUUUAUAUAAUUUCCAUGCCUUUUGGGUCACUCUGACCCCAGCUGGUCUAAUUCCAGCUAUCUUAACUUCUUCCUACUUGGAACUCUCAGUGGCCUCCAGUAUUUAAAGGCACACUGGCAUCCCAUGAUAGAUUAAAAAGUUGUAGAUUAAAAAAAUUUUUAAAAAAAAGUUUUAAAGGAUUUUUGAUACAAUUACCUGCAAAAACUCUGGAUAGCAGGACCCAUCCCAGAAGAUGCCUCCUUCUCGAGAGGUCAGGAGGGUGGCAACACGAGAAUGGGCCUUCUCUGUAGUGGUUCCUUGUCUGUGGAAUUCUUCCCCCAGGGAUGUUCGCCUGUCGCCUUCAUUAUACUGUACACCUUUAGGCGCCAGGCAAAAAACAUUCCUUUUUAAUCAGGCCUUUGGUUUACCUACCGUAUUUUUCGCUCCAUAGGACGCACUUUUUCCCCUCCAAAAAUGAAGGGGAAAUGUGUGUGCGUCCUAUGGAGCGAAUGCAGGCUUUCGCUGAAGCCUGGAGAGCGAGAGGCAUCGGUGUGCACCGACCCUCUCGCUCUCCAGGCUUCAGGAAGCUAUCCGCAAGCCUUGCAAGCCCGGUGGGAGUUCCCGCGGGCUCACAAGGCUUGCAGGCAGCAGCCUGCAGCCCCGGCGAGUGUCCGCAAGCCUUGCGCGCCCAGCAGGAGGUCCCGCCGAGCGCGCGAGGCUUGGGGCGGCAGCCUGUCGCCCGAAGCACGGGGAGCCCUCCGGAGGGCUCCCCGUGCUUCGGGCGAGUGUCUGCAAGCCUUGCGCGCCCGGCAGGAGGUCCCGCCGAGCGCGCGAGGCUUGGGGCGGCAGCCUGUCGCCCGAAGCACGGGGAGCCCUCCGGAGGGCUCCCCGUGCUUCGGGCGAGUGUCUGCAAGCCUCGCGCGCCCGGCGGGAGGUCCCGCCGAGCGCACGAGGCUUGGGGCGGUAGCCUGCAGCCCGAAGCACGCAGAGCCCUCCGGAGGGUGCCCCGUGCUUCUUGCAGGUGUGCACAAGGCUUGGGGCGGCAGCCGCGGCGGGGGGGGAUAAUGUUUUUUAUUCAUUUCCCCCCCCAAAAAACGAGGUGCGUCCUAUGGGCCGGUGCGCCCUAUAGAACGAAAAAUACGGUAAUCAAUAUCCUAUACCCUUUUAAAAUGUGGCUCUUUUGGGGGGGGUAUUACUGGAUUAUUGUUUUUAUUUUUAUUUUAUAUAGUGUGAUCUUUUCCAUUAACCACCCUGAGACCUCUAGGUAUAGGGCGGUAUAUAAAUUCAACCAAUCAAUGAGACAAACCUCUGUUUGCUCUUCACACUCACAAGAGAAAAUAAUUAUUCUACAGUGCUGCCUGCUAUAACACAUAGGUGCAUAAUUUAAAGCCAAAGAAAGAAAAGGUUCCCCUCUUUCAGGAAAAAAAAAUCAUUUACAAAUGUAUGAAGAUUUUAACAGAUUGAGUGAGUCCCAGCUGGGGAAAAAAGCCCUGAGAAUUAGGAUAUAAUCCAAACCCAACACAUAGUUAAACUAUGGAGCUCAUUCCCACAGGAGGCCACCAACUUGGAUUGCUUAAAAAAAAAAAAGGGCAAACCCAUGGAAGUUAAGGCUAUCAAUGGUUACUGGUUUGGCCUCUGCUGUCAGAGGCAUUAAUGGUUCUGAAUGCCAUUUUCUGGAAGCCACAGAAGAGGAGGGUGUUGUUGUACUCAGGUCCGGCUUGAGGUUUUCCCACGGGCAUUUGGGUGGCCACUGUGAGAAAAGGAUUCUGGACUCGAUGAGCCAUUGGCCCUAUCCAGGAAACUCUUCUUUUGCUCUUAAACCCCUAGCUGGCAGUGGGGAACAUAGUGGAGCAGUAUAGCCACAGCCACAGUUCUGCUACUCUCACUGGCCACAGCGAAAGGUGACUGGGUUGUGUGUAGAAGAGGAAAAAAAGACCCUCUACUCUGGCAGCUCCCAAGCUGGUGCUGUGAAGAGACGUUUAUUGGGCCCAUUGCUGUCAUGUGACAGCAGCUGGGCUAAAUUAGGAACCAGUGGAUACUGUGUUGGUCCAGCCCCUGACCCAAAAUGCCCUGUUCUGUGCAUUUCCACCGACUACUGCCAGAAGCGGCCAGUGGUAGCUGCCGCCCACCAUUUGAGGAGGUGAUUCUCAAAGCAGGCAAGGCUGGGCUCCGCGGCACCUCCGUCUCAUUCAAACUGCAUCCAGGGCUGUGGAUUGCAUCAAUGACAGUUCCUAUGAUCUGAUGAUAGCUCUGUGAAUAAUACAUUAAAUGCACACUGAUUUUUAUCCUCCUUCUAAAACGCUGCUGCUUUUUCCUUUCAUUUCCAUACCUUUCCCAAGUUAACAAGCUGCCCUUUCCUCCUUUACAGCUGUGGUGCCCAAAGUAAAUAGACUAACAUUGCAAGUCCUAACUAUGUCUCCUCAGAAGUAAGUCCUAUGAAAUUCAGUGGGUCCUACUCCCAGGUAAAUGGGGUUAGGAAUGUACUCUUAAGAGCUGAGGAGCCAGAUCUUCAUAUGGUCAAAUCACGGGGUGCACCCAGAUUCUCCAUCUCUGCCUCACCCACAAUGGCUUGAUAAUCACACCAGAGUUCUGUUUUCAUAGCUUUUCUUCCUCGCUUACUAAAAGCUGCCAUUGCCAUGGUUUAUCCUUUGCUCCCCAAAUCUCUUCUUCACCCGCCACCCUGCUGUGUUAUUGUUUAUUCAGUUUUGCCAUUCGCCUUGCUGCUUCACAUGGUACUUUAACCCUGUAAGCGAGGAGGAUGAAUAAUUUUAAUUGUGGCCACCAGCCUGCUAACAAAGUAAGAGGCUUUUCAAUUUUACUUUCUAAGUCCUCCCAUGAGCUGCACUUAAUCUGUGCAGCAGCCAGAGUUUGGCCACCCCCUGAUUUAUUGCCUCUGAAGCAUUGCAGUGGUGGUGGGUGGGGACUGCAGCAGUGUUGACUGCAGCAGUCAGAUGAACAGCUUUUCAAAUGGGUAUAUGCAACUUUUCUCCUUUUUCCUCCCAUCUUGCAAGGUAUGUGUAGAUACAAAUGUAUUUUCCUGUAAAGGGGAUCUUGUAAGAUACAAAUUCCACUUUAUGGAAUGAUAGCAUUGCCAGCAAAGGAUGGUUCAAACACGAUGAGUCCUCUGCCACCCAGAUCCUUAAGCGUUCCCAGACUGGGUGUGUAUGCCUGUCACGUUGGUGCGAUGUUUGUUCCAUCCCAAUAAUAUAUUUACUGAUGAAGGAAGUCUUGUGGUUGUUGGUACAUAUGCCAUUUGUUUUGCUGAGUCAUAACUAUGGGUGUAAGUGAGAAUUUGUAAGAUCAAAUCAUAGCCUAGAAUUUCCACUCCUUCUGAUAACAAACUCAGGUGGUGAGUGUUGACAGAAUGUUAGGCAAAAUGGCGCCACUGGUGAGCAACAGGGAUUUAUUAUCAUUCUUGGGGGAACUCCAAGGUUUACAGAAGUACAAAGUGGCUAACCUAGGACCCUUUGGACAUGGUUGGACUCUACCUCCUAGGAGCCCCAGCCAACAUGGCCAAAAGUCAGGGGUGAUAGUUUUAGUCCAACAACAUCUGGAGGGUAAAAUUUUAGCAACCCGUCCUUUAGAAAAUGAAACCUAACAGGGCAGCAAAAACAAGGCCCAAUGAGGACUGAGCAUGCUCAGCAGUCCCAAAAUGUUGAGUGUCUGUUGGGGAGGGCAAAUUAAAUUGAGUGACUGGAAGGAGGUGUGGCUGGCUUUCUGAAAUGCUGAAGGAGGUUGGUCCACACUUCAACAUUUUGUUUAGUGUAUUUAUCUCGUCCUUCAUCCAGGUAGCUCAGAGCUUAACAACAAAACUAGAAGACAGGCUCUGGGGAUUUCAGAAGCUCACUCUGUGCCUUGUACAAGCUACAGUCUUUGAACCUUGCCUAUGCGUAGCCAAUUUGGUGUCCUCCGUAUGUUGUUGGACUAAACUCCCACCAUACCUGGCCAUUAGCCACGUUAGCUGAGCCACUCCCUGGCUACCCCUGACCUAACCCAACACUCAGACCACUGCACCACAUGCUAUUUAUUAAUUCAUUGAUUUGAGAUAUAAAAAUAGAAACACAAGAGGUAUGUAGAACUGUUAUCUUAUUUCCUGUGUACACACACACACACAUUGUUUGUAUCUAAAAAUCAUUUUUCUUUACAUUAUACUUUCUCAUUUCAUUUUGUGUUAAAAUUCAAUCUGCCAGAUUUGACUUUUCCUCCAUUACCUUUGAAGAAAAAUUCUUAAUAGUGUAAUGUAAAACCACUGAGCUUGUCUUAAUCUUGCAAGCGCUCUGGAAGUAUGUGACUGGAAUAUAUUGCUUUUGUUGAUUAAUGUUCUGCUGCUUUGCAUUUCUUUUUCUCCACUUGAAAAUCUUAUGUAGACAAAAAUGGAAAGCGGAUCAAUAUUCAAGCCACGCAUUUCUCCUUUGCUAAUGCUUGUGUCUACAGUGGCUUGUGUGUUUAUUUGCAUAUUGCUUGAAAGUUGCAUUUCCAAAGGUAUAGCGGUAGGCUACAGUUACGUAAUGGGUAUAUAUAUAUACAUUUCAUAGGCAUGAGCUAAAAAAUUCUUGGAAACCAGCUCUCUUUGGGUAUUCUAAAGAGGGCUUAAAUAAGCAUAGAAUGAAAUAUUGCACAAGAGAGUUGACUUCACGCCAUCCAGUCUUGGGCUGUCAGCACACUUCCUCUUAAAAAUAUAAGCUUCAAACUCACCACUUAAAUUGAUGAACUCUUGACUAAAGCAGUACACAAGGUUGCCUUACUUAGCAUCUGAAUUUAUAUCUGCGUCAAAUACAUUGUGUCUCCCUGCAGUGUUAAUGAGCCGCAGGCUUUGUUGGGUUGGUUUACAAACCAUAGUGGAUGAGAUUGCUUGUUUCGUCACAUAACUCUUAAUGUGUCUUAAAACAUUGUUCCACUUGUCUGGUUGCCCAAACUUCAGGCUAAACGUUCUGCAACAACAGCCUUUCAGUAGAUUGAAACCAGAGUUGGGUUGAGAAAAUCAAAUUUCUGGGGUGAUGUUUGACUGUGAAGGGGGGGGGAUUUUGGUUUCCAAAGCAUUUUCAAAUGUAUACAUUCCAUGAUCGCUUCUUAACAUCUUUUGAAGCAGCAUGAACUUUCUAUCCACAUUAUUUGCCAUACGUUGUGCUUUUCUGUCCUUUUUUCUGUGUUUCUUCUGAGUCUUCAGCUCCUUCCUUCUCUUGCUGGGAGCCUCUGGGCAGAUUUCAGGCUUGCAAGAUCCACUUCUAUCUUUCGCUCAGCGAUUUACCAACCAGCGCCAGGUGCAAAAGACACACCAUUAGAGUUAAAGAACAGAGUGCCUCUAGGCAAAUUCUGAGUAGGAAUUUGAUUUCAGUAUCAGAUUGAAUAAAUAGCUUUGUUUUUGCUCCUGUUAAACAACUGGGGGUCAGGCACUCUUGCCAAUGUAUGGCAGAUCAUCCCAGUAUCUAUCAGUAAAUCAUAAUGCACCAAAUGCCCAGUGUCCAGAUGUUGUUUGACUCUAUCUCCCAUCAACCCUGGUCAUUAGCCAUCUUGGCUGGAGUUAAUGGGAUAGGGAAUCCAGUAACAUCUGAAGGAUAGUAUAUUGGCUACUCCUAUUCCAAGAGCAUAUGAGGAAGCAAAUGGAAUUUAAAAGUGGGAAACACAAUGCUGUGUCCUAAUUCUUGUGUCGAGCCAGUUGACUCUUCUGUUUUUCCAAGUUUCCUAAAUAAUCCACAUGCUCCUUCUGACAUGAUCUGUGGUAAUGUGUUUGCUAGCUGCAUUGUGGCUUCUUCCUGUGCACUCACUAGAAGAAGACACAGCUGAUGGACCUCCAUGGAAUCUCAAAUGUCUGGCAUUACCAAGCAACAGCCAAACUAAUGUCUGGAGGAGCCUCGAGAUUCUGAACAACUUAGAAUGGCAUUAAAGGAGAAUGUAUUCUUAUUUACCCAUUCCUGUAUGCAUGGGGCACUUUCAUGGACUUGCUGAAAAAUAAAUGUAAGCAGCUUUGUAACAGUGGGGGCUUUAUAGCAUCUUGUAGUCUUUGGAAGGCUUACACAUAAAUACAGCCAGUUAGUGCUAAAUUGUACAGUUUGUUUUCUGCAGCUUCAGAAGCUGAACUCAAAAGCUCCAGCGAUUUUCGAUUAUAAUUUUCCAUUGUCUGUAAAAACUGAAAUUACAAACUUAUUAAGUAAAAGGUGCAUGUCCUUAAACCAAUAUGAAUAUGAAAUCUUGGAGAUUUAGCCAUCUAAUAUUUGCAGAGAGAGGGUGGAAUACAUAAAAAGUACAGUGCCUGAAAAACAGAAUAAGGAAUAUUUUCCCAAAAAUAAAAUAAAAAAGACGCCUUAGGUAAUCAAAGACAUUCAUUUAAACAUAUGACAUUCUACCAAUCAGCAGUUAAACUUUAUUUUUAGCCUCUACUCUUUGCAGUGCUAUCCUUCUGCUAUCAGAAUAAAAAUUCAACUAAUUUUAGAGGAACAGGAUUGUAACCUUUAGUUGGUACACCAUGUUACAGGACCAGCUUCAACACUCAUCCUCAAGCAACAUUCUUUGAUUGUAAUGGUUUCUUAAUAAGCUUUGUAAGAAAGAGCUCUUGGCUUAAAAAUAUACUAAAUUUCAAUAAAUUAGCUCAGAGGAGAAUACUGACUUCUACAUUAAUGCUGACAAUUUGCAUUUUCUUCCCAUUUUUCCAAGCUUGCUGGCCUCUGUUCAGACUCCUACUUGCGCACAAAAUCCUCUUCCUGUGUUGGUGGUGGAACAAGAGGGCCCUCCUGCCACUCAGAUGGGUGAAUCAUGCAAUAUUAUCAUUUUUGGAGAGGAAAGAGUGGUGUCAUUUUGGCAAUUGGAUGAAGGACCCAGAUCACACCUUAUGGUGGCUACCCAGUGGCCCUCUACAUCAGCGGUUCUCAACCUGUAGGUCCCCAGAUGUUGUUGGACUACAACUCCCAUCAUCCCUGAGCUCUGGCCUUGCUAGCUAGGGGUGAUGGGAGUUGUAGUUCAACAACAUCUGGGGACCCACAGGUUGAGAAAGGCUGCUCUAGAUGAUGUUGAACUUCCAACUCUCAUCAGCCCCAGCCACCAUGGCCAAUAUUUGAGGACGAUGAGAAUUUAAUCCAGCACCAUCUUGAAGGACAAAGCUUACCACCCCUGCUUUGAUUAUUGAGGAGAGAUCACGCCUCCACACCUUCACCCUUGAAUCACCACUCAGUGGUAGUAGCAUUUCUGCAUUGCACCCAGAAGGCCCCAGAGUCAAUCCCUGGCAUCUCCAGUUGAAAGGAACAGAUAGCAGGUAAUAGGAAAGACACCUGUCCAAGGCUGUGUAGAUCCACUGCCAGCCAGAGUAGAAAAUACGGAGGGUGAAUAGCCUGGGUAUUCCUGUGUGUUUCUGUUAGCUUUGCAUUAGGUGAGUGUCUGAACGGAGACACACUCUGUCUUGGCUGAUGUGAAUGGAAUCUAGGCAAGGUUUUAGCAAUGGAACAUCUGCAUACAUCCAGCCAUUCGUUCAAAAGCUUGAGUUACCUUUUUGUCAGUGGUUGUCAACACAAGCCUGCAACAGGAGAAAGGUUUGGAGAUCCAGUGAUAACACACAGGCUUGCUCCUUUAUGCCCCAGCAGCAUGGGCUGUCCAUUGUUGUGUUAUGUGCCUUUUUGCUGCAGGAAGUUACUGAAUCCGUGCCUUUAAUAAUUAAAAAUCAAAUUAUAAUCAUUUGAAUGUCCAGAACAAGAUAUAGUCCGAUCUGGUUCAGAAGGUGGGAGGGGGGCAGUUUGCAGAUAUUCUGUGUGCACAAAGGUUUAAGACUAUCACAUAUACGACCGCUUUUGCUUUUUAAAAUCCAGGAGUCAGUCAGUGAGGCUAUAGGCUCCCGUUAUUUUGCUCAGGGGCAUCCCUGGAGGAAUCUCAGCGCAGUAUGACUACAACUGAUUUUUGCAUCGUUUCCUUCCGUUGCAAAGCAAACAUAUUUCACUUGUUAAAUUGUGGAAGCUUUUGUUUUUGUUUUGUAAACUAAUGGUGUCUCCUAAUGGAUAAUCUUCAAACAUAUUUUUGUUUCAAAUAUCUACACGCAAUAAUAUUUUUUUAUCUAUGAAGAUUAUUCCAUAGUGGCAAUGGACUCUUCUGAAAUGUUUCGUCCUUGUCCUUUGUUAAGCCACUUUGUUUUAUCAAGCUUUUUGUAAGCUAUAUUGUGACUUGUUUGCAUAACACUUUUAGCGUGUUAAGUGUCCAUAAGUACUUACUCUGUCUUUUCCUGCUAACCUUACUAUUUAAAAGCAAAAAAAUGCAUUGGUGAGGGGAAGGCGAGACUGCCUAUAACAUUACAUCAAUAUACCUAUUAUUACUCUUCAUGAAACUGAAAAUCUAGUGUACAUAAUUUGUAAUUGCGGGCUUCCAAGGGGGCUUUUUGUGAUGAACGGAGUAACCUUGCCUUAUUAUGAUUAUGAUUAUUGAUUUAAUCUGGUCUUCAGAAUUAUUUGGUUGUGUUGACAGAAGCAUUCCGUUACCUGAAAUACUGAGAUGUAUUUAGUCACUAGCUUUCAAAGGCAAUUUGGGAAGUAUAAAUGAGAAAUGCAUUUUUCACUUACUUGGGCUGCAGCUAUCGUUGGAGAAGCCUGUGUCUUUUGCACACUGUUAUGAACGUAUAAACCCCUUUUGAAAGCAGUAGAAUAUACAUGCAAUAUUUGCAGUAAAAGGCCACAAUCCAUAAUUCUGUGAGGUUUCAGAGGGCAAGUAGAAAUGCAUGCAUGGAUUUUUCUUUCACUCUGGAGAGACUCUCUGCUGGCACAGACAUUGAAGGCAGUGAUGGCACAGCAUAUAUAUUCCCUUCUCUUUGUUGUUAAUAAAUCUCUGGCCCGCUGAGGAUAUAUGCACACUAGCACAUCCUUCCCCAACCAUGUGCCCUCUAAAUGUUGUUAGACUCCAACUCACAUCACCCCAGCCAGUACAGCCAAUGACCAGGAAUGAUGGACGUUGUAGUCCAACAAGCAUCUAGAGGGCAUCUGAUUGGGAAAGCUGGUUUAACAACGUCUAAGAUUAUUUUGGAGAAACUAUAAUAGUUUAUUAUUAAAUGGGUUUGUGGCCAGAGAGAGGCAGUCUCUCUCAUGUAGUAGGUUUGAACACUAAGCAGACAUCAGAAGAACAAGGAGGAGCAAUGUUUUGAUUGUAGGUUACAGUUGCCUCCUUGCUUAAAUUAUUGACAUUGAAGAAUAAUUAAGGAUACUGUGAUACUGCGAAGGCAGUGCUAACUCAAACACGUUUGUUCUUUUUUUUUUUUUGUCUGUCUUUAGAUACCCUACAAUCUCAGCUCAUCAACAUGGGAGUUAUCCCUACGUUAGUGAAAUUGUUGGGCAUUCAUUGCCAAAAUUCGGCUUUGACUGAAAUGUGCCUUGUUGCGUUUGGCAAUUUAGCAGAACUUGGUAAGUUCUGGGAUGCAACCCACAAACCUGUUCUCUUUAUUUAUAAAUGUUACAUUGUUUUAAUUUACUAUUUAUGGCAAGUUUAUAGAAGGAGGACCAGUGCUGAUAUUUUCAUCUGUAUUCACUAUUCAAGUAUCCCAAGUUCCCCUUUCCAGCUCUUCUCUGCCUGCCUGAUGUCUACACAUGACUUCAUCUUUCCACUUGGGCUACAGCUUCCAUCCCCACUGACCAUUGACCAUGCUGAUUGGUGUCGAUAGGAGGUGGAGCCCAACUACAUCUAGAGGAUGCCAUUUUGGUUACUCCUGACAUAAAUAAAGUUUAUUUCUAAGGUUCAAAUACGACUUCCUAUCAGAUUUUUCCUCACUGCCUAACUAUAAGAAGUGUUGCUUUCUGUCUCUCAAGAAAGUAUAACAGUUCAUAAAAAAUAAGUCUAUGCACAGUUAUAAAAUUAGAUACCUUUACUUGAUAUCAGGGAAGAGUUUAGAAGGACCUCUCAUGCAAACAGCGUUGGUGUUUGCCUUCCUCUUACAGUGGUCCAGCUAGGCCUGGAAAAAAACACCUGGAAAAUUUUGGAAUAAAAACUUUAAAAGCAAACAAACCAAUUUUGUACUAUAGCAUUCAAUCUGGGCAAACUUUCCGUUUUCAGAAGUCUGCGAUAAAUAUGGCAAAUAUGAAAGCAGAAACUGACAGCGAUAGCUUAGAAUGAUUAAAUUUCAUUUUGUAUUCAUAGUAUUCAUUGAUGUGUGUCUCCUCCGCCAGCUCUUUCCCUCACCUCUUUUUAUGGAAAUGGGUUCUUAAUGUCUGCUUGACACUGGAGGAGCCAUAACAAUUUCCAGGUUACAUGAUAAUUUUAUGUUUUUACUACAAUGUUGAUGAUUUCUCCUGUUUUAUUGUUUUAUUGCUUAAGUUAAUAUGCUGCAGAGGGAGCAAGCAUCAAGGCCACCUUACCCAUCCACAGUGGUUGGGCUUGGCAAGGACGCUCUGUGACAGGAAAAUGAUAUAAUUUAAACAAAUAUAUUGCCACUGUGUAUAAAUAACCCAUAAAGUUUGGUUUUGCUAGUUCUUACAUUCAGUAUUAGCCCUGUAUGUUAAGAACUGCUUCAAAUCCCUCUUCACAACCCACCUUUUCUAUGAAGCCUUUGGGACAGCCCUCAAGUUCCCAUGGCCUACUUUAACUCAACCACCUAACAGCCACAUGCUCCCUGUGAUGGCGCAAAUGUGCUGGCUGCCUGAAAGGGAAUCACAACCAAUUUGCUGCUCCCUGGGGUGUUUAGGUCAGUUGACAAUGGCAGCUAAGCUAAGGUGUGGCAUCGUCAUCUUCUUUUUGGCAGUGUGUGCCAGGGUCAUUCUUAAGCUCUUGCGUUUAACCAUGGUCUGUAGCCAAUGUUUGUCCUGUGGUUAUAGGUUUCAUUGAAGAAGGAGAGAUCGUAGCCAUCCUGGAUUCAGACAACAUGCUAAGCCAAACCCACACCAAUCUAAAAACCCUGGGAAGCAGCAAGCAGCUGUGAUCUCCUUCUCGGGAGCCGGUGCUGUCAUGUUAAGCCAUGGUUUGGCUUUGCGUGACGUGUGAACAUAAUACAACCAUAAAAAAAAUUAAGUAGCUAACAUUGGCAACUGUGUAGAUUGAUGGAUGGCUUCAGAUGUCAGAAACGGGUCAAUAAACUUAAUAUUGCACCUGCAUUUUAAAAGCCAUCAGACUCAGGGUACCCAGAAAGAAGGUUGAAUCAAAGCAUCUGGAUUUGUCUGUUUUGAGACACCAGAACAAAUUCUGCCAGCAUGCAGCCAUGUUAAGGUGCUGGGUCUGACCUUUAGUCUCUUCGAUCAGAAACCCAGUGCACUCACUGUGUAAUUUUUCUUGUUCAGCUGAUGGCAGCUGAAGGCUUAAUUUAUAUGUUGGUAAUUUUGCUGUUGCUAUGGGUACGUUCACGUUCCACUGGUGCAAAUUUUUAACAGCUUUGAACAUAAUUAAUAAUUCAGGUCAUCACAUUUAUCUUAAAAGGCCUGGAUGUUUUUCUUUUCAUUUAGUGACAGGCUUAAGUAUGGGAGUAUAUUGUUCCUGUCUGCAAAGAGCGUUUAGCUCUGUUAAUCACUGCGCCGAGUAACCUCCUAAUAAACUGAAGAGAAAACAGUGCUGCCAUUCUGUGCACUUAGCUUUCCCCUUUUUGAUUUCACAGAAUCAAGCAAAGAGCAAUUCGCCUACACAAACAUUGCCGAAGAGCUUGUGAAACUGUUCAAAAAGCAAAUAGAACAUGACAAGAAGGAGAUGAUAUUUGAAGUUUUGGCUCCUUUGGCAGAAAAUGGUGAGACUCUGGUGACGGUUUUGUUUCUGAGGGAGAGAAAUUCCUUUUGAUAUUUGGCUGAGUCACGGCUCUUGCUGAGGAAGCUGUGUCUAGCUGAAAUGGUCUGUGUGGAAACCCUUGACUGAGCCCCUCCCCUUUAUUUCAGUGUUUUGUACUAUGCACAGUUCUUCAGUCUUGGGUCCCCAGAUGCCACUGGACUACAAUUACCAUCAGCCCUGACUAAUAGCUGAGGAUGACAGAAGUUGUAAUCCAGUAACAUCCAAGGUUAAAGAACUGUGAUUGGAUGGAACAAGAAAAAAAAAAUUAAAGGAGGGUUAAGAAAGCAGAGCAGAAGCAUAUGAAUUUGCUCUGUGAGGAAAACAACAACAACAGUACAACUCAUAAAAUGCAGCAAACCAAGUAAAUCUUUAGUAAACAGCAUCCCACUCUCACGGUGGCCAACCAGAUGCCUGUGGGAAACCCACAAUCAGGAUUUGAACACAAGACCACUCUCCUCUUCAUUGGCUUCCUGCAACUGGAAUUCAGAAACAUCAGUGCCUCCAACUUUGCAGACAGGGCCUAGUCAUCAUGGCUAGUAGUCUCCGGCAUUGUGUGGCAUGCACAAUUGUAGUUACCUUGUCUUCUUGCUUUUGUCAUGCCUUAUUUGGAGUCACAGUACAGUCGAACCUCCGUUUACGUAACCCUCUGGUUAUGUAAACUUCGGGAUGUGCGCCCAGCAAACCCAGAAGUAUUUUACUGGGUUUAGCCCCGCGCGCAUGCGCAGAAGCAGUCCUCAGGUUACGGAAACCUCUGGAUCCGACCGGACCUCCAGAAUGGAUCCCGUCCACAACUGGAGGUACCACUGUAUUUUAAAAAGCAUUUUAUAUUUAGGUUCUUCUAUCUUCACCCAGAUAUCAUUAAGCUACAGCUGGUUGAAGCAGGCCUGGUGGAGUGUCUACUUGAGAUAGUCCAAAAGACCGUGGACAGUGACAAAGAGGACGACAUUGCUGAGCUCAAAACUGCCUCUGAUCUUAUGGUUCUACUACUGCUGGGAGGUGAGUAUUGCAUGUGGAACCUGGGAAUUCUCAUGCUGUCAUUAGCAUAUCGGAUUCUAGCCAUCGCACUGCAGUCUGUGGGUUAGCUUGUGUUCACCUAGAGUGGCUGAGUUUUAGUAGUUCCAGCUAAAACUGCUUUUCUUCUUUUUCACAUCCAGCAACUUUUCCUAGACAGUUGGCAGGCAUGGUCCCCAGACAUGCUGAUUUUCUUUGUAUAGGUUGAACUUUUACAUGUGUUGUAAGCCCAAUGGGUACAAGUUUUGUUGAAUGUGGCAGAGCACUGUAUCCUAGAUGCUAUCUCUAGUUAAAUGUGGCAUCUCUAGCUAAAUGUAACAAGACCGAGGUCCCAUCUGAUUCCGUAGAGAGCCAAGGGAGAUUUUGACUUAAUGGCAAGGUGAAUGUUCAGUUUGGUGAAUGUUCAGUCUCUCCCGGUUCUCCUCCCCCUGUGCCCCCCAUCUGUUUUAGGGUUUUUGCCACCUUGUGGAGCAGGUGUGGGGAGGAGAAAGGGGGAAGUCCUGUUGAAGAAGUGGGAAUCAUUUUGUUUGUGCUGUUUUUUAAUUGAAUACCACCCUAGGGUCAACAGUAUAUAGUCGCUACUGUACCUGAUGAAUUUAAUGGCUUGACUUGGCCCGAAGCAGCUGUAUAGAUCCAUAUUUUUCAUACUUUGUCCAAAUGUUCUUUGUUUCUUUCCUCCCCCAGAUGAAUCAAUGCAAAAACUAUUUGAAGGAGGAAAAGGAAGCGUUUUCCAAAGGGUGCUUUUGUGGAUCCUAUCUAAUAGCCAUCAGCUGCAGCUUGCAGGAGCACUGGCGAUUGCAAAUUUUGCUAGAAACGGUAAAAAUCAUUGAGGUUCACACUCCAGCUUGUUGUCAGCACUAAAGUUUUAAUAGCACUGGGGCAGGGAAUAUAUAUUUGUUGGCAUAGUGCAUUUUAUGGUGGGGGUUAUAAGCAGCCGAACAGAGACCCGACUUUCGGAAAAAUUUUGUUUGUUUGUUUUCAGACCUUAAAAAUAUAGCCACCUUGUAGGACAUUAGUACUUGCCAAACAUUAGGUGGGACGAGGCGAUGGUGUCCCCACAAUGCACUGAAAGGCAAAGGAAUAGGUAAACAGCCAUGCAUGUCCCUCGUGAAUUUUGUUUUCAAAGUGAUUUGAAGAACAUAUGGAGUAGGGGAGACUGUGCAUUUAAAUACAUAUGGCCUAGGCAAAAAAAAGGAAGAAAGAAAAUUUGGAAAGCAGGUAAACAGUGUCUCGGACUCUUGUUUCAUCUUCCCAGUUUUAUUUUGAAUGGUGAACUAGUGUCUCAGAAGAGCAAAAUUUAUUGCUGAAAGUUUGGGUGGAGGAGAAACACUGGUUUUAACAGAGAAGCGUUUUAUGCAUGCUCUGACGGUCUGGUCUUGCGCAGAUGGAAACUGUAUCCAUAUGGUGGAUAAUGGCAUCGUUCAGAAGCUGAUGGACCUCCUGGACAGGCAUGUAGAGGAUGGCAAUGUUACCGUGCAGCAUGCAGCACUGAGCGCGCUCCGAAACCUCGCUAUUCCUGGUAAGCAAUUUAGCGUGUUUCCAAAUACAAGAGCAGCUCCGAGGAAGGGGGGGCUGUCCCGUGAGUGGGGUGGUGAAAUUCUGCUCCUCCAAAUUGCGUGUCCUGCUGCGUAUCAUCAGGAAACAAUUUAGCACAAUCCUCUACAGGUUUACUCAGAAGUAAGUCCUGCUGUGUUCGUUGGGCUUACUCACUCCCUACUAAUUGCGCUUAGCGUUGCAGCCUUAACCUCGUUCUCCUAAUGAUUAAUACAUGGGAAAUGGACUGGGUGGCACUAACUAUGCUCCUUUAUCUCUAAUGCGGGGAUAAAAAUACUGGGCUACCUUACUUGGUAGUGUAAGGAUUGCAGUGCUGCAAUCAUAUCAUGAGCACUUACGGGCAAAUGUCAGAUAAAUACCAUGUUAUGUAUAUUAUGUUCUUAUUAUAAAAUAUAAUAGUACAGUACUGUAUAAAGAAGAGGAGGUGGAGAUGCAAGUGGUUGGAUUUGCUGUAAAGAUCAGGAGCAAAUUUGGCUGCCAAUCCAUAAGGCAGCACCCACUUUGACUUUGUUUAUGAGAUUUGCAUAUAAUUGAAUUGACCCGUGUUGGAUUGAUGGCCGACCAGAUAUAAUGAAGUGGGGGGGGGGGGGACAGCCAGAGUCCCAUCAAUUACUUUUCUCUUCUACAUGCAUCUCUGUGCAGCAUUACAUCUCUUGUUUUUAUUUCUCUUUGAACUCCUGUUAGGGAGUCAUUCAGCUGUGAGCAACCUAUUUGCUUUCCAGGUCUAUUUGUAUAUGUUUAUGGUACAGCUAAGUGUUAUUAGAGCAGCAGAUGCAUUCUGUGUGUAGAUACACACACGCACCCACAAAUCUUCUUAUUCUCCCACCUCAUUUCACUUAAAUCUUUUUUUAAAAAAACCAAACAAACCAAGAUUUUGAGAAGAGGUGCAAAUUACUAUCGAAAUUCCUUCAGCAAGGAGGAAAUACAGCUUAGUGAAAAGUGCUUGUUAAAAAUAAAGCAUAAGCGUCUGAGGUGGAAAUCUCUGCCAGAACAAGCAACAUCUUGUUAGCCCAUGUUCGAAAUGCCAUCUAACUUCUCACUUUUAAUUAAAAUGCAUUCUGGAGCGAAGUCUGUCUCCUGCUUUGCACGUGGGGGUAGAGAGCCUCACAGGGGUGGAACAGGUGCAGUCGCCAAGAACGGCGGAAGAGAGGUCCCAAGAGACUGAGCAAAAAGCACAGGCUCCUUGCAAUGUUAUAGACAGCUGUUUGCAAGGUGGGUUGUUUGUCAUUCGCAUAAUAAUGAUUAUGAUAGGAGGGAGAUGAUUUGCAUUCUUCUGAAUUCUGUGUUCAUAGAACAGCACCUGUCUUGGGUUCACAGCAGACCUUCCUUGUCUCUUCAAAGCUCUCUCUCUCUCCUUAUGUUACAAACACACACACACACACACACACACACACACACACACACACACAAAAUCCUGCAUCCCUUUGUGUAGGCACGACGUGUGUUGAGCCUUCGGCACGUAUGUUUGCUGCCAGGGCUGGAGUCAGACGCAGGUCGGCAUGAAAGAAGCAGGGCUCUGUUGUCAGUGAAGUUAACUCUUUAGUCAAGGAAACAACAUACAGCUUAGCAACCAUUCCCAGUAGGCCCUGCCCCUAUGGAGCAGUUGCCAGGACUGAAGAUUCCUGCCUUCCACCUUUUCUAAGGCUCUUCCUCUCCUGGAUGUUUCUCAAGCAGUCUCAAAUUGCGUCUGCACACCUCUGGCCUCUGUUCUUGUCUCUUCAUUGUCCUGCAGAUUCUUGGGGACUAGAUGAAGGGAGGGGGAGCUUGUCGCAUUAGGAGAGGGAUCAAGCAGCCUCUUGACCCCUCUCCUCUUCUUCAGCCUCAGGGUCUGAACUGCUCUCUUUCACCAGCUCUUCCUGCUCACUAAACCCUGUUGCCCCUUCAGCAUCCAGUUCAUUUUCCCAAUCUUCUUCUCCCUCUGACCUCUCCUCAGUGUCCCACCACGACUCCCCUGGCUCUGAGCCUACCUCCUCUGGGGUUUCCCUUGGGAGUUUACUGGCCAGUGCCUCCCACUACCAGUCCCUGACACUUGCUCAGUCUAUCCAGUUAUUUGUGUGAACUCAGGUUGGUUCUUACGACUUGCUCAUGUGACCCACCUAUCCCCAGUCCCUUUCCCCUUCUUUUGCAGGGGAUGAAUCGCAGGAGUGGGAUGGAUCUCUAUACACACACACACGUGUAUAACGUUGGCUUGUACUAAGUGUCCCAUACAUACAGCAGGGUGUACAGAUGCAGGGCUCAUUUCCACAUCCCUCUGCACCUAGAACAUACAUACCAGUGCUGUGCGGAUCAGCCCCCAUUUAAAAAACACAACACAGUCAUCAUAUGCCACAAGCCAAUAGGGUGCUUCCUCCUCCUCUUUUCCUCUACAUCUGCAGUCUAUAGUGAGUACAGCCCAGAAAUCUACCACCUCAUUUGGUGAAAGGUGCAGGCUGGUUCUAAUAUACCUAAGUAACUCAUAAAUUUACUUAUAAAUAUGUAACUUCCGCAACUGGAAGCCACCACAAACAAUAGUCUCAACGAAACGGAAGGAUACAGCAGUGCUUUAUUGAUCUGAAAUAUUUCUCAGACCUCUGCCUUGCCCUGCCCCACCCUGGCCCCCAAAAACUUCCUAAACAGGACAUAUUAUUUUAUUAUAAAAGGGCCCAAGAGCUACUAAAUCAGCCAGAGGCGUUAAAGAGGCCCUUAAAGAGAAUAGCCAGAAGCAGACGACUUCUAGGUUUUAAAGGCAGUCUAAACUUUUAAAGGUCAGUCUAAAGCCUAGAGGCAUGGUGCUAAAAUAAUUUUAAAAUAGAUCAGGAGGUUGAGGAAGCUAGAGGCCAAUAGAGCAGGAUAUAUUGUGUCUUUCACAGUUUGACAUCUGUUCAUCCGUAGAGCAUACACUGGUUAAACAUAUCGUGUCAGCUUUUCUGUACAGUUUGACAUACAGGGAACUACAUAUGCUUCCACAGUAGGUAGAAAAGCAAAUUUAACAUAAGGCAUUAAAUGGACUGAUAUAGGAUGAACUGAUUGAUAUAUGGUACAUAAUGUAUAUAACACCGGUCCUGAAAGACCUACAUUGGCUCCCAGUACGUUUCCAAGCACAAUUCAAAGUGUUGGUGCUGACCUUUAAAGCCCUAAAUGGCCUCAGCCCAGUAUACCUGAAGGAGCGUCUCCACCCCCAUCGUUCUGCCUGGACACUGAGGUCCAGCUCUGAGGGCCUUAUAAACAACUAUUUGACUUUUAGAAGACAUCUGAAGGGACCCCUGUUUAGGGAAGUUUUUAAUGGUUGACAUUUUACUGUGUUUUUAAUAUUUUGUUGGGAGCUGCCCAGAGUGGCUGGGGCAACCCUGUCAGAUGAGUGGCAUAUAAAUAAAAGAAUAGUAAUAAUAAUAAUAAUAAACAAUGUAUUAUAUUAAACAUUUUUUAAAAAAUCCUACUACUCAAAUGGGAGUAGAAUAGGACCCAGUCUUGCUUCCUCUGAUCAUCUCCCCCACCCCUCACACAACUGAACCCUCUAAUGUUGCUUUUGGAGGCCUUUGGAAAAGGUGUUUAAAGGCUGCCUCAGGACUAAAUCUCUUCACGCGGUGUAAGUGUAUCAUCUCCGCAGUGCCUCUCAGAUAAUAUCUGUUCUUUAUUCAUGCAGUUGUAAAUAAGGCGAAGAUGCUGUCAGCUGGCGUGGCAGAAGCCGUUUUGAAAUUUCUCAGAUCCGAGAUGCCCCCUGUUCAGUUCAAGCUGCUGGGGACGUUAAGAAUGUUAAUAGAUGCACAAGGUAAAAAAUAAAUUGUUCUCCUGUAUUAAAUGAUUCUGCCCUUGAUCUGUUGCUGUGUUCCUUAUAGAAGAAAAAGGGGAUUUCAAGAAAAUCCUUCAAAUAAAUUGAAUGCAUCUGUGAAGUGAAAAAAGCAUGGACUUCUUAAAAACCUGUGAUGGUCCGUUGUUAUCUAAGCGCAAGCUUAAGCUCUUGAUUUAUUGGCACAGCACCGCUUGCCUCAGCCAUAGUGUGCCAUGCAAUGAAUAUCUGAAGUAUAUUGCGGCUUCAGGUGUUCCAAAAAUCCUCUUUUCCUACACAUGUGAACAGUUUUGUGAAAUAGUUAACAAUUAUCUCAACACCUUUUAUUUUUAAAAAGUGAUGUUUGAGGCAACAUAAUCUAUUGAACUUCUGCAAGUAAUAAGUGCAGAUUGCCAUAGUUUCAUGGCAACUGAAUUGCUUACACCGAGGACUUCAUGUAUCUUGAAAUCCUUAUCAUCAGCAGAAUUACAAAUUUCCUCCAUGCAAAAAGGGAGUAGAGUUUGGAAGGCUUUCAGCCAGAAGUAAAAAAUAAAGAGCUUAUGAGUUUACAGAAUAUCCUUGAUCAACUUCUGUUAAGUUUGUGUUUGCCUGAGAUUCUAGGGCGGUUGGUUGGUUUGAAAAAAGUGUGUGUGCCUUAAAAUUCCAGAGCUAGUUUUUGGAAGUAAGAGCGGGGGCUGGGGAAGAUAAAAAACUUAGAGUCAAGGGGGAAAGGAAGCUACAGAAAUUGACAUUUACUGUGAUUUUGAAUUAUCACAAUUUUGAAGUCAGCACACCAUGGAUAUAAUGAGCAGCUUCAGAUUAUUUACAUUUUAGUACAAGGUAUUACAAGGAAUUUGCUACAUCGUGUGGAACUAAAAUAUUCAGGUUAGCAGGGCUGCAGCCCUUGUUUCAUCCUGUAUUUACAGCAAAAUAGAAUUUUAUUAUACUGCUUGCCACUGUUUUGGACAGGCAUGGAUGGCAAUUUUUCACUAAAAUGAUGUGAUGGUUGCUAGAGGAGACUCCAGGCAUCUUCCUUUGACCGUCCCCACCUGACCUUCAAGGCUCGUUCUUGUAUUGACUGCUCAAGAGCCAGUUAGGCAGCUUCCUUUUUGAAAAACACACUUUUUAGUACCUUUGACCCUGCUCACUCCGUUCUUUUUAACCUACCUCGGGGUGGGGAUCCUCAGACCCUGGGGGCCAGUGGUGGCCCUUCAAAACUCUCUGUCCGGCCCUUGGGACUGUCCCCAGGCCACACCCCUCACCAGCCCUUCUGUACAACCUUGAGCAGUGUCCUUUGACUGGGAUAAUAUUUCCCUAAACGAAAUCCAGUUGGUGUUGCUCUGCUAAUGGAAAAUAUCCAUCAGCAGAAUUGAGAGUUGAUUAUUGGCUGUUCCUCUGUCCUCUUCCCCAAUUGGUUUCAGAAGGUUUCUUCUCAGCAGAUUUUUGGAGUGGGGGCCAGUCUGCUUAGGGAAGGAGAAAUCCCCCCCCCCCCACAAAUCUCCUUCCUCAUUCUGCUAAUCUUCUGCUAACAGAGCAACACCAACUGGAUUCAGCCCAUUGCUAUUUUUGCCUUCUAUUUGUUCCAAAAGGGACGCGGGUGGCGCUGUGGUCUAAACCACAGAGCCUAGGGCUUGCCGAUCGGAAGGUCGGCGGUUCGAAUCCCCUGUGACGGGGUGAGCUCCCGUUGUUCGGUCCCUGCUCCUGCCAACCUAGCAGUUCGAAAGCACGUCAAAGUGCAAGUACUGUAGAUAAAUAGGUACCACUCCAGCGGGAAGGUAAACGGCGUGCGCUGCUCUGGUUCUCCAGAAGUGGCUUAGUCAUGCUGGCCGCAUGACCAGGAAGCUGUCUGUGGGGAAACGCUGGCUCCCUCAGCCUAUAGAGCGAGAUGAGUGCGCAACCCCAGAGUCGUCUGCAACUGGACCUAACGGUCAGGGGUACCUUUACCUUUACCUAUUUGUUCAAAAUCAAGGUUGUUGUUUUCUUUCCCACCUUUCAGGAAUGUGGGGUGCUGGGUUGGAUUUUUUUUUAGAACAACUGCUGCGUACUGAAAAAAAUGCCAUCUUUGUUAUAUGUAGCAGAAGCUGCUGAACAACUGGGGAAGAACGUGAAGCUGGUUGAACGGCUGGUGGAGUGGUGUGAAGCCAAGGACCACGCAGGUGUGAUGGGAGAAUCAAACAGACUACUCUCCGCUCUUAUACGACACAGCAAAUCAAAAGUAAGUGACUCCUGCAAAAACCACAAGGCAGUGCAAUAGGUUUUGUGUUGCCAAAGCAGCUUCACUCCUCCGAGGCAGAUUGCUCCCCUUGUAGAGGUAAGGAUCUGAACCACCUGAGGUGGUGUGGCUUGCCCGAAGUUAUCUUGUCAGCCUACACUAGCCUUCCCCAGUCUGAUGCUCUCCAGACGGCCCCUGGUAAAAGAUGAUGGGAGAUGUAGUCCAAAAUAUCUGGAGGGCAACUGGAUGGGGAAGGCUGGUCUAGGCUUUAUUUGUUACAUGUGCAACAUUGGACCAGUGCGAUGUAGAGCUGCUCCCUCUGUGUUAGCAUAUAAGAACCUGUUUCUGCACGUGAGACGGUUUUUAUGGUGUAAGAUUCAGGUGUAAAUUUACCUGGAUUCUGGGAAUAAAUUCUCAGUGUGUAUUCAGUUGCAUCAACAAUUAUAGUUGUCUUCCCCAGGGAGGUUAACCAGGUCCCACUCUUCUGUUUGCUUUGUUUGUUUCCUUUGCAUGCAAAAUGUCACAGCACAAUCCUUUUGAACACUACGGAAUAUAAACUAUCAUAAGCACAUUCUGUUUCAAUGGCUUUCAGCUUGUGGCUUGAACACGGAGGAGAAGCACAAAAGGGGUGCGUGUGUGCGUGUGCCGUUUUCAUCACUGUUGCAUUUUCCUUGCCGUUGCCUUGCACUUAAUCAUCUCAUUCAGUCAAAAUAUCAAAUCUACUUUAAAUGCCAAGGCCGCGGUAUCAAACUGUGCUGUACUUAAGCUGAAGCUGGAAAAUAAAUGUGCAGAAAUGUAAUUGACGCCUACUGCUCCCGGAGUCGUAGGUGUGUGUUUUCACAUCUGCAGCAGUGGCGCACUGAGAGACACAUGGGCCACAACACGAGCGGCUUCAAGUGCUGUUCUGCUUUGUUGCUGGUCGCCUCAAAAGCUUGGGGGCAACGUGAUGGGGCACUGCCUUAACUGCGCACUAUGUGAGUACCCUCCUUUUGUCUGUCCCCAGUCGUCCAACCUAAGAGCUUCAUUUCAGUAUUACAGAAGAGGAAGAACUUUUCUCCUGCAAUUCGUGGCCUGCGGGGAACUUGGAAGGUUCUGAAUGAAAAGGCUGUUACAGGAUUUAACAACUACAAUGUGGGCAGGGGCACUGCCUCUGAAAAACAGCAGCAAUGAUUUGACUUUGAUGUCAGUUGGUUAGAGUGCGGUGGUACUGGUAAAGCCCAUCCCCUUAUGGGCCACCAGCAUAUUCCUGCAUUACAGGGGGUUGGAGCAAAGGAUCCAAUUCCAUGAUUCUAUGUGAUGCAGGGACAUGUGGGCAGUGCUGGAGCCAGCCCAGCAUGGUAUAGACUGGAUGUUGGAGUUCCUUGGCUACUUGCCUGUCUGGAGAAGUCUGAUCCGCCUUUUGGUGUGUAACUCAGCAUCAUUUGACCUGGAAGUCAGAGUUAAAUGGGUUUUCAGGUGUUGUGGAAAAAAAGCUUUGCCAAAGAACCUGGAAAGCCACCACCAGAGUAGACUUGGGCAGCCUUCUCUAACCCAGAUGUUGUUGGACUAAGACUCCCAUCAUCCCAUGACCAUUGACCAUGCUGGAUGGUCCAAUGGGAGUUGGGAGUUGAGUAACAUCUAGAGUUCAACUUGGGUCUCCAGCUGUUUCUGGACUACAGUGCACAUCACCCCUGGCCACUGGUCCUGCUAGCUAGGGGUGAUGGGAGUUAUAGUCCAAAAACAGCUGGAGCCCCAAGGCUGGGAAACCUUGAUCUAGAAGAUGCCACCUUGCCUACUCAUGGCAUAGAGAAAACUCUACUAAAUGUGCCAGUGUUCUGACUGCUUCAUAUGUUCACUUCUGAGUAGGUGGGAGCCAAAUAUUUCAAGUAUUAUUUUAUUUUUUAAUAGCAGUUGUAAACCACAUACACACUCUUGUUAUGUGCGUAAUAUAUCAAUAUAGUGUACGUUAUUGAAUUGUUCUGUUUUGCUUAUCGGUAGCAGACUGUCGUCUUUUCCUCAUGUCCUGCAAUACUUUGCGUUGUCUUUUUUUAGGAUGUAAUUAGGACCAUUGUUCAGAGUGGCGGUAUUAAGCAUUUAGUUACCAUGGCAACUAGCGAACACGUAAUAAUGCAGAAUGAAGCUCUUGUCGCCUUGGCGCUAAUAGCAGCUCUAGAACUAGGUAAGUAUCUCUAUGGUUAACGCUUUGUACUCAGGUCUCUGUUGAAGGAGAAAGUCAGAGUUAAGGCAUGAAUGGUGAGCCGCUUCGUGGUGAGGGUGAAAGCUUAAGCAAGUAUUAUUCAGGCAUCACUGCAGACAUGGGCAGCAAAAUGGGCUAUGGCACCUGUUUCCAGGUUAAGUGACUAGCAGUAUCGAAGCCGACAGCCAAUAUGACUGUGUCAAACCUCACACAGUGACAGGCCGCUUGGAUGUGUGAAUGAAGCCUUGGCCUCUCGCCACCAUCGCUCAGGACUCAACGCUUCAUACAUAAAACGUGCCUCUUUUUCAUAAUUGCCCAAUGGAGUAUUUCAGACAAAGUAAACUUUAGAAAAUGUAGUCAAUAUAAGAAUGGUAUUGGAUGUCUUUUGUUGUUUCAUCGUUAUAUUUCCCAUCGUUUCUGUAGUGAUUUGAAAUGACAAAGUUUCUGGGUUUUUCUGCCAAGUAGUUUCUCUUUAGGUAAAUGACAGGAAAAAAGAGAAAGGCUGUAGGGGGAUAACAGGGUCAAAAAACGAUUCUUUUGGUUCAAGAGGAGAGGCAACCUUAGGGGAGAGAAUAGGAUAUAGGGAGAGAAUUUAUUGCUGUAUUUCCCAUAGAGACAGAAUUAAGAUUUGAGGACAUGGGCUUGUUUAAACCUCCUUCAACAUAUUUUUUUUUUUAACUUCCAUUGACUUUUUGAGCCGGUACAUUCUACUACUCCAAGCCAAAUUCCCUUGUAUCUUGAGCAAGUACCCUCACAAUAAGCCAUGUGUGCUUGUGUCAAAAGGAGGAAACUUAUUUCUGUUUCCAUGGAUCACUUUUUCUUUGGACUACCCCAUGGGCUAUUCAGUCAUCCAAAGCUCUUCAUUGGCUGAAAUAAAAAAGUAACCCAAAUUCAGGUAUCUGUAGAGAACUUCAUGGGAUAUUAUUUUGUCCCCGGCUCUUUUGACAUUCUUAAAAAGAAAAUUAUGUAUUGGUGGUUAAAUGUGCUUCCUUCAAUCAGUUUUAUUGGUAGCGGGAGAUUACCCACAGCAUGUUACAUUGACCGGGGUAAACAUACAGAACGAUUCAUUUGGAACUUGUGGGAUUUUUGUUUUUAUUUGUCCCAAACAGAGGCUAUUGUAGCCAUUCCUCUGUGUAAAUUCUGCAAAUGAAAGUGUGCUUCAAGUGGACUUUACCCCAAUUUCUUGGAAGGAGGAAGCUAUCCCAGUAGACAAGACAUAUAUACAAUUGGCCUUCUUCAACACAAUUAAGCUUCCCUCCCUGCUUUCCUUAACGAUGCAAUAUAAAUUUAGAUUCUGUUCAAUUAAGCGAGGCAUGUAUUAUGGUUCCACAGCACUCUUUGUACUAGAAUAUGUCAGUAAAUCCCACCCCACCCCCAAGAAAAAACAAAAGGAACCCAGUCCUUCAGAGUUUAAAGUUCCCAUUUUGUUUCGAUUCACAGCCACAGCAGAGAAGGAUCUUGAAAGUGCUCAGUUAGUGCAGAUUCUACACAGGCUGCUUUCGGAUGAGAGGAGUGCACCAGAAAUCAAGUACAAUUCCAUGGUGCUGAUCUGUGCUCUUAUGGGAUCAGGUGAGUCUUUCCACAGCUCUGCUUUAGAUCAACUUUCAAAAAGUCACGAGGGUUGUACAUGACGUGCCCAAGACUGACACAGAAGCCUGUUGUUGAGCCAGGAGUGGCAUGCAGAUGACAGAUCCAAUCAAGUCUAUUUGCAGCAAAGGCUACAAAGAAGUAAUCAUCAUUGAACAUAGCAGUGAAUGUACGCUUAUUCAGACAAGAGGUCUCAUGGAAAGCAAGGGGGCUUGCAUUCAAAAGAGAUGCUAGUUUUUUAACACUUCCUGCAAAGGUUUCCCACAAGUAGAAAACUAGCACAUUGAAGACAAAGGUACCCUCCUCCUAAUAUAAUCAUCUAAUAUAGGCAAGGAGGUUUUAGAGAGAGGAUAUUCAAAAAUGUGAUCCCACUCCUCUAGUCUGAAGUAAAACCAAAUUCUACCUCCAUGAGACCCUACCAUCAGACUCUGUGUAGACCACUCCAUAGUUAUGACUACUGUGGUAUCUCUGGUUACGUACUUAAUUCGUUCUGGAGGUCUGUUCUUAACCUGAAACUGUUCUUAACCUGAAGCACCACUUUAGCUAAUGGGGCCUCCCGCUGCUGCCACCACACGAUUUCUGUUCUCAUCCUGCAGCAAAGUUCUUAACCCGAGGUACUAUUUCUGGGCUAGCAAAGUCUGUAACCUGAAGCAUCUGUAACCCGAGGUACCACUGUAACUUUAGCUGGACUGGUGCUUCUGUAUUAGAAAACCAAUCCCUGAAACUAUUAGCAUAAAGUAUGGACCUACUGGUAUGCCAAUGGAAUUCAUUAUGAGGGCUGGUCCAUAUGAUUUCAGUAUCUCUUCUACAGCAUUCAUUACAAAACAAAAGCAUAAGAAUGGUGCAUUUGCUCAGACCCAUGGAGAAAGGCCGUAGCUUAGUGGUGAAGCUUGUGUUUUGCAUAUAAGAGCAUCCACAUCCAAUCCCUGACAUCUCUGGGUAAGACUGGGAGAAAAAAAAAUCUUGCCUGAAACCCUGGAGAGCUACUGUGAACCAGGGAUGGGGAACCUGUGGCCCUCCAGAUGUCCUUGGGCUCCAAGUCCCAUCAUCAGCAUCAACAACCAUGGCCAGUGGUCAGCAAUGUCGGGGGCUGGAGUCCGUGAACAUCUGGAGAGCCAUAGGUUCCUGGUGUACCAAUCACCCAACUGAUAUAAAGACUGUUUCCUAUUCAGGGUCGCCCCUCUCAGCCCAACACUGACUUGCAGUUAGAAAGCAUCUCAUUAAAAGGGGGGAAAGAGUUUACGCUAUUUUUCCAACAAGUCUGGGUUUCUCAUUUUAGCUUGUCAUCUAAGCAGCUCCCGCAAGGUGGGCUUGCUUCUUAAUAGUCCUAUGAAAUUGGGGGUGUGAGGAUGGGUGGGCAGCUUCCCAACCUGCUGUCUCUCUUGCCGAUGUGUGGUGUUUUUUGUAUCAACCUUAAAAUAAUCCUUUUCACCCCUUUAGAAAACCACCCAUCCCCACCACAAAGACUGCAGUCAGUCCACCAUUCUAGGUAGCUGGGAUACGUGCUAUAGCCAUUGGAGCCUUCAGUUUUGACAAAGAAUUCUUUCUGUUGGGUUUGAUGCUGCCUCUGCAAAUCAGAGAGCUUUGCUGUUCCAACAGACGCUAUAUGUUGAAGGAAGAGAAUAGGGAAUGUAAAUGUGUAUGUAACGUCAAAAGAAUGAAAGGAAAGCAGAGCAUUCAUUGCCAUCACAGUCAUUGCUGUGUGCAUGAGUGUGAGAAAAGAGGCCCAGGACUUGGUUUGUCACUAGAACCUAUUAAUACCCAGAGAGCAACACCUGCUGUAGAUAUCAAGCUAUCCUGGAAGUAGGAAGUAUAUUCUUCCCGCAGCAGAAUAGCCUGGAUAGAAACCCCGGUUUCCAUUAAAUUGUGUGGGGAAUAAAAAUGUUUUGGGGCAUUAAGCUUGCUUUUAGGCAUUUUCCGCUCUGCUCAUGGUCGCACAGAGGGGAGUUUGGAUGCCAUGGCGGAUUGGAAAGCAGGUGACCAGCAAACUUGGCAGGAAAACAAGGGUCACAGUUUGCUACGUGGGGGGAAAGAGGCUCUGUAGGGUAACAGAAUUGAUUUGUAACAGCUCUUUUGUUAGUGAGCAGCCUGUGCUGUUGCCUAAGCAAGCCCCAGUAGAAUAAGCGUCAUGUGUUUACCUCAACCCUGGUAUCCUCCUAGCGCCUAAAGCAGCUUUUUCAUCUUCCCCCGACCAUGACAACUAAAUUAGGCAACUUCCAGCAGUGUUGAGCAGACCUCUAGAUGUACUCAAAAAACAAAUAUUUUGGGUACUGUGCGCUUGCAUCAUUUGUUCCAUUUCUUCUUUGUUGACAUAACUAAGAUGCCAACACGGACUGUGCUAAGAGGAACAGAGAAAGUUGCUUUAAUUACAACCACCAUUUAAGCUUGUAGCAAAAAUCACCACCUGGAUCCUUGCAUGCUUUUUCCCCUUUUCUUUUUUUGAAAAGGCAUACUUUAUUCAGGUACUAAACAUGGAAAGGCUGCUUCUCCACUAUAUGUUCACGAUACACAAGAAAGGGUGCUGAGGCGAGUCUCUCUUACAGCCUUCCCCAGCCAGAUGUUUAGGACUGCAGCUCUCAGCAGACCUACCCAGCAGGUUGUGUGAGGUGGGAUUUAGGGGAGGUGUAGUACAAAAUGCUUGGGGAGGCUACUCUGUUAUGUAGAGUCUCAUGAAGGGGACACGUCCUGUGACAGAGAGCGGACCCUUUUUAAUUGCAUAAGGUGCCUUCUCCCCCCACCCCUCCCUUGAACUGCAUUGGUGGCCCCUUUAAGAACACGCCAUCUCCAAAGGGGAAGGAGUCGCAGAAGCCCUGCACUACACACAAGCCUCACUCUGUAUGGAGCAUGGCUUAAUUUCAGCAUCGUCUAAUUACUCUUAUUCAAGGAAGGGCCAAGGCUCAGUGGUAGAGCACAGGUUGGUGUAAAAGGCCUUAGAUUUCAUUCCUGGCAGCUGUGGACAAUAGGGUCAAGUAACUGAUGAUAGGAGACACUCUGCCUGAAAUGCUGGAGAGCUGCUGCUACUCAGACAAGACAAUAUCGCACCAGAUAUUGGUCCUCGUAGGCCUCAGUCUUGGCCAACCAGAGCUAGAAGCAUCACCAGGCUUCUAGAGAGGUUGGCUGGGCCUAAGAGCCCAUCCAACCUCUGAUAGGCCCCAACUGCAAUUUCCUUUUAAGGAGAUUUGAUGCAUUGAUACAGCCCAGGGCCACGUAAUUGUUUUACACUGCACACACCUGCAAGAAAACAGAAGGGGGUCCAUCUCCUGCCCACACAACACAGCAAGCAGAAGCAGAAACUUGCACACGCUCACCUGUUUUCCCCACAUCAAGUCACAUUUGCUAGGUCUCCCUUGCAAGACUAAGACAGAUCCCAUUUGCUUGCAGAUGAUUUGCAGAGCAAGGAGGAAAGUGUGUGUGUGAAGGGGCUCCCUAAAUUUAAGAUGCUUGAAAAGUACCGCUAACAGCCACCAGCGCCACUUAUUCUCCAGCAACCGCAUUGUGCCAAGUUGACAAGGCCUCUGUUCGUUGCCGCUUCCCCAGAAAAGGCAAACAAAAGAGCAGCUGCACACAUAAAGGCCCAGCAGGAAAGUAACCGUCUCGCUUCUGUUUGACAGAACUCCUUCACAAGGAAGUGCAGAGUCUGGCCUUUCUAGACGUCGUAUCAAAACUCCGCAGCCACGAGAACAAAACGGUCGCCCAGCAGGCUUCCCUCACAGAGCAGAGACUCGCCGUGGAAAGCUGAGGAAAGGGGUACCCGCGCUCCCACCUAGCAUCGCGUCACAGAUUUCACCUCUCGUCCUGUCCUGCUGCGUUUCUCCCACCCACUGUGUCACUUGUGCAUGCAUGUAACAUUCCCCACACGGAUCGAACUGCUGUAGGUACCUCUCUCUCCACAACCGAGAUUUCUAUAAACCCAUAGCCAGUCGCCAUCAACAUGGAUCCUGUCUCUCUUACACACAAACACGAAAUGUCUCCUAGCCCUGUUAAUUGUUCUACAUGUAUUCUCGUUGCUUGAGCCACAUAGUAGAAUGUGCAUGUUGUAGUCCUAUAAUAAUGUAAAAAAGAGAGAGAGAAAGACGUGGUACUACUACAUCAACGACUCCUCCCCUCGUACCCCUAACUCCGUAACAAGUGUACUGCUAACUUAGGGACAAAGCACAGGAGGCAGCAAGGCCGGGCUGGACUGCCAGGGGUUUCAGAAAAUGGGGAGGGAGCCUCUUUGGGGAAGGGAGUCUUGCUGCUCACUCACUGGUCUUGCAUAUUAAUGUCAACCCCAUGGUACCUAGAGGUAAAUCAAUAAACUCCAGUGCGCUCACACUUUA